AUGGCUGAGGCUUACCUGUCACUGGUAGGUGAAGUUGCCAUCCAUCGAGGUGUGUGUGGGGGCGGAGCUUACACUUGGGAGGCGGAGCUUCCAUUCAUGGGGCGGGAUUUCUACGUGGAGGCAGGGCAUGCAACCAAAAUUGCUGUAAAUAGUGAAAGGAGACUGACAAGUCUCCCUCUGGCCGCCAGCAGCUUAAUUGCGGCCGCACCAAUCCCCAGCUCCUUCCUCUUUACUUUAUUUAAAUUACAUUAGCCAGGAUGGUAAGGGCUGUCUGCCUGGCCCCAAGUGCCGUGGCCAACCAGGAAAUUUCCUGCUAUCCCGGUGGGCCAGUCCGGCCCUGCCUCCCAAUUGAUUACACUGCCCCCCCUCCUACCAAUUUAAUACACUCCCCCCUUCUACCAAUUUAAUACACUCCCCCCUCCUCCCAAUUUAAUACACUGCCCCCCUCCACCCAAUUUAAUACACUGCCCCCCUCCCCACUGCCCUCCACCAAUUUAACUACCUCCCCUAAUUUAAUACACUGCCCCUCCCUCCUCCCAUUUGAAUACACUGCCCUCCCUCCCUCCCCACAUUUAAUACACUGCCCCUCCCCACAAUUGAAUACACUGCCCUCCCCACAAUUUAAUACUGCUUUCCCCACAAUUUAAUACUGCUCCCUCCCCAUAAUUUAAUACUGUCCCCCCUCCCCACAAUUUAAUACACUGCCCCCCUCCUCCCAAAUGAAUACACUGCCCUCCUCCCCACACUUUAAUACACUGCCCUCCCUCCGCACAAUUUAAUACCCUGCCUCUCUCCCCACAAUGUAAUACACUGCCCCCCUCCCCACAAUUUAAUGCACUGCCCCCUCCCCACAAUUUAAUAUACUGUACUACAGCUCAUCUUUCCUUCAAGAUGAGCUGUCCACCAGUUCCAGCCCAGCCUGCACAAUCUCUUCUCUGCUCAAGCAGGUACAGCGAGCAGGAGGGAAGGAGGAGUGAGAGGCUGGCCUGGUCUGCAGAUAGCCAGAUACUCUGCGCACUAAAGCGCCGCCGCUGCACAGUCGCCGGGUAUGAAAUCAUAUGUUGUUCAUAUCUGGCGGCCAGCGUGGACAAAUACUUCAUACUCUUGCGGGUUGUUGCUGGUCGCAAAGCCACGCGAUUGGCCGCGGCCCGCAGAAGCGCAGGCUGAUCGCAGCACACAGCGUUCCCCUGGGCAGGCGGCCUACCGGAAUAUCUCCUGUUCCAGGCCCUGUAGAUGGAUUAUCUCGGCAAAGGAGAAGUGCUCACUAACACAGAUUUUGACAGAUUUGUGAACAAUAUUUGAGAGAAAUAGGCCUUUUGUGUACAUAGAAAGUCUUAGAUCUUUGAGUUCAGCUCAUGAAAAAUGGGGGCAAAAACAAAAGUGUUGCAGUUUUUUUUUUAUUGUAUCUUUUCCCUGACAUUUGAUUGAAUUCCCAUUUCUCAGCCAGCUAAUACAAGUUAGUGGCCAUUCUUGUGUCCCCGAUCCCUCUCUGUGUUACUCUCUCCUGGGUCUGUGCCCUGCUCCCAGUCUGUUUACCCCAUCCCUCCCUGUGUUACUCUCCUGGGUCUGUGCCCUGCUCCCAGUCCGUUUCCCCCCCAUCCCUCCCUGUGUUACUCUCACCUGGGUCUGUGCCCUGCUCCCAGUCUGUUUGCCCCCAUCCCUCCCUGUGUUACUCUCUGGGUCUCUGCCCUGCUCCCAGUCUGUUUGCCCCAUCCCUCCCUGUGUUACUCUCUACUGGGUCUGUGCCCUGCUCCCAGUCUGUUUGCCCCAUCCCUCCCUGUGUUACUCUCUCCUGGGUCUGUGCCCUGCUACAAGUAUGUUUCCCCCCAUCCCUCCCUGUGUUACUCUCUGGGUCUCUGCCCUGCUCCCAGUCUGUUUGCCCCAUCCCUCCCUGUGUUACUCUCACCUGGUUCUGUGCUCUGCUACCAGUCUGUUUGCCCCAUCCCUCCCUGUGUUACUCUCUCCUGGGUCUGUGCCCUACUACCAGUCUGUUUGCCCCAUUCCUCCCAGUGUUACUCUCUACUGGGUCUGUGCCCUGCUCCCAGUCUGUUUUCCCCCAAUUCCUCCCUGUGUUACUCUCACCUGGGUCUGUGCCCUGCUCCCAGUCUGUUUGCCCCAUCCCUCCCUGUGUUACUCUCUCCUGGGUCUCUGCCCUGCUCCCAGCCUGUUUGCCCCAUCCCUCCCUGUGUUACUCUCCUGGGUCUGUGCCCUGCUCCCAGUCUGUUUGCCCCCAUCCCUCCCUGUGUUACUCUCCUGGGUCUGUGCCCUGCUCCCAGUCUGUUUGCCCCCAUCCCUCCCUGUGUAAGUCUCCCACUCUCUCCUGGGUCUGUGCCCUGCUCCCAGUCUGUUUGCCCCCAUCCCUCCCUGUGUAAGUCUCCCACUCUCUCCUGGGUCUGUGCCCUGCUCCCAGUCCCCCCCUCCUCUCUGUGAGUGCAGGGAGCCAGCUUGCUACCAUGUAGAGAGGGAGGGAGGGACCUUCUUCAAUGCUACGUGCAGUAUUAGGGGACCAGACAAACGAUCAUCUUUUCCCUUUAAAUCCCAGCAGCGGGGUCUCCUGCAGCCAGUAGCCAUCUAGAUUGAGGACCAGCCCCAUCCCUCCUCCUCCCCUUCCUCCUCCCCAAACACACACUCACACUCAGACAUGCCUGGACACUAUAUUUAGCUCCCCUGCUCUAUGGUUUAAUUUGCUUCACUCAGAGUGCCACCUCCUCUUCCCUGGCAGUGCUGAGCCUGGCACCCUCUGUCUCCUGCUACCCAGACCAUCGGUAUCACUGGAGGGAUUUACACCCAUCAUUGGAAAUCUGUCAAAUAAAAACACAAAACGGGGUUCCUGCAACAUCUGGACUCCACAUCUGGACACCCACCCCCUGUCCACUCUACCAGGGGUGAAGGGUAAGUGCAGUUCCUGUGAUUGGGGUCAUUGAUACAUUAUUGCAAUUCUGGGUGUUCCAUUCUAAUCUAAUACCAAGCAUAUGUUGUGAUUCAGAGCAUGCCAUGCUCUGAAUGGUUAACAUGCUGGGGUAUUAGGGCACUUGCCCCACAUACAGCAAGGGACACGGGGUAUCAGGCGGCCUUGGCAUAAUCUGGGGUAGCACACCUAGCCAGCCAGACUGUAAACAAUACUGCCUGAGGAUGAUGGGUGUGUCUUUCUUAUCUAUGCUCUGGCUUGGCUGAGGGUGAUCUGAUAACCCACUCUAUAGAAUUUGGAGGGCAGCUUGGCACGGUAUAUAAUCCGUGAGGUUGUCUUGACUGGCUGGGGUUGAUAUGAUUUGCACGCUGUCGCAGCUGCCGUAUCCCCCUAGAUGUAGAUAUGAUAUAUAUAUAUGGUUUCCCAGUCUGCAGGAUGGCUGUGCAGGUACAUAGCAGAGAGCUGCUAAAAUACACAAUUAAUCUGCUAUUUUAAUAUGGCUUUAUCAGGUUCUGACAGCAGACCAGGUAUGGGUCUGUGCCAAUGCAGGCCAGUCAGGCAUUGCAGGGUAUCUCUAUAUGGGCAUGCAUUGUGUUCUUCUAGCUGUCUAUAAAACAAUUCUAGCCCUGCAGAUCAUUCUUCCUAUCUGUCUAUUUUGAUGCUCAGUAGUAAAUGAUGUGGUGCCAUGUUUAGCUGGUAUACUGUCACUGUGUACACCAGGCCCCGGCCAGUCCCUGCAUUGUUGACAUGUCUAUGUGCUGUGUGUAUAUAUCAGCAGUAUUGCCAUGUGCAGCCUGUGAAGGUGAAUGCAGGUUGGCAGAUUCACACAGCUCCAGGGGGGGUGUGCUCUGUGCAGAUAACAGGGAUUGGAAGGCUGAGCUUGAAUGGUAACCAGAAAAAGGGGGGGGGGGGGCAUGAACUAUGUGUGUGGGGCACCCAUGCAGGGCUGUGCUAAUUCACUUACAAGGGGUGGUGUCAGGAAGGGAGAUGGUGUCUGCAAAAGCUGGGCCCACCCCUGUUUUCUAGUUGGUUUGGCUCUAUUUGUAUUUGUGGCACUCAGUCCUACUCUGUUACUGCUGUCACACAGGGGAGGCCCUGCAUUCUCCUCUGUCACUACUUUAUGGAUACAUUGUUACAUGCUGUGUGAUGUAUACAAUGAGCGUUUGUAUGAUCACUACAGAUCUGAGCCACUGCACACUUAUUUACAAUUUGUAUUACUAAAUUAUGAUACAAACCAUCAGUUUUUCCCCUUGUCUUUUGUACACUGUUAUUUUGAUUUGUUUAAAAUGUUUGUUAAUUUUUCCAGAUUUGCUUUUUUUUUAUCUGGACACAUUUCAUCUAAUGCUGUUGGUCAGCAGAUUAAACAUGCUGCCCUGCAGUAUGUGGAAUUCAUAUGUGUUGGGAAAUAAAUCAUUGUAUAGAUGGGCUAAGUAACAUAACUAAUACAGCUUGCUAACUUUUAGCCAAUCACCGCUGUCCAAGUUGGGCAAGAUUGAUAAUGAUGUUGAUAAUGUGGAAGUGUAAAUUAUACUCUUAAAGGGGAACUAUAGGCUAGGGAUACAAACUUGUAUUCCUAGCACUAAAGCUCCCUAUAGUGCUCACUCACACGAUUCCUCCCCCACAGCGCAGAACACUUUUGUCACUUACCUGAAUCCAGCACUGAUGUUAGGCUCUGCUUUGCUCCUCCUUUGCAAGGACCAUGCACGGUGAGCGCAUUUAGACAGCCUUGUAGGAAAGCAUUUUAUAAUGCUUUCUUAUGGGGUUUUGGGUAAGUCUGAAAGUCCUAAUGCAGAGAGAACGAGGACAUCCGCCGCCUAACGACCCAGAAGUCCCUCUAGUGGCUGUCUGGUAGACAGGCAGUAGAGAUGGAGUUAACACUGGAUAGUAAUUAUUGCACCCAGACCAUUUCAAUGCACUGAAGUGAUCUGGGUGCCUAUAGUGUCCCUUUAAAACUUUAAAGGACCACUCUAGGCACCCAGACCACUUCAGCUUAAUGAAGUGGUCUGGGUGCCAGGUCCAGCUAGGAUUAACCCAUUUUUUUUAUAAACAUAGCAGUUUCAGAGAAACAGCUAUGUUUACAAGUGGGUUAAUCCUUCCUCCAAUUCCUCUAGCUGCUGUCUCAUUGACAGCCGCUAGAGGCGCUUGCGUGAUUCUCACUGUGAAAAUCACAGUGAGAGCACGCAAGCGUCCAUAGGAAAGCAUUGUAAAUGCUUUCCUAUGAGACCGGCUGAAUGCGCGCGCAGCUCUUGCUGCGCGUGCGCAUUCAGCCGAAUGGGAGGAACGGAGGAGGAGAGCUCCCCGCCCGGCACUGGAAAAAGGUAAGUUUUUAACCCUUUCCUCUCCCCAGAGCCGGGUGUGUUUUCCUGGCACUAUAGUGGUCCUUUAAACCAACGUAUAUGUCCAGGACACUAUAGGCAAGAGAGCUGCAGUUUUGUUUCUCAGUGUUCUUAUAAACAGAGAGGGCAUACCAGAGGGAGCUGCCUUGAUAAACAAAUGGUCUUCCAACCUGCAGCAUGUGAAUGCGCUGCCUAUCAACACAAAGAUAACUAGGUAAGAAAGUGGGUCUUGCAAUCCUAAUGCUGUUUGUCCAGUUUGGUUUGUUAGAUGGCUCUUUAAAACAGAACCACAAUAUACUGUCUGUCUGUCUGUCUAUCCUAGUUUGCAGCUUAUCAUUAUGUCAUGCAUGCACACAAAAGCCUGCUUCCAAAACUAAUUUUGUUGAUUGUUCUAUAGCAGUGCUAAUCAUUUAAAUAGCCAAAUCUUCACCUGGGAGCUUAGAAUACAGGCAUUCUGUUUGAUCAGAUCAGUAAAGUAAGAUUAGACCUUGAUUUCUUUUGUCCAGUAUGAUAUUGCGGCAUGAUGAUAUAUGGUGAAUGCCUUUGGGUCUUUUUAGUCUUCUAAAUGUUACGUUAUUAGCUAAUAAACCUAUAAUUUGAUUUUUUAAAGAAAAGUAACUAUCUACAGUAAUAUGUUUAAGAAGGUGCCACUCAUUAUGAAAAUAGUGAUUAUGGAACCAGGAGUGUCCUGCCCCUGUCCCAAAAUGUGAAACCAUUUCAGCAUAGUUUUACAAUUUACCUGUGCCUAUUGCUACAUCUGCUGCAUCCACUCUUCUCUUUGCUAAAACGGUUUGACAUCUUACUGUAAGAUGGCUUUGGGCCCUACUGGGACCAUACCCACUCCAACUUGCUAAUGUGCUUUCAAAAGAAUUUUGGGAUAAACAAGCUUCUAGAGGCACUUUCUCAUAAAGACCUUCAAAAAUUGAAGGUCUUCAUAUUCGGCAUCAUCAUGGUGCUGACCGCUGUGAAUACUUCUCAUAGAGAAGCAUUGGAUUGCAUACUUCUUUGUGAGAAAUGUCUGACUUGCAGAAGGCAGCAUAUGUCUGUGGUUUCUAUGAGAAGCAUUGGAUUGGACCAAGAUCAUCUGUUAGGAUGUUCUCAGAAGAGGUGGUGUGGCUACCUUGUAGAGUCUAUCCUAGAACUGAAUUACAGAGGAACCUGAAUCGUAACAAGGAAAAAGGAAUAUAAUAAGGUUAAAAAGAAGUAUAUUGUUUUAGACAAAGUUGGAUUACAAAGAACAAUAAGAGAUACACCUUGACAAGAAUAGAACCAAGAAAAUGUUUAGGGGAAAAAAACAAUUGUGUAACUUACUAAACCGUUAACGAAUGUAAAGAUUUAUAUAAUGUGUAGGCCAUGCAAUUUCAAGCCUGCAAUUUUGGAGUACUCUGUUUUAGUGGAUAGUCUCAUCAGCGUGUAUAAUUGUCUUGUACCAUCCUUAAUCCAUACCUUCAACUGCUCUUUCUCCUGGUGUUGUCCCUACUCCCCUUAAACAUGCUACUGUCAUACCUAUCCUAAAAAAGCAUCUCUUGACCCAUCUUCCUCUUCCAACUAUCCCCCUCAUAUCCCUGCUCCCCUUUUUCCUCAAAGAUUCUAGAAAGCCUUGUCUUUCCCCUAUUGUCUUGCUUCCUCAAUUCCAAAUCUCUUCUCGAGCCUCUUCAAUCUGUCUUCCGCACUCAACUGAGACGUCUCUGACUAAAGUUACUAGUGCCCUAAUAACAGCUAAAUCCAAAGUCCCUUGAUUCAAUCCCUUGAUCUCCGUGGCACUGUCCUCGUGUGGUUCUCCUCCUAUCUCUCCCAACAUUUAUUCAGUGUCUACUUUUCCAAUAACCCCUCCUCCCCUUGUCCUGUCUCAGUUGAAGUCCUCCAAAGCUCUGUUUUUGGUACUCUUCUGUUUCGUCUUUAUACCGCUUCUCUUGGCAAACUCAUUAAUUCCAUUGGGAUUUGCAGCCACCUGUACACCAAUGACACCUAGAUGUAUCACGCCCCCGCUGCCCUACAGCGGGUCACUGCUUGCCUUUCUUCCAUUUCUGACUGGAUGUUCUCCUGCUUCUUUUGGUUUCCCUGUAAGUCGAUGGUACUUACAUUAUCCUGUCCUUGCAAGAUUGCUGUCUUGGUGUUAGCUUUGAUCCUGGCUUCACCUCUGCACCUCAUAUUCACACUGGUGGUAAAACCUGUCGAUUUCAUACCUUAACAACAUUGCCCGCAUCCGCCACUUUCUCACGCAAACUACUGCCAAAGAGCUGGCUCAUGGUCUGGUACUUUCUCGCAUGGAUUACUGUAAAUUUCUCCUACUUGUUUUCCCCAGAAACGAUACUGCCCUGCUACAAUCCGUAAUGAAUGCUGCUGCCAGGUUGACUUUAAUCUCCUGUCGCUGCUCUCACAUCUCGCCCCUCUGUUGAUCUUUACACUAGCUUCCUGUAUUCUAUAGGUGUCGUUUCAAAGUUCUAACCCUUACCUAUAAAGCUCUAACUAACUCUAGUCCUUGUUACAUUUCUUCACUGAUUCAUAGAUCUGUCUCUUCUCCGUCUCUCCGCUCUGCCGGUGACCUUCUCCUGUCUGCUUCUCCCGGGCGACUACUUUCCUUUGGAACAGCUUGCAUACCCCCGUCAGUCUCCCCUGGUCUUCAAUAGUUUGAGAAGUCCCUCAAAAUCCAUCUUUUCAGAAAUGCUUCUAGCGUCCCAGACUAACUUCUAUGUCACAAAUCUGUCUCAGACUCUCUCCUAAAGAGCCAUACUCCACUCUCACGUCCAAUUCUGCUACUUUUCCACCUUGUUGUUUGCUGUCCCCUUUGAUGCCCUUCCUAUUGUGUCUUUAUACUCCACUCCUCUAGACUGUAAGCUCUUUAAAACAGGGCCCUCAUCUACCUAUUGUUCUGUAACAUUUUGUAAUUGUUAAAGUUCUCUCUUUCUAAUAAUGUAAAGUGAUGCGGAAUAAGUUGGCGCUAUAUAUAUAAUAAUUAAAACAAACCCUUGAACUCUAAAUAGAAGGUAAAUUGUCAAGUCAAAUAGCAUACAGUCUAAUGGACGUUUUGAUUGUGGUCAGUUGCUGGGGUGAAACCAACCAAAAUUAACAGAUCUAUUUUAUCUUAUCAUUUUUCAGUUUCCAAGGCUCUAUUCCUACUUACAUUCUAACUGAAACUGUUUAAGAAGAUAUAGAGGCUGAUGGAUAGGGUCUCAUUCUUUAUGUCACAUAUAUUUUUGUCACAUUUAGUUUUUACCAUUUAGAAUGGCAAUCUGAAUACUUCCAUAUUUUCUCGACCCUUUACAAGCUUACUUGUCCAGGUUUCUGACUCUCUUAAUUUUACAUCAGUAAUUUAAGGAGCAUACCUGCGUCCGGUACAGAAGGUUUAAGAAAAAAAUACACCAAAAAAAAAAAUGCCAUAACUGAAACAAAAAAACGUAGCAGCGUAUGUGAUAUUUACAGGAAAAAAAACUAAUUAAAAAAGUUACCUGCGCGCUUCCCAAAUCCCUAUGCAUAUUUAAACAAAUGGAGUUUAUUUCGUUUCUCCAAUGGCGACGAGACUUUAGCCCACCAGCCACGUCAAGGCAAACCUAGCUGUUUGCUACAAAAUACAUUUGUAUUUAUAUUCACUUUUGUAUCACACAGCUAUGUUAAAAUGCUGCAGCCCAUCCCAUGUGUUCCUUAUUAGGGGUGAAACAAAAUACCCCUUUCUGUCUUAUUAGAGAUAUUUUUGCCAGAAGCUCAAUGAAGCUAGGUGAAAGGUUAGUGUAGGACCCACCUGAGAAGUUUGCCUUGACGUGGCAGGUGGACUAAAUUCUCUCAUGGCCAUUGAAGAAACUAAAUAACCUCCAUUAGUUUAAAUAUACAUAGGGAUUUAGGAGAGAGUGCAGGUAACUUUUUUUUUCUUUGGUUUUUACUGUAUGUAUUGGGGCUGAUGUGUACUAUGGUCAUUGCUGCCGCCCAGGAGUGAUGGGAGUUUGAGCAUAUGUGAUAUUACCUUUUAGAUAAAGGGCUGGAUUAUAUUACCAGACAUGAAUCUGACAUUUUAUCCCCUCUGAUUCUCAACCCUGCAUAUCUUUACAUGCCUUCUAAAGGCUUUAUUUUUUUUUUUUUAUACUUUCAAAGAGAUUUGUCAUAUUGAAUUUACGUUGUAAUAGUUUCAGAUGUAUCUGAGUUAUACAAUAACUUCUUUUAGUCUCCCUUUUUGUUCUUUCUAUGGGAAUAUCUCCUUCGUUAUUACCUCACUUGUCCUGAGGUGCACCUGCUAUUCUGUAAAUUGUCAUGCAGAGUAGAUGAUCGAGGCUAAUGGGCCGUCAAGACUAAUUUGAAAAAAGGGAAUGCAAAAAGCUUAACUAAGUACAACUAAAAUGUUGAAAUAUAUAUUCUUUGAAAGUAGAUUUGGCUAUCCUCAAUCUUUUCGAACUCAAGGGAAAAAAUAAUCUAGAACAGCAGAGCCAAUUCUAGCUUUUACUUUUCCAAGGUGUUCGUGGUGUUUUGGUCUUUCUUUUUCCCCAUCUGCCACAAGAUAAAGGUGAUAUGGAGCUUCCUGCAUGGAUUUCUGAUAAUUCUCCUCCAUUUCAAUGCUAUCAUACUUUACACACUGGAUGUUCUAUGCUGUCGUACUUUGCACACUGGACGUUCUAUGCUGUCGUACUUUGCACACUGGACGUUCUAUGCUGUCAUACUUUGCACACUGGACGUUCUAUGCUAUCAUACUUUACACACUGGACGUUCUAUGCUGUCAUACUUUACUAACUGGACGUUCUAUGCUGUCAUACUUUGCACACUGGACGUUCUAUGCUAUCAUACUUUACACACUGGACGUUCUAUGCUGUCAUACUUUACUAACUGGACGUUCUAUGUUGUCAUACUUUGCACACUGGAUGUUCUAUGCUAUCAUACUUUGCACACUGGAAGUGAAUUACCAGCGGUUGUACAGAAAGUAGCAUGGCUUCCUUAGUUCCCAUGCAUUACAGCAGCAUGGAGGACAAAUGAUACUGUUUCUGCAUAGUAUGUUAUACUGUAUAUUCUUUUAUGAUUUAUUUGGCCAGUUUGGGAGAUCCAUUAAUUUCCUGAUUUGCCCUGUGAUAAAUCCAGACUUGACGGCUGCUGUAUCAAACCUAUUCCAAUGGCACCGAAGCCCGAUGUCUAGUCCUUCCCACCUCCGCAAAAAUCCAUAACGCAAGAUCUGUACCCUUUAGCCUUUCCUUAUGAAAACAGAGGAAAUGGACUGAAUCCUUUGCUCCUGUUGUACCCAGCAGAUUGGCAAAAACAUUUGUGACCAUAACACAAAAUACAAUAAGUUUAGAAGGCGUUCCCCUGGGUCACUGUUCAAUGUCUCCUAAAUCCCCAUUAUACCUGUUGUUACUGUUUUAUUUGAAAUUUGAUUGUGCCAGUCUAUUUGACAACAUGUAAAAGAAACAAUAUAUCAAAUUUGCACAUAUUUAUGUGUCUCUGUGCCUAUGCAUGCUGUGUGGGUAAUCAUUUCCCCAGUUCAGGAGGGGAACCUCCUAGCCUCCCUGCAGCCGAGCCCGGUUACACGUUGAAGGCAUUUAGCUGACACGACAGCAGGUUUUGACUCCUCCUGCAUAGUACUCUCCGCCGUGCCAGAUAUAAACCAAACUGGGCUUGCAUUGGCAACAUCAUACAUUUUGUGGAAUUCCUGGCCAGCUUUUCUCUUAAAGAUUAACUGUCAGUUCACUGACUUAAGCAAAACCAAAUGGUUAACAAAACAUUAGCUACUGGUUGUGCUAUUUUUUUUUAAAUUUUUGUAUAUAAUUCCCUCCCCCAAGCUCUUCAUGUUUUUAGUUAUUUUACUUUACAUGCUUUGUCAGGCAACACUGGGCAAAUAAUGCAAUUCUGUUAACUCUUUUUCAAGGCCCUAUGCAUGCGUUCGUACAUAUUUUCUCUGAUUGCGUGCACAUGAGCGUGUUUUGAGGCAUCAUGGGGUGCAUUCCGCAACACAGAAGCGCAGCGGGGGUAGGGGUAUUGCCUCUGCUGCUUUAUUCACCCCAGGAAAUGCUGCUGCACUGUGUAUGAACAUGAAGGAACAAAGGACUGGAAGCUACAAUUCCACUUUAAAUCGCUGAGUAAUGUUAGUAAAAUCUGUUUACAUACCUGCCAAUCUUCCCUGCCCACCUUCUGGAAUUGGACUCAAUCAAGGGAGAGGUCCUAUCUGUCAAUAAGGCAGGCUAGACCCUAAAGGGUGUGGCCAGGGUGACUGACAGCCUACUCCCUCAAGGCAGACCAUUAACAUAUUGCAGCUGAAGUGCUCUGUGCAUGGUCCUAUUGCCCUGUCCCCUCAUAGAAACAUAGAAUGUGACGGCAGAUAAGAACCAUUCGGCCCAUCUAGUCUGCCCAAUUUUCUAAAUACUUUCACUAGUCCCUGGCCUUAUCUUAUAGUUAGGAUAGCCUUAUGCCUAUCCCAUGCAUGCUUAAACUCCUUUACUGUGUUAACCUCUACCACUUCAGCUGGAAGGCUAUUCCAUGUAUCCACUACCCUCUCAGUAAAGUAAUACUUCCUGAUAUUAUUUUUAAACCUUUGUCCCUCUAAUUUAAGACUAUGUCCUCUUGUUGUGGUAGUUUUUCUUCUUUUAAAUAUAGUCUCCACCUUUACUGUGUUGAUUCCCUUUAUAUAUUUAAAUGUUUAUCAUAUCCCCCCUGUCUAGUCUUUCCUCCAAGCUAUACAUGUUAAGAUCCUUUAACCUUUCCUGGUAAGUUUUAUCCUUCAAUCCAUGAACUAGUUUAAUAGCCCUUCUCUGAACCCUCUCUAAGGUAUCAAUAUCCUUCUGGAGAUGCGGUCUCCAGUACUGUGUACAAUACUCCAAGUGAGGUCUCACCAGUGUUCUGUACAAUGGCAUGAGCACUUCCCUCUUUCUACUGCUAAUACCUCUCCCUAUACAACCAAGCAUUCUGCUAGCAUUUCCUGCUGCUCUAUUACAUUGUCUGCCUACCUUUAAGUCAUCAGAAAUAAUCACCCCUAAAUCCCUUUCCUCAGAUGUUGAGGUUAGGACUCUAUCAAAUAUUCUGUACUCUGCCCUUGGGUUUUUACAUCCAAGAUGCAUUAUCUUGCACUUAUCCACAUUAAAUGUCAGUUGCCACAAUUCUGACCAUUUUUCUAGUUUACCUAAAUCAUUUGCCAUUUGGCUUAUCCCUCCUGGAACAUCAACCCUGUUACAUAUCUUAGUAUCAAAUCUGAUGGCGUAUUCAAAAAUUCAGGACAGGUUUCUGGGACCUAUAUUUGCUGGUACAGUAAUAAUUGGAUAUGGUAUUGCACAUUGAAAAAUUGGCUUGAGUUGGAUUUUUUUCAAUUUGGCUACUUUGGCCUAGAACAGGGGUCAGCAACCUACGGCAUGUAGUGCAAACAGAGCGGUGAUUGCAGGCGGUGAGGGACAAUCCUCAAUUUACACAUUGAAGAGAAAGUCAUCUUAGAUCACUUCCUUCCUGCACUUGUUAACAGAAAUCUGCACUGGAGUUGAGCGGUCUGCAGCAAUAUCGCAGCUCCUGCUCUUGACUUGCAGCUGGCCAGCCCAGUCCCCAAUGGACCCCAGGGAAGCCUGGCCUAGAAUGUCCAACAAUUUCAAAAAAGGUCAUGUGUCUCAUUACAUCAUUACUUGGUAAAUCCCAGGUACCAGGUUGCCAUGAUGACUAUAAAAAGUUUCUUUAUACUAGGUUGAACCAACAAGUGCUUUGGGUAUAUUGCUCUGCAUAUUUCACCUUCCUCACCUCUCACACAGAUGCAAAUAGCAGGAUGUGGUAUAUCAUAUUUGUAUUCAUAUAGCGCAGCCCUUGCUCUCGCCAAACAGUCAUACUUUUCCUCUCUCAUUAGUUCAUGCUCCCGCAAUCCCAGGCGUCUUUGACACCUUUAACGCUCUUCUUCGCCCUUCUGUGGCCACCCCCCCAAACUAACCUUACAGCUGAUAGCUUUGCAUGCUACUUUACCGACAAGAUUGAACAGCUAAGGAAAGAUUUCUCCCCAACUUGCCGUUCUCUUUCUCAACCACACGUAGAUCAUGCCUUUCCUACCCUUCAGACUUUCUUCCAGGCUUCUGAACAGGAGGUGGCUGUGCUUCUCCUUUCCUCUCGCCCCACCAUUUGCCCGCUCGAUCCUGUCGCAGAUCACCUUAUCAGAUCUCUUUCCCCUUGUCUUGUGCCUUCCUUAACACACAUCUUCAACUGCUCUCUCUCUCUUCUGGCGUUGUCCCUGCUGACCUUAAAAAUGCCACUGUAGUACCUAUCCUGAAAAAAACAUCUCUUGACCCGUCCUCCCCCUCUAUCAUCCCAUAUCCCUGCUCCCUUUUUCCUCAAAGCUUCUGGAAAGACUUGUCUUUACCUGUAUGUCUCACUUCCUCAAUUCCAACUCUCUCCAUGACCCUCUUCAACCUGGCUUCUGCCCCCUCCACUCUACUGAGACUGCUCUUAUCAAAGUUACUCACGGCCUAAUCGCAGCUAAAUCUAUACUAAUUCUUCUUGACCUCUCUGCUGCAUUUGACACAGUUGAUCAUGUUCUCCUUUUCUAAUAAUACCUCCUCCCCUCGUCCUGUCUCAGUUGGAGUCCCCUAAGGCUCUGUCCUUGGUCCUCUUCUAUUUUUUCUUUAUGCUGCCUCUCUUGGCAAACUUAUUACCUAAUUUGGAUAACACUGUAUGCUGAUGACACCCAGAUAUAUCUCUCCUCCCCGGACCUCCCCCCUGCCUUCCUGCAACGUGUUUACUGCCUGCCUUUCUUCCAUCUCUGACUGGAUGUCCUCCCGCUUUCUGAAACUCAAUCUCUCUAAAACUGAGCUCUUUUUUUUUGUCUUUCCUCCUCCUAAUACUGAUCCUCCUCCUUUCGCUCUCCCUUCAAGUUAGUGGUAUCCACAUAAGUCCAUCCUUGCAAGCACGCUGUCUUGGCGUCCUACUUGAUUCUGGCUUCACCUUUUGAGCCUCACAUCCAGUAUGUUGCCAAAUCCUGUAGAUUACAUCUUAAAAACAUAGCCCGCAUCCGCCCCUUCCUUACGCAAGACGCUACCAAGGAGCUUGUCCAUGCUCGUGUAAUUUCCCGCAUAGAUUAUUGUAAUCGUCUCCUAAUUGGUCUUCCCAAAAGCCGUAUUGUACUGCUACAGUCCAUAAUGAACGCUGCCGCUAGAUUGAUUUUCCUCUCUAGUCAGUCCUCUCACCUCACCCCUCUGUCCAUCCUUACGUUAGCUUUCUGUAUCCUAUACGAGUCAAUUCAAAGUGCUAACCCAUACCUAUAAAGCACUUCACAAAUCCAUAGGUAUGCCCCUUCUCAGUCUGUCUGCUCUGCCCGUGACCACCUCCUGUCCGCUGCUUGCAUCCGUACGGCCAACUCACGCUUGCAGGACUUCUCACGGGCGGCUCCCUUCCUAUGGAAUAGCCUGCCUACCCCCAUCAGACUUUCCCCUAGUCUUCAAUCGUUUAAGAAGUGCCUUAAAAACUAUCUCUUUAGGAAAGUUUAUAGCCUCCUAGAGUAAUCUCUACCUCGCAUACCUAUCCUUUACUCUCUCCUCCAGCUCUGCUUCACUCCCACCUUAUUUGAUUGCUAUUUCCUGUCCUAAUGUGUUUGAUACCCCACCUUCUAUAGACUGUAAGCUUGUUUGAGCAGGGUCCUCUUCAACCUAUUGUUUCUGUAAGUUUUCUUGUAAUUGUCCUAUUUAUAGUUAAAUCCCCCUCUCAUAAUAUUGUAAAGCGCUACGGAAUUUGUUGGUGCUAUGUAAAUGGUGAUAAUAAUAUCACAUUUUGUCGUCCUUCUUGCUGUAUACACAAUACAGCCAUAAUAAUAUACAUGAGGGGAAGUUCGGCGUAAUGAAUGUUCUUGUAAGACUUUCUGAAAUGUAAACUUUAUUGAGGUUCAGACCAAAACCCAUUUUAUCUUCUGGAUCCUGAAUCCAUCCAACCACCUAGAUCUACCCUCGGACUCUUGUUUUACUAGAGACCUUUAUCCAGAUACUUCGACUCUGUAAAUCACUACAGCUGUAUGACGAGCAGACUUGGAACGAUGCCUUUAUACCUGUGUAUGGGAUGAAAGUGUUACACAUCCAACGUUCUUCUUCAUGAUCCAAAGGAUUGUGGUAAAAAAUUAUUGGUGCCUUUGUAUGGCCAUUAGGAAUUUUGCUGGAAAAUAUGCCUUAAACCAACCUAACGGUUCAUUAAAAAAACAAAAAAUUCUGGUCCGCAUAGACUUGCAGAUAUUGCAAUUCAGUUUUCAUCAUCUCGGCGCAGCAGCACACAUUUAUGAAAAGAUAAUGAUAAUGCGUUUAAUAUUCUAUGCAUCAUGGAGGAUAACGCAUUGCAAUUAUUUGUCAGAUUUUUUAAUAUAUAUAAUUUUUAUUUUAUCUUAUUGCAAGGUCCUUGCUGUGCUGCCUUUCCAACAUUAUCCCCAUAAAGCUGGUUUUACCUGGGUUUGUGUAAACUUCUUCAGAAUUGAGAGGCAAGGAAUACUAAUUAAUUAACCAAACGCACAAAGUAAUUUUUUAAUAAUUUAAACAAGGUAAGGUAAAAACAGAGACUGUAUUUCAGAAGACUUUUUUUUUUUUUUUUGGUUAGUGCUUGUUUGAUAAUGAGAAACAAAUCCCAUCAUGCACUUUAUUUACUACAGUGCUUAUUCUGUACAUUGUAGAUGUUAUUGAAUGCUAAUGAAUUUGAUACAUUUAUUUUUUUUCCUUUCCCCCAGUUUCAGCCUGACAUCACUUUGUUUUUCAAUUAAAUAUACUUCAGCGUAAGACCUCCUAUAUGCAGUGUCCGUAUGAACACGCUUCUCUGACAUUUGUUUUUAAUUUUAUUUAUGUUGAAAGUACUGCACAUGCUUAAAGAGGUUAAUGACGGAGGGACGGUGUUGCCACUGGCUGCCAACAUGCUGUCCGUGCUGGUGUCAGAUGGCAAAUCUUCACUGGGCUAGCUAAUACCGCUAGCCAAUAAUGCUCCCCUCCCUCAAGAAUUAAAAAAAAAAAAAAACUGGUCACGUUACUUUUGUGUGAAUUUGGCGUAAAGUUGAAAAGGCCCAUUAAGUAAAUAUUUUACUUACAAACAUUAAUAUGUUUGAAUUUUAGUUGGCUAUAAUUUCCCUUAAGUGUUUACGAAUAUACCGUCAGUGUUAUUUUUAGCAUGGAUUUACCUCACCUCCAGGUCCCCCUCCCUCUCCCCACAACAAACCGUGAACUUGAGAUCCAUGAAGCAGGUGCUUACAUCAAUUUCCUUUUGUAGAGAACACGCCAAUACACAGAGUGCCGAGGGUUACUGGGGUAUCACAGGGCAAACACUUCAGACUUGCUGAAUCCGCCAUGGGAUCCCAUCUGGGCCAGGGGAAAAAAAUAAACUUUGGAAAGAAUGUUGCAAUAACCAAAUUUCUCUCAAAAUUCAUUUUAAUGAGUGAGUCAUCUCCGAACUAGCCAAGAGGGUAAUUUUAUCACAAUCUUAUCCAGCUGCUAACACUGACAUUUUCUUUGCUAUCCAUACUGUACGUUGUAGAACUACACAUUCUGUAUUACCUUUCAAAUCCUUUCCAGUCCUGGAUUGCUAACAUGAAAAGUACUUAUAGAGAACAGAUGUCUUAUUGCAAAUAGGGAUUCCCAGUGUGCUUGCUAUUCACUGCAGAAAAUAGAAUGACAUUAAUCGUAGCUUAGGAAAUAACUGGUAUUAGAAGAAAUUCGAAGCAAAUUAUAUGCUAAUUGCGCCUAAUAUUCAGCAUUCUCUAUUCAGCAGCCAGGAAAUAAAAAUCACAUUCUACAAAUUGUAGCAAAGCCUUUUAUCUAAAUCCCUUUUGAGAUUGUGAUGUGGGUAGAGAAGAGGUGAACUCGUGAAUGGUUCAUUGACUUGGGAUUGUGAGUUCAGAGUUUUACAUUAAGCUCUUAGACUGCUUCCUGUGUUGCAUAGAGUCAUCCCUGCCCUUGGGGAACUAGGUGAGUGUGCGAGCAAGUGUGCAAAUACAGUGCUACUCAAGAUUGAACCAAUAUGUGUUGCAGAAGAAGGUCCUUUAAAAUAUAUUUUUAUAUAUAUAUAUAUAUAUAUAUAUAUAUAUAUAUAUAUGUGUGUGUGUGUGUCUGUUUAUAUUUUGCAGGCACAGUGUAGGUUGUGUUUGUAGUCCUAUUUUGUUUAAAAUAUAAAAUAAACAAAGUCAAUGGAUUAGUCAGAAACUUUGUUUUCACUCAUAUUGGGAUAUACUAGGAAGUGUACCACUGUUUUAUAUGUCCAAAAUAUUUUGCGUGGGUGUAUCUUUGAUUUGGGUGCUCAGAAUCCCUGUUAAACCUUUUGUUGACACGGGAGAAACUACACCGAACGUGUCCAUUUGGCAAUACUAAAAGUGUUCGCAAUACAGUACCUUUUUAAUUUUAAUUAAAACAUUUUUUUACUUUGUACAAUGUAUUUCUUUUGCAUCAGUUCAAACUUGCAUUGCCCAAUUUUCCCUUCAUUAUUGAUAAUGUUUGCAUUAAGCUACCAGUGGUAUCUUGCCAAUAUUUGCUAUAGAAUAUGCCACUAAUUGCACUUGUUACAGACACACAUGGGUACAAUCCCUCGCUGUGUACUGCUCAGAUGUCCAGCCUUUUUUCCACCUUGGACCCUGGAAUCUUUGUUACAUUUAACCAUCGAGUUCCUGUGGGUGUGACUGCUGAAUUUCUACCUACAAAGAUCCUGAAGUGAGAUGAAAUGCACCAUAAGUACAGAGCCAAUUUAUAAUAGGCUCUAAAAAUUGUGAGUUUGCUGACUACUCUUAUUCAUAAUAUUUGUUUAAAUACAGGUCACAUUAUGUGUAUUUGUUUUAUUUAAUAUAGGCAAAAAGACACUUUUAAGAAAGAACCUUUUAUUAUAUAUCUUUUAAGGUAAACAUAUUUAUGUGCGCUAGUUACUUUAUUCUGUACAAUCACGUUUCUUUACAUUACACUUGGUGAUUUUUAGCAGCACUAGACACUUUCUUCUUCUUUCAGCGCUGCUUUAUUUAUUACACUUUUCUGUAUAAUUUAAACGCCUUACCUGCCAGUUAAAACUACCCUGUCAGCUUAUUGGGGUGUGUGUACGUGCUGCAUGACAUCAUGACCACAAUGUAGCCAGGACUAUCGUUCUUCCCGACAAAAAAACAUGGCCGCCCCUGUACCAAACAUGACAAGGAAGUGUAUUGUUGCAAUUCUAUUAUAUGUGCACCUUUCUUUAGAUUGUGAGCUUGUUUGUGCAGGGCCCCCUUCACCUAUGUUUCCUGUAUGUCAUACUUGUUUUGUUAGAAUGAAAUGUUUCUCUUGUUUUUUUUUAUUGUACAGUACUAUUGCGUUACAUAAAUAAUUGUAAUUGUGCUAUAUCCCUUGCCUUUUUUAUUAUUUUUAUUCUGUACUUUUCCAGCUAGGUAUUUAAUAUAUUGCUUUCUGCUCUGUUGCUAUCCUUUUAUGACACAGGUUUUAGAGGUUAACUUUGUUCAUUUUUAUUUUUUUUCUCAUUCUACAUUUUUGUGGUUUUUGUUUUGGCCUUUGUCAGACUCUCUGCCUACAAACCCUCCCCAGUGUCCGAUAAUGAAACCUAAAAUUCUGUUAUUGAUAGUAAUAUAUUGUCAUAGUGGGCAUAACUGCAAGAGUAGAGGCGUGUGUAUUGUUUAUUGUAUAAAGUGCUAAACUGGCACAUGCAUUUACUGUGACCCUGUGCUGGAUACAGAAAACAACAACAGACUCUCUCUCUCUCUCUCUCUCUCGCUUUUUUUUUUUUUUUUCCAACACUCUCGCUACUCUGCAAGCAAAUCACAUUUGCUAGUCAUUCAGAAAUGCUGUGUGUUUGGAGAUCGUUCCAGAAAGGAGGAGACUCCAGGCCGCUUCCUCUCAAAAACCAUCCACUUUUUAUUCUUUAUUAACUACUGCUGGCGACUUCUAGAAUGCUUCACAGUCUCCAAAAAAAGGGGGUUACUGCUAAAAACAAACCAAACCGGGAAAGCACAAAAUAUACAGUGAUGUUUCUCAAGUGGUUUGGGCUCUCUUGUUCUAUAUAUACAAGAAAAUGAAAAGUUACAGAACAGCUUGUGUGGGUUUUUUAAAAAUUUUUUUUUUUUUUUUAUAUAUACAUUCUAAAGAUAUAAAAAAAAAUUGUGAAACAAAUAAUUCAAAUAGAUGUUUAACGGAUACUUUCAGUUAAAUUUGCCUCAUUUGUAAGAAAUUCCACGGCUUUUCAUUCUUUUGGGGGGAUUCCAAGGGUCCUGAACAGGGAAGAUUCUAGAACUUAAAAUUUAAAGUUAAAGGGACACUAUAGUCACCAGAACAACUACAGCUUAUUCGAUUUGUUUUGGUGAGUAUAGUCAGUCCCUGCAGACUUUUUUUUUUUUCAGUAAACAACUGGAGGGGCUUCCUGGGUCAAUGCUGCACGUUCUGCACCUCCACGCUCUGCAUGCAGACACUGAACUUUCCCCAUUAAGAUGCAUCGAUUAAAUGCAUCUCUAUGAAGAGAUGCUGAUUGGCCAGGAUGGCGUUUGACUCCACCCUCCAGUCCAUUUCCUGAGAUUGAGAAUUGACUAUCUCAGCCAGUUGAAUGGUUUCCUGUAGGAAAGCAUUGUGAUUGGCUGAGUUAAUCAAUUCUGGGGCGAAGCCAGCGUCGGCAGCCCUGCGCGCAGGGCCGGCGCCAACUGUAAGGCGACCUAGGCAGCCGCCUAGGGCGCACCUUAGCAGGGGGCGCCGGAUCCCUGCGCCCGGCGGCUCCUCAUGCUGCGCCGCCUGAGCGCUUUUACAAGCCUCAGGCGGCGUAGCACUGCUGUGGAGGGCAGCCGGAUUUGAGUGACCGGCAGGAGGGAAGUGCAGAGCGCUCCCUCCCGCCGGUCUCUCAAUGUAGCGUGGCCGGGCGGCGCGGAACGCGGGACAGGAACCUCUGUUUCCUGUUCCCGGCCGCCGGCGGACUGACAGGAAGUGCUCACUGAGUGAGCACUUCCCUUCAGUCCGCCGACAGCCGGGAACAGGAAACAGAGGUUCCUGUCCCGCGUUCCGCGCCGCCCGGCCAUGCUACAUACGAGGGAAGGACCACCAGGGGAGGGGGACAAGUAAGGACCACAAGGGGGAGGGGAACAUGUAAGGACCACAAGGGGAGAACAUGUAAGGACCACAAGGAGAGCAAGUAAGGACCACAAGGGAGGGGAGAGUAGAACCACCGAGGGAAGUAGAGUAAGGACCACCGAGGGGAGGUAAGGACAGGAGGGGAGAAGGACCACUGGGGAGGAAGGGGGGAGGAAGAACCACUGGGGGAGGAAGGGGAAGAAGAACCACUGGGGAAGGGGAGGGUGGGGAGUAAGGACCACUGAGGGAGGAGGGGGGAGGUCCACUAAGGGGUUUGGGAGGGAGGACCACCAAAGGGGGGUAAGUAGGGAGGACCACUAAGGAGAGGGGAGGAGGGUAAGGACCACUAAGGGGGGGGGGAGAAAGAGGAUAAUGACCACUUAGGAGGGGGAGAUUACCACUAAGGGGGUGGGGGGAGGAGGGGAAUGUCUAAGGGGAGGGAUGGAGGACCACUAAGGGGGAGUGAGAAGACCACCAAGGGGGGACUACAGGGGGCCAAGGGAGAGCACUAAGGGACAGGAGGGAAGGGGAAAUCAAUAAUUGACAGGAGGGUGAGCACUAUGCAAAAAAUAAAAAAAUAAAGAGCUGCUCCCCUCUCAGUCCCUAUCCUACCCCACAAACCCUCUCUUUUACACUACACACAUACACAAUGCAUCCCCCCCCACACACACACACAGAAACAUACAAUGCAUUCCUACUCACACACCCGAAACACACAAUGCAUCCCUUACGUUCACACAAACUCAUUCUCUUACACACAGAAACAAAAUGCAUCUCUUACACAAUCAAUGCACCCCUUACAGACACACACUGCAUUCAAUUAAAUACACAGAAACACACCUUGCACCCCUUACACACACACACACCCAGAAACAUACAAUGCAUUCCUUACAUGCAAACACACACUGCAUCCCCUAUAAACACACUACAUCCCUUACAGAAAUUGGUAUCCCUAUACACUACAUUCUAUAAGAACACACACACAUUGCAUCCUCUACAAUAACACAUAAAACAUCCCCUACACACAUACACUCCACUUCCUGUCAGAGAACUCAUGGGUGGGCCAUGUAGGUGGAUUUAUGGGUGGGCAUUGUAGGCAUACUCACGGUCAAGCCCUGGGGGCCCAGACCCUGAGCUGUGUAAGGGGCCAUAAAAAAUGGAGCUGCUUCCUGUUCGUUAAUUGUUGUGAGCACUGUUACAAACAGUCUCCAGAGAGCCUCUUCUACACCAGACCUGUGGAGCCAGACAGAGCCCAUCAUCAGCCUCUUGUCCUCAUCUGGUGGUAAGUAGGCAAUCCAAUAUAUUACUGGUGGCACUAAUCUCUAAUUUACCUCACAUUAAAUGGACACUAUAGUCACCAGAAGCACUACAGCAUAAUGUAGUGGUUCUGGUGUCUAUAGCCUGUGCCUGUAGGCUUUUUAAUGUAAGCACACUGUCUUUUCAGAUAAGACACUUUGUGAAGACUGGCAUUGGCCCAUAUGGCAAAGCAUAUGGGUGGGGCAUUGUGAUGUCACAUGGUAGGCAGGACAUAUGGGUGGGGGGGGGCGGCCUGCCUGCGCGGCUCUGGAAAUAUGGUAAGUUUCUACUCGUGGGUUACAGGCACAUACAAACACGCAUAAAUAACUUUAUCUAAUUAUUGCGCGCACACACACACUCUCUAAAACAUUCUCUAAUUACCCAUCCUCUCCUUCGUUGAUUGCCUUUGUCCAAUGAUGAGGAGAAAGGCACUAAAGUUCCCGUCUUCCAUCCAUGCUGUCUAGAGGUGGGGGUGAAGAGGAGGUGUACAUCAGCAGCACAAUUCCACCCCCCCCCCCCUCCUGCAUACUAUAUAUUAAGCAGGCGUAGGGUGUGAUUUCAGAUCCUGACAGUUGCUUGAGUCGAUUGACUGCGUACAUUCAGACCUUCACAGCUCAAAUGGUGUGCUACAAAGCUGUUUGGGCUGCCCCCCAUGGAACUGUCACUGGUCCUAAGUAGUGGUUGUUUUAAAUUAAAAAAAGAAAAAAAAAUAGGAAUUGUGCAUUCUCUAUUUGUCUGUCUUGGUUUAUGAUCCAAAUAGACCAGUGACCAGAAACCAGCCAUGGGAAGUAUUGUAGAGGCCAUGGGUGGUUUCUGGUCAUUGAUUUGUUUGGAUCAUAACCCAUGCUUUAAUAAAAUUUAAAAAAAAAACUACGAUUAAUACAGCGUCCUUUGUUCAGGCUACCUGUACAAGUGUAAUAUGAAGUCUGAAACAUAAUACCAGUCUGUGUUCAUUUGCAUUCAAGUUGGGAAAUCUGGUUUAGUUGUUGAGAUACGAUAUCUAACGUUUCUGUGCCCAAGGGGGCUUCUGAGCAUCCAACCUGAGAUAUGCAGGUGAUGCACAACAGUAGUUGGUGAGUGUGUGUUUGUGUGUAUAGAGAGAGAGCUGUGUGUGUGUGUGUGUGUGUGUGUGUGUAUAUAUAUAUAAUGCAUAUACCAUACAUACUGUACAUAUAUGUACACCAAGGCUUCUUCAACUGUGCAGUGAUCACUGUUCAGACCUGAUAGUAAUCAGCCAAUGAUAAUGCUUUAUUGUCUUUCUAUUGCAAGUGCAAACCUGGUACCAUAAUUACGUAGUUUUUUUUUUUUUUCUGGGAAAUGCAGUUUUUGUUAUUUAGGUGUAUGUUCCUGAGCCGUGACACCAUGUACUGCAAUGCAGUAGUCUGCAAGAAGGAAGCAUUCUAUAUUUAUGUAUUUAUUUAUUUUUUGCAAAAGCUACAAAUAUAUAUUUUAGCAUGUAAAAAAUACAGCAUGUUAAAGACUCCAAAGGGUAUCAAAUGUAUUUAAAGUGGUGUUGGUUGCCCGAGUGUCACUUUUAUCAGCAGUAUAGUCAGUUACCACAGGGGUAUACACAGAGGUGCUCGAACAUAUUGUGUUAUGUUUACUUCUAUGUAUUUAACAUCAUAAAUAAAACCAUAGUGUUCAGCAUGUAUAAAGGGACAGUUGGGUCACCAAAACAACUUAAUCUAGAUUACAUUUUUAUGAUGCCAGGAGGGCCCUGAGUGCUGCUUGUCCGGUUCCUCACUGAUUCCUCACUGAUUGGCUUAAAGCACUAAGCCAAUCAGCAACUACCCAUUGAUAAUAAAGGUAUGUUUCUUUUCUCUUUUUUUUUUUUUUGGUUUUUUAAUCAAAUGGGAGCUACUGAUUGGCUUAAAGCUGAGAUUCAGAAGCCAGAUGCCGGCUGGAGACCUGAAGCUCGGUGCUGGUGGCUAACUUUAGGGCUAAACUAUUCGUAAAUGUUCCUUAAGGUAAGAGUGCGCCUGGUGGCCUUCUAGCACCAUAGCAACUUUAUUUACAUGAAGUUAUGUUGACCAGAAGGUGCCACUUUAAAUUUACACUGUACAUGGGAGCUAAGAUAGAUUGCAGGAUACAGAGGUGGGAGUUUCCACAUUUGCAUUUUAUUUUUCAUACCCCACAAGUACAUAAGUAUAAUUUUUUUUUUUUUUUUUUUUUAACAAAGGAUUAGAAAGCAUAAUAUCAAAAAUCCUGGGAAGUAACACUUUCCCUUUAAGGCAUUACAGACUUUCCCAAAGCAAAUUGCAUACAGACAUUUUUAGUUUUAUGAAUUCUACUGAACUGGAAAAGUAAUGUGUGAAAGAAGCAAGUUCUCUUUUACAAACCCUGUUACAGCUGCCUGUUGUAAAUUAAUCCUGAACUCCGAUGUGAGUCGUAAUGGGUAUAAAUUUCAUGUGAACAUGAGCAGACUCUGAAUAGAACUUUCAAAUCCUUUGUGAUUUGGAAAAUUCCGCCCACAGUGUGUAUCUAUUUAGUUUGAACAUGCAUUUGGCCAGUAUAUGUCAGUCUUUAUCCAGCCGGCACUGCGUGCACUUCCUGCUUUAUGAACUGAGGCCAAAACUUUUCUUUUUCCAUAAUAAUUUGAUUUAUUUGGAUUUAGCAAACGUUUAGUUCGCACAGCAGGGGCUGAGCUAAUAUUAUAUUUACUGGAAAAUAUUUCGAAACUAUGGGAGACCAUAUUAUUUUAUUCUGAGAUUGUGAUGCUGUCAUGCAUUAUACCCUUCUUAUACAUCUAAAAGAUGACUGUAGAAAUACAUGGGAUUAUUCAGUCUUUCACACCAAAGACUAGAGGUAGUCUGGUGCCUAAUGGCAGUUGGCAUCAGGACUGUGCAUGGCGCUCAAACAGGCUGGGGAGAUUUGGGGAUUCUCCGAUCUUACAGCUCUUUGGAAGAGGAAUCUGCACCAGAGCAGCCCACCGCCGCUACAACAGCCCAUGCCCCUCACCUUCACCUGUACCUAAAAAGUCCAGUUCCCACUGAACCCUAGGUAGCCCCACACAUACACAUAGUACCACACUUACAAUUCGACAUCAUGCUUACAAUUCCACAAACAGUCCCCAUACACAGCCUACAGACAUACACAUAACAUGACUGCUGACCCAUAUACCAUCCCACUGGACACCUUUUAAAGUGGAUAAGGGCAACGGCCACAGCUUUAUUAAAUAGUAAAAAUUCUUAAUUCCUGUCAGCUGUUGGGUGAGGACCCAACAGACAGUUCUCCAUCCUUAUUCUCCAAGAGCCCAACACAGCCGUCACUAGCCAUCAGCCUUGCACUGACUGUCGUCUCCCCAAGGUAACCUUGCGUCAUACUCCUUCCUUUUUCGGUUCCGCUGUCCAGGGAAAACCACCACUGCGAAGCCGUCCUGCUGCAGCCUGAUCUGCGCCGGCUUUGCGCCCCCCCGUAGACCGCGCCAAAUCAAUGCCCGAUUGCAACCCCACAUUAAAUAUGUCCAGCCCAAUCGGGGUUAAGUGGACCCCAUCCUUACGCAUCACGUUCGAAUUAUCCCCUUCCAACUCAAAGUGCCGCACAACUAUUCCGCCCCGACUAUGCACAAAGCGCGAAAUAGCCACAUUAAUCUUUUGCCUACAGCGUUCAAUUGCCUUCCCAUAGCCUCCUUCCUUCCACACUGGGCGGGGCACUAUCUCUGACCAGAUCAGUGUCAAGUCACGAAAGAACGCAAAACAGCACGCUAUAUCAUGAUGCAUGGCGUGAAUGAGAUCCACCGACCUCCGUCGGCCAACAUCAUUGCCGCCCGCAUGCAAUAUUAACGUACCCUAACUUCCUGGAACGGGAAUCCCAAAUUACGGCCAUGUGCUCUUUCUUCCGCCCUCCUAGCAGCCCAGUACACAUAUGAAUGCCCCAGGAUCCACACAUAACGAGGAACGUGGCCUGCGAAACAAAAGUUAACCGUGCACUUAUCCAAAGACAUACCAUCACAGCAAAUGAGGCCGCACGUAAAGCUGGAACCGCCCCGAUUCCCAGCGCCCAAGGCGCAUAAGUGCCUCCGCUGGGAGACCCAUUUCGCUGGCCUACGUCGCCACCCCAAUUCGAAAUGAAUGAGUGGAAUAUAGCCUGGGGUCCCCCCCCCCCGACCUGCUAAUGCACCUCCGCAGUAUGCUAGCAAAUUGGAAACGGCUCAGUGAUGACCCAUUCCAAUGGACCAGCAGCGAGCCAACGGCUCCACCCCUGGCGCCUAGAUAUGCCUGCAACAAGUUCCCAGGACAAACCACACCCCCGGUAAAGCCGAUACAUACCCGCACUCCUGUACCCUCUUGAUCCGUCUUGUACCACCGAAUCAUCAGUAUCACGCACUCCGGUGCCACUGAGACGUCGGAAACCCUCAACGCUGCCAUUGAACUCGCCCUAGCGGACACCAGCUCUCCGAUCCGCAUCGCCCCAAAGAAACACAGUGAAAAUGCCAUCCGAAGUAAAACUACCUCGUAAGUAGAGCUACAGAACUCCGGAAGAACUUCCAACAGCUGCAGUAGCAUGGCCCCCGAGAUAGGUCGACGUUUGUCGGGGACACGGCGCUUUUUCCACCCUUUAAAAUGCGGGAAAUGCAGAAUGCCUUGGUGACAUCCGACCAACCUAAAAAAAAUGAAACAGGAUAGAGCAGCCAUGGAUUGUUCGCCUGCCGCGGCCGACCUACCUGCGGAACACAACGACUCCAAUAAAGACAGCAUAAUCUUCCAGAGUCUGAUGCCACAUCCCCACACCUACUCAUAGCCCACCAGCAACCCCAUACUGCAGUGUAAGCCUUCCAUGAAGACUCCGACAAGGACUCCUGGAUUAAUCGUCUCAGAUGUCCGAAACCAGGUCCCACAAGUAGGGCGGGCACAGGUUCCCGGAGCCGCGCCCCGAAAACUGUCUCACUGCAACAGAGAGAGUCAGCAAUGACAUUGUCCACCCCUGGCACAUGCCUGGCUACCAACCACAAAUUACAUUGAAGACUGAGUAGCACUAGACGCCUGAGCAAUGCCAAAACCGGAGGGAACCCAGAUGUGGAACGAUUGAUCACCUGGAACACACUGUUCCGUGUGAACAAUCACCUUCCUGUGCGCCAAGUCCGCGCCCCACAAUUCGAUCGCGACCACAAUGGGGAACAACUCUAGAAACGCCAGAUUACCCAUCAGCUCCGAGCACCGCCAGUUGGCAGGCCACUCGGCAGCGCACCACUGCCCCUGAAAAUAGGCCCCAAAACCUAUGGACCCCGACGCGCCGUUAGACACCUCCGAAUGCAACCAACACGAAUGACCAUUAUACUCACCCAAGAAGGCGCUCCACACCUGCAAGUCCAACCGUAGCCGACUUGUAAUGCGUAUAAAGUGAAAUGGUUGCUUCACCCCUACCGUGGCCAGGCGACGACAGAAUGUUCGGCCCAUGGACAGAACCCGACAAGCGAAGUUCAGGUGACCCAAAAGCGAUUGCAUCUGCUGCAGCUGCACCUUUUUGGAGCCCCUAACUCCAUCAAUAAGGCAGAGCAACUGACCCAGCUUCUCCUUCGGUAAUCGAAAUACCAUCUCGCUAGAAUCGAUCUUGAUCCCCAGAUAAUCUAACCUAACCACCGGCCCAAACGUCUUACUUACGUUACUGGGACGCCAAACUCGUGACGUGAUCUGCCGGAAUACCCUCAACAACAACGCACAGUUGUCGGAAUCCCCCAAACCGACAAACAAAAAAUCAUCCAGGUAGUGGGUCAAGGAGGACAAACCCGACACCUGGGACACCACCCAUUUCAAGAAUGUAGAAAACAUCUCGAAAUAUGAGCAGGAAAUGGCACAACCCAUGGGCAAACACAUGACAUAAAAAUACAACCGAUUAAAUUGACAACCCAGUAGGUGGAAACAGUCCGGGUGGACCGGAAGCAAACAAAAGGCUCGAUGUCCGAUUUGGCGAGCAAUACCCCUGACCCCGCCUCUCUCACCAACUCCAGACCCCUGUAAAACGAGGCAUAACGCACUCUCGACCUCCUUAUCAAUAUCAUCAUUCACCGACCUGCCGGAUGGGUAGCACAGGUGGUGAAUGAAGCGAAAGGCCCCAGGCUCUCUUUUAGGCACUAAGCUCAGGGGCGACACUCGCAGGUUAGGAAACGGGGGCUCAGAAAACGGUUCUGCCAUGUGGCCCAUGGAUACCUUCUUGUCCAACUUCUGCUCAAGAAUAUUCUCCUUACCCGAAACCGACCAUAAAUUAACCUCAAACGACGGUGCAUCAGAAUAAACAAAGGGAAUCCAAAAACCAAACAAGCACCCGUCCAACAGAAUAAUAGCUUCCCGCCGCUUAGGAUACCGGUCUAGCCACGGGCGCAUCCUUUCGACGCUCAUUGGUGUCCUCCUGUCUAGGAACAUCAUCCUUGGAGUGCACCCCUUUUUUUGAAACAGUGCACGCCGGGAUGCACAGCGCCGCAGUGCGAACACUCAUGCCGGAACCUGCAUGAACUAUACCACUUGCUGUGGCUGUCAUUAAAGAGCCAACAGACUCCCCUACGCUGUCCUGCCGGCGCACUAGCCAGCGUGCCGGCCGUCCCUGGAAAGGGGGAUGGCCAACAGGGUGUCAUCAACAGCAGCCACAAGCUGCCAUCCUGCACCCUGAAGUCCAUGCCCUCGCUGACCCCCAUCUUCUGCCGAAACUGCUGGUCGUACUGGAACCAGCAUUGACCCCCAAAAUGAGAUCCAAAUAACCAAACAAAGCGGGAGCAUUGUCCGGAAAACUACCCGUUCAGAUACUCGCAAAAAACGAAAAGCCUUGAAGCCAAUUCCCAAAAGUCCAGGGAAGCGGCUUACCUCUAUCACCGUCACCCAUGUCACCUCGCCGCGGUCUAUCCACCGACUCCCUAGCUGGAGGAACCAGAGCCAGCAAGUCGACAUACUCACCCUGGACUAGUUUGUCCAUGACGUCUGCUGCCACAUGCAGACCUAGCGGGGACAGCUCACAGCCCGGCAACCGUGGGCGAAGGAUACCCAUUACUCUGUCCCUGACGGGAGGCCGCGACACAGCUCCCAGCAUACUUAGCGCAGUAGAAGAGGGGACAGCUCCAGGCAACCUCUCUAACACUGACCUCAACAGCCUGACUAAAUCCCCUUGUCCCUGGGAACCCUGCCCUGAGCCACUACCCCCCCCCCUCAACCAGCACAUCCCAAGCGCUAGCGCAAUACUCACGUGCUGAUGCUGCUGGAGGCAAACUGGACCCGCUGCGGAACACUGCACCCUCCUCCUCAGAUCCGGAGUGCAGGCUGAAUACCUCUUCUUCCCGCAGGCGCCGGAUGCGCUCAUCUGCGGUCCUUUUCGGGCCAUCCUGAGGUGCUCCUGUACCGUAUUGGAGCUUCUGGCACCGACCUGGGCUGUACGCGCUCUCGAGCGCCGCAGCAUGCCGUGCGUACUGACGUCCGGCGUUGGACGCAUGCAGGAUUGCGUGCGCGAUGAUGUCUCACCUGCCCGCGCCGGAAGAGAAGCGCACGGGCUGCGCGACCUUCCGGACGGGUUCCCGCCAUCCUGAUCGCUGCCAUCUUGUGACCCGGAAUCAGCCAUCACCUGUCCGGCCCUCCUCCGGCUCCCCGCUCUUCGCGCUGGUAAGCGCCUGGAAUCACCGCUCCCGACAUCGGACGGCUGGGCACUCCUACCUCCGCCGCACAGGACUCGGGGACAGACGCGACGGAGGCCACGAUCUCCUGGCCCUCCAUCCGCUCAGCGAUGUCUCAGCUCCCUCGCGCCGAUCUUGCCGUCCUCCUGCAGCCUGCUGAACAUGAGCCAGCACCUGGUCCAACGAUCCGUGCGACUCCUGGUAAGCUGCCAUCAAUCUCACCAGUUCCUCCAGAGAUGGGGUGGCCAUAUUAAAGUGUUCUCCUUGUCCUUUACUCCCCAGGGACACCUAACCGGUAUGAUGAUAUAUUUAUUUUGGUUUUGCAGGCCCAGGUACUCCGCAACAGCCAAGGAGAAAUGUCAUUCAGGGAGAAAAAAUUCAGACAGGGUGUAUGACAAGCUCCUUCUGACUGGUAAGUCUCCUCCCCUGCUCCCCCAUUAUAAGUCCUUCCGCCUUUGCAACAUUGUUGCUCCCAUUAUUCCAUCCCACUAUCCGGGGCAGCAGUCAUGCUCCCCCUUCUCUUUGUCCAGGGGGACACUUUAUACACUGUCCACACACACAAUACCACAAAUUACUCAUGCAAUGCACAAUGCAACACAGACUGUAUACUCACAAAUACAACCCUACAACUGCAGCACCCAUAGAUAAUACAAAUACGGCAAUAUACGAACGUUAAUUAUAAUUCCCAAAAUGGAACGGCACACCAAGGUACUUCAAAGUCUUGAUUUGGCACAGUGCUGCUAAAAGGUUGCCUACCACUAGUAUAGGGUGUGACCCAGUGCUAGGAUACAUACAAUUAAUAUAAUGAAUUCUAAUUAUUCAAUUAUGGUUUCAUUAUUCAUAUAGUGCCAACGCAUUCUGCAGUGUAGGAGACAUGGAGUAAAUGGUAUUAUAAUAAAACAAUAUUUGACUGAUUGAAACAAACAGCAGAUUUUGCAAUCUCUGCCUGAAAGCUUCUCACUCAUUGUUCUGUGAUUCAAACUUAAACACAGAUAUUAAUCGGAAUUGUCACGUCUGUGACAUUUACUUAACCCAAUAGUUAACUACAUUUUUAAAUCCAAUCAAAACUUUAUAUCAUAUAGUGCUGUCAAAUCUCAAUUUUGUCUGCAAUGUAAAUUAUUUGAUUAGCCUUCCCUCACAUAAUACAUGCGCUGGCCGAUGACCGCGCAUGAGCACCUGCUUUGAAGGAAGUAGAGCCUGGGUGCGUGCCCAUGGCAUCUUCAGAAGAUGAGGGAGCAGUAUAGUUUUCAGUUUGCACAACUGAAUUCAUCGCCCUAUUAGUGUUUACUCUGGUGAGAAAAUAUGGAACUCUCAGAUUUUUUUUAUCUUUAAAGGAACACUUGUAUUGUAGUGGUUAUGGUGCCAGGAGUCUGAUUUUGUACCACAGGCCCCCUCAGCCCCCCAUCACUUGUUAAUAGUCAGUCUGUUCUCUAACAUUUUAAGUAAGCUUAGAAAAAAAAAGAAGGAUAGUGCGUAGGCGCUUCACUGUAAUUUUGACAAUUCUGUAUAUAGUAUAAAGUAUACAAUAGAUGGUGUACCCGGUACCCUAGUGCUUCCCUUAUACACCAGAUUUACAUAAUACAAUAAAAAGAGACAAAUACCAGUAUAUACACCUCCCCAAUGUGAUCACAACAAAAAUAAGUGAUAUUACCAAUAUAGAACUGGACUGUAAUGUAAACAGCGUAGAACUUGAUUGGGGUAUAAACUAAAAUAGAAAAAACAUAAAAAACAUAGUGCAAACUGUAUGAUAAUAAAUAAGUGAUAAAUAGGUAUGUGAUUCUCACUCACAUUCUCCAGAGCCGUACCAGGCUCUGUAUAGCAGGCUCAGGGGUGCCAAUAACUGGCUAACGAUCCAGGUGGUCCAAAUAGAUGAGACUCCAAAGGUUAAAUAUAAAAUAUAUUUAUUUAUAAAAAUAUAUAAAAAAGUGUAUACACUGCUGGGCACUAUGGGGGUGGAACCCAAAACAGACAAGGAUAUAUAUAAAACAAUAAUGGAAUUCCACUUACCCCUAUCUGUAUAGUAGCCCAGAGUGACAGAAAUACACAUAAAAUAACAAAUACAAAUGCAGAAGAUUGAAGCAGACGCGUUUCGGCCAACAGCCUUCCUCCAGUGCUUGUCUUCAUGUCCUAUUGAGUCUUCUUUUAUAAGCCUUAUCUGUCCCAUUCACCUGGAUCCAAUUUCGUACCGGCGUCGCGUCACUUCCGGUUUCGCGGGUGACGUCACUUCCGGUUUUUCGGCCGGCUGGAACGCACGCUGAAACGCGGCGUUCAGGAUGUAGAUUGUUAUGAUUAAGUCCCCAUAGCAACCUUAGCCUCCAUAUUUGCAAAAUAUCAUAAUAGAAUAAGAAAAAACACAAAUUAAAGAUAUAAUCUAUAUAUAGCAUACACAAUACAGAUAUUUGAUAGCUAUCAUCAAUCUCUUUAUAUCUAGAGAAAAAUUUAAAGAUGUAUAAGAUAAUCUAUUCUUAGAAAAAUUAGAAAAUUAUACAAUGCAAUAUGUGGCCAUAGAACUCCCCACAUAAAUACCAAUUAGACAAGAAGCAAGUAUAACCUUCUAAAUCUAAUAGUUCAAAUAAAGUAAAUACUAUAAACGAUAUAUAGAUCCUAUAAAAAAUGUAUAAACUCAAAAUCUAAAUUCAAUCCCUUCGGGGAUAGGGUAUUAACAUCAAAAAUCCACUUACCCUCUAUCUUCGCUAGCUCUUUAACAUUAUUAUCUCCCCUCCAAUUCUUAAAUUUCUUAAAAAUAACAGUAUAUGACAGUAGGGAGGAAUCCCCACCAUGUUUCUCAGUGAAGUGUGCCGAUACACUAUGUUUCAUAUACCCCCUCUGGAUAUUACCCAUAUGCUCCGCAACCCUGGUUUUAAAUGCCCUGGUGGUCAUUCCAAUGUAUUGCAGACCACAUGGGCACCAGAGGAGGUAUAUGACAUUAGUGGAAUUACAGGUUAGAACCUGAUGAAUUUUAAAUGUGCGAUUAGUAGAGUGAGAGGUAAAUUCUGUCUGUUUAUGUUUAUCAAAUAUUGUUCUCUUACAGGCUAGACAGGAUUUGCAGGGAUAAAAACCCUUUUCUAGUCCAAAGAAGUUUUUCUUUUCCCCUUUAUCCCUAAUAAAACUUGUAGUUAGAUGUUGUUUUAAGUUUUUUGCCCCUCUAUAAAUAAUACGUGGCCUAUCACCAAUAAUUUCUCUCAGAUUCGGAUCUAGUUUAAGGAUACGCCAGUGUCUAUUAAUAAUAUGCUUAAUUUGCUUGGCAUCUUCACUAUAAUUCAAAAUAAUUGGUACCUGGUCUGCACCCUUCUUCUCCUCCCUAGGUAUCCUUUUCUUCAGAACCUUACUUCGGUCCAUCUUCUUAAUGGAAUUAAUACAACUAUCCAAUUCCUUGGCGUCAUAUUUCUUCUCUACAAACCUGUCCUUCAAGCAAACUGCCUGUUCCUCAAACACUUCAGCAUCACUACAGUUCCUAAACAGCCUAAGGAACUGGCCCUUAGGAAUGCUUCGUAACCAGGAUUCAUAGUGGCAACUGGACAUUUCUAUGUAACCAUUGACGUCGACCUUCUUAAAGAAAGUCUUGGUCUUAAUCCCUUCAUUGUCUACAUAGAUAUUCAAGUCCAGGAAGUUAAUAUUGGAUGCACUAUACUCACUUGUCAAUUUAAUGUCUGGAUGCUGAAGGUUCAAGAAUUCCAAAAAUGGCCGCAGUGAUUCUACAUCUCCGCGCCAGAUGAAAAAAAUAUCGUCAAUAAAACGACGAUAAAGGACCAGGUUACGCGCCCAGCUACCUUCCUCCGUUAAAAACGGGUUUUCCCAAUGCGCCAUAAAUAAGUUAGCGUAGCUGGGCGCGAACCUGGUCCCCAUCGCAGUUCCCUUAAGUUGCAAGAAAAAUUUGUGGUCAAACCAAAAGUAGUUGUUACAGAGGAUAAGUCGAAUUCCGUCUAGGAUAAAUUUAACCUGCAAUUCUUUCAAUUCACUCUGAUUUUUAAGGAAAUGUUCAAUUGCUUCACAGCCAGAUAAGUGUGGUAUACUUGUAUAUAGACUUGAAACGUCACAAGUCACCAAUAGCAUAUUAUUAUCCCAUCUGAUCUCUUUAAGGGGGUCCAACAGUGACAUAGAGUCGCGCAGGUAGGAUGGUUGUACAACCACCAAGGGUUGUAGUUGUUUGUCUAUAUAUUCUGACAAAUUACUCAAAAGCGACCCCACCCCUGACACUAUAGGCCUGCCUGGCGGGUUCUCCUCACUUUUAUGUAUCUUAGGCAGGGUGUAAAAUACCGGGGUCCUACCUAUGACAGAGUCCAAAUAUUGGAACUCGUCCCUAUUUAGGAUCCCCAGUACCCUACCCCUGCCCAAAAGGGAUGCAUAUUCUUUUUUAAUCUGUCCAAUGGGGUCACUUUUUAGUUCUUUAUAUGUGCUUUGGUCGUCCAAUUGCCUAUAGAUUUCCUUCAUAUAUUGAUCUCUACUUUGUAUGACCACCCCACCCCCUUUGUCGGAGGGUUUUAUAAUUAUUUCUUUAUUUGUCUGAAGUUCCUUUAACGCUUUCCUUUGAUAGAAAUCCAAAUUAUCCCUUUUAUAUUUCCUCUUACUAUUAUUAUUUAAAUUUCUCACAUCAUCCAUCACUAGACGCUCAAAUACCUUCAUUCCCCCAUUUAUUAGGUGUCUAGGAAAGAAUGUGGAUGUCUUCUUAAGCUGAGUAUGAUGGAACUCUUGGGGGCCUUCUAGAGGCUCUAAAGGGGAUAUCUUGUCAAAAAAUAAUUUAAUACACAUUUUCCGAGUAAAUUUGUUAAUAUCGAUAAAUGUGUCAAAUGGCUUAUUAAAUUCUGAUGGAACAAAUUUGAAUCCCUUUUUUAAAACUUCAAUUUGAGAUUUUGUAAGGAUCAUAUCUGUUAGGUUAAAGAUACCUAUUGAUUUAGUAUCCUCCCCCUUUUCCUUUCUCUCCAGGAUUCUUCCUGCUCUAUUCCCUCUCCUGUUUCCUGAUUUCUCCUUUUUUGGGGAAAACCCGUCAUCUCCCUCCUUAAAGGGCCCUGCCCCAAAAAAGGUGACGAUAUAGGAUUUCUUACCUCUCCUGGGGAAUUUUCAGAUAAUGUUCUAAAUCUGUUUUGAUGUGUAAACUUCGUAUAAUUAUACUCAGUCCCAUAUUGGGAACCCUGUCUCCUUUGAUAUGAUCUGUUCUUAUCUUGGUAGGGUCUUUUAUUUGGUGUAUAUUGGUCACGAAAUUGUUUAUGUUUUAUCACAUUAUGUCUCCUCACAGGAUAUUUAUUAAAUGGAACAUGUGAUUGUGGGGAUUCCUUCCUCUGAAAAUGUACCAUCCUAUCCCUAGAGCGUGAUCUACUCUGUGGUUGAAAUUUCUUUGAGAAAGAGCGGACCUUGUUGUGAGCAUAGUCGCUCUUAUCUCUCAGGAACUUCCUCUUUUUUAUAACCACCGUUUCUUGUUCAAUUUUUUCAACAUAAUCCUUUAUUGUUUCUAGCGAUUUUUCUACUUCCUCACAACCUUUUAAUGGUUGUAGUUUUUCUUUUAUUUCAGAUAUUUCAGUAUCUAAUUUUUGUAAAUUUCUUCUUCUCUGUUGGAUGCAAAUUUUCAUCAUUCUUAUGGAGAAGGAUUCAAGUGCUGAAUUCCAAAUGUCUAUAAAUUCUUCAUCAUUUCUAUCAAAUGUGGGAGUUUUAAAAAACCGUAAACCUCUAGGGGUGAUUUUAUUCUCUAAGUACUUUUCCAUAGUAAAGAUCUCCCAUUUAAUUUUAGUUUCUCUUGUCAGAAGUUUUUGUAAGUUUUGGCACAUGAGAUCUAGAUUGUCAUCUCUAAAUUUAAUAUGAUCAGGUUCACAUUCAAACCUGUUAGCUAUUCUAUCUUGCCAAUUCUGUCUUUUCUCAAACAGAUCCAUUUUUUAUAAUGAGCAGCCCUCACUAAUACAGGGAAAAGUAUAAAAAUAACAGAAAAAAAAAGAAGGAUAGUGCGUAGGCGCUUCACUGUAAUUUUGACAAUUCUGUAUAUAGUAUAAAGUAUACAAUAGAUGGUGUAACCGGUACCCUAGUGCUUCCCUUAUACACCAGAUUUACAUAAUACAAUAAAAAGAGACAAAUACCAGUAUAUACACCUCCCCAAUGUGAUCACAACAAAAAUAAGUGAUAUUACCAAUAUAGAACUGGACUGUAAUGUAAACAGCGUAGAACUUGAUUGGGGUAUAAACUAAAAUAGAAAAAACAUAAAAAACAUAGUGCAAACUGUAUGAUAAUAAAUAAGUGAUAAAUAGGUAUGUGAUUCUCACUCACAUUCUCCAGAGCCGUACCAGGCUCUGUAUAGCAGGCUCAGGGGUGCCAAUAACUGGCUAACGAUCCAGGUGGUCCAAAUAGAUGAGACUCCAAAGGUUAAAUAUAAAAUAUAUUUAUUUAUAAAAAUAUAUUAAAAAGUGUAUACACUGCUGGGCACUAUGGGGGUGGAACCCAAAACAGACAAGGAUAUAUAUAAAACAAUAAUGGAAUUCCACUUACCCCUAUCUGUAUAGUAGCCCAGAGUGACAGAAAUACACAUAAAAUAACAAAUACAAAUGCAGAAGAUUGAAGCAGACGCGUUUCGGCCAACAGCCUUCCUCCAGUGCUUGUCUUCAUGUCCUAUUGAGUCUUCUUUUAUAAGCCUUAUCUGUCCCAUUCACCUGGAUCCAAUUUCGUACCGGCGUCGCGUCACUUCCGGUUUCGCGGGUGACGUCACUUCCGGUUUUUCGGCCGGCUGGAACGCACGCUGAAACGCGGCGUUCAGGAUGUAGAUUGUUAUGAUUAAGUCCCCAUUAGACAAGAAGCAAGUAUAUCGGCACACUUCACUGAGAAACAUGGUGGGGAUUCCUCCCUACUGUCAUAUACUGUUAUUUUUAAGAAAUUUAAGAAUUGGAGGGGAGAUAAUAAUGUUAAAGAGCUAGCGAAGAUAGAGGGUAAGUGGAUUUUUGAUGUUAAUACCCUAUCCCCGAAGGGAUUGAAUUUAGAUUUUGAGUUUAUACAUUUUUUAUAGGAUCUAUAUAUCGUUUAUAGUAUUUACUUUAUUUGAACUAUUAGAUUUAGAAGGUUAUACUUGCUUCUUGUCUAAUUGGUAUUUAUGUGGGGAGUUCUAUGGCCACAUAUUGCAUUGUAUAAUUUUCUAAUUUUUCUAAGAAUAGAUUAUCUUAUACAUCUUUAAAUUUUUCUCUAGAUAUAAAGAGAUUGAUGAUAGCUAUCAAAUAUCUGUAUUGUGUAUGCUAUAUAUAGAUUAUAUCUUUAAUUUGUGUUUUUUCUUAUUCUAUUAUGAUAUUUUGCAAAUAUGGAGGCUAAGGUUGCUAUGGGGACUUAAUCAUAACAAUCUACAUCCUGAACGCCGCGUUUCAGCGUGCGUUCCAGCCGGCCGAAAAACCGGAAGUGACGUCACCCGCGAAACCGGAAGUGACGCGACGCCGGUACGAAAUUGGAUCCAGGUGAAUGGGACAGAUAAGACUUAUAAAAGAAGACUCAAUAGGACAUGAAGACAAGCACUGGAGGAAGGCUGUUGGCCGAAACGCGUCUGCUUCAAUCUUCUGCAUUUGUAUUUGUUAUUUUAUGUGUAUUUCUGUCACUCUGGGCUACUAUACAGAUAGGGGUAAGUGGAAUUCCAUUAUUGUUUUAUAUAUAUCCUUGUCUGUUUUGGGUUCCACCCCCAUAGUGCCCAGCAGUGUAUACACUUUUUUAUAUAUUUUUAUAAAUAAAUAUAUUUUAUAUUUAACCUUUGGAGUCUCAUCUAUUUGGACCACCUGGAUCGUUAGCCAGUUAUUGGCACCCCUGAGCCUGCUAUACAGAGCCUGGUACGGCUCUGGAGAAUGUGAGUGAGAAUCACAUACCUAUUUAUCACUUAUUUAUUAUCAUACAGUUUGCACUAUGUUUUUUAUGUUUUUUCUAUUUUAGUUUAUACCCCAAUCAAGUUCUACGCUGUUUACAUUACAGUCCAGUUCUAUAUUGGUAAUAUCACUUAUUUUUGUUGUGAUCACAUUGGGGAGGUGUAUAUACUGGUAUUUGUCUCUUUUUAUUGUAUUAAGUAAGCUUAGAACUGAUUUAUUUAUUUUACCCUGCUUUAUCCUGUGCAUUUUUGAACAAUUUGCCAUGCAAUAUUGUUUUAGUGUGGGCCGGGGAACUCCUUGAGAAACACAUAAAUGCCUUCCAGGUACUAUACUAUGGAUAACUGCUCCAGUUCAGAACUAUGGAAAACCUGUGAAGGGAGGACUAGAACAAAUCACAUUUGUUCUGUCCAUGCAGUGCUAGCCAUACCUCCCCUGGCUGUGAUUCACACAGCCUGCAUGGGGAAAUUGGGUUUCAUUUUUCAGUCAGAUGUAAACUUGUUUUAGAAGUUUUUAUCACCAGCUCUGUAAAUUGAGCUUGAAUCACACACAGGAGACUCCUCUAGGACCUAGAAGGCUAUUAACAGAGCAGGAGAUAAGAAAUUCCAAAUAAAACCAACUGUGCAAAUAAAGUCCAAAUGUUAGAUGUUUCUUUACAGGAAGUGCUUAGGAAGACUGUGUAAUAGAGGUGUGACUAGAGCUGUACAAACAAAGUGAUUGAAAUCGUAAAUGGCAGAGAAUCGAGCAGUGCACGAUCUAUACACCAAAACUACUUUAAGCUAAAGUUGUUUUGGUGCCUAUGGUGAACAUUUAAUGCGCAACUCUGUUAAGACGGGGGAGUGGUUUCUUUGCAGUGGCUCUCAUUCUCAGAAUGGUCGACGCUGAGGAUUCUACUAACUUCCAGAUGGUUCCACCAACAGCCAUAGAGCAGGUCUUAAAGUCACAUGCAGCCUGUGUGAAGUUCUAUAUUUUUUGCCAUAAUCCCAUGAUUCUGCAGCAGUUUACCACAUGUUAUGGUUCAAUCCCCGUUGAACUUCCAUUUUGUGAAAACCAGGGCAUAGAGUGAGGCAAGCAAAGCAUGAAUACUGACUGUUGUAACCGCACAUGAACCUAAAUAGUGCACAUAGUAAUUGAUACAUCCGCUCAUUACAGAGAAACCACAGAACUCUACAACUACUUGCGGUUUUAAAUGAGGGUAAGUAUGUAGUUACUGCCUGCAUAUCAAAAAAACUAUUUUAGGUCACUGUUCUAUAUUCCUUUUUUAGCCUCCUCACUGUACACCGUAGUCUUACGCAAUAUUAUGCCAUUGAGUUUGAAGAAAUGCAUUUGAUCUUCUCUGUGUCCCAUUCCAGGUCGCUUGACCAAUGUGAUACACCCUGCCCCCAUCCCUUCAUGGUCCCGUGGCCAGUAUUGCAUUCUUCUCCUUAUUCUGUCCCUCUUGAAGUCCCAUGACCAGUUUGUUAUUCUCCCCUCUCUCUGUCCAUUGACCAGUGUGGUUCCUUGUUCAAUAUGAUACUCUGAUCCUCUGUAUCCUCAUGAGGUUUCUUUUUUCAGUGUGAUAUCAUCUUUGUUUCCAUUGUCAUCUCUAACACUAUUGAGGUCCCAACCUGUAUUCUUGUGUUCAUGUUUCCUAGAGACUCUAAGUGCAGGAGUAUGUAAUGUAUUUCUACACCUGAUGAUAUCCCUCAGAAUCUGCACCUUCGGGACCUAAUUGGGGGAAGGAAGGACAAUUUGUGUCUGCUUUUGUGGUUGCUUGAGUACACUCCUGGAACACAGCUUCACUGUCCUAGAUGAAGUUUAAUCUGUGUAGAGUGCUGUGUUGAUAUAUAUUGGAGAACCUUGUAUUGGCACGCAGAGGGAAUUGUUUGGGAAAACCACAAACAUUGUGUAAAAAUAAAUAUGUGUAGCGAGAUGUUUAUUUACUGGAUUUUGUUAUCCGGAUGGUGGAAGUGUCACAGUACUAAUAUUUGCUUGGGAAACCGAAGUUAAAUAUGUGGUAAUGUGUUCCUGUGCUAAAUUAUGAUGUGAUAAUGGAAUGUAUAUUAUAUUGGUAUAAUGUGUGUUGUGUUUUUUUUGUUGUUUUUUUUCCAUGUUUGUGCAAUUUAUUAAAUGUAUUCCUCUCCCUUUGACAGCUGCUGGGCUCUGCAGUUUAACAGAUAAGAUGAUUUAAAGGAUAAGUCUAAUCUCUUACAAUCAGAUCAGCAAAUUGCAGCUCAUAACAUUGAGUUGCAGAGGUUAAAUUACUUUACUGAAAUACUAAACAGGCCUACCACUGUCACCGCUCUUAAAGGGGCCAAGUCAUCUAUAGUCUUUAUAUUUAUCAAACAGGACCAAAUCAAAAGGUUAUUAGGGUGUUUUAUAUACUGCUUACCUAUCUCUUCCCUUUUUUUUUUUUUUUUUAAAAAUAAUUUUUUUAACAAAUGUGUUUUGUGAGCUAAAAAAUAAAUAGAAUUUAAUAUAAAAAUAUGCAGUUUUUACCUCUAUCCUAGAACUGAGUGUCUCCAUCUUGGGUUUCUAUUAUUCACUGCUAUAAACUAUACUUAAUUCUGUCAAUGAACAGGUGGAAUAACAAAAAACCUAUUCUUCAUUCUACUCAUAAUGCAGUCUGUGCCAGGAAUGAACUAUAUUAUAAUGUCAAUUGAUAAAUCUUUAAUCUACAUUUCAAAAAAAGAAACCAUUAACACAACUUAUGGGUAAACUUGCAUUCCUUUUACUGGUGCAAUUUCCAGAGAAGUGACAAUUCCCUGUUACAUGAACAAUAUAGUGUUUGGAAUAUAAACCUGUAUUCCUAAUGCCAUAGUGCCCUAGUCACACAUUAGAUUAAGACAGUCUCUUUAUUUGAAACAAGAAAGUGGAGACAACGUUUUGGCUCCUCUCUGAGCCUUUAUCAAGUAUAACUCUUGAAGGUAAACCUUGCCGUUUCUAAACAGCAGUAUUUUACAUUGAAGGGUUAAAACUUCAGGGCUACUGCACCUAGACCACUUAAUUGAGCGUGCAUUUAGUGGUUCUUUAAAUCCCGUUGACAGUGGCAUGGGAUCUAUAAUGGUUUGAAGGGAUGAGUCUCUAGUGUAAAAAAAGAGGUUUCUAUUUGUAUCAGCUAAUUUAUUCUCUUAAUUAUACUUCAAUAGUUAUAUCAACCCAAUUGGGCAAAAAAUAAAGUCCAUAAAUAAAGAUUUGGCUGACGUGCCACCUUAUGUUUUUUGUUUUUUUCUAUUUUAAUUACUUUAAAUUUUUUAUUUUAAAUCUAUAAUUUUCUUAACUGUACUGUUAAGGUUAUAGCCACUUCUGUGACCUACAGAACAAUUUACCAUGUGUAAAUACUAGUAACGUCGAUUGAUGUAACGCACAAUGGUAACAUUGACUCUAUCAUUUUUUUUUUUUUUUAAUGGUUAGAGUUUGGCCUUGUUCAAGUUUGUUAUUAAAGUUAUCAUUGUUACAUUGUGUGGGUGUGUGACUCCCACUCUCCUCCUUUUCAAACCGUAUUCUUUAACAUUAUCUAACCUGAAUAUAAUAUCCCUUGUGAACACUGUAGGGGCUGCCCCCUGAAGCGGUCAUUGUCGCUGAUGGUUUGGUGGGCGGGGCAAGUUUUACUUAACUGACCCUCUACUUCGCGGGCGCCACCAUCUUGUCCUGUCUGGUCCUUUUCAGCACAAGACUAUAGCAUUGAGGUUCUAUAGAAGAUCCUGUGAGAUUGCGGGAUUCUCCGUAGAUAUAGCCAAUUUCUCUGCAGCCUAGUACAGGUUCGGGCACUGACACUAGCUCGGCCCAGUGUCUAGAAGUAUCUAGUAGACCCUGCUUUGUCCCAGGAUAUCUCUUGACUGGUUUGGAAUUUCAACGAUGAGAUUCUAUCUAUAUUAAAUACACAUUUUUCAGGGGGCGUGACAUUGCUGAUUAAGAAAAAGUGCACUCUGUGGUCCCUGACAUGGCUGCAAACUGACAAAUUUGAAGGCAAAAUUCAAUGUUACCUUCCCCAAGUGGCUAAAAUUUAAGAAAACCGGAAAGUGUAUUUUAUUCCAUUUUCUCAGAUGUGUUCUCUCUCCCUGUAGUUAUCCUGCUGUGGCCAAUUAUAUUGCAUUGUGUUGAUUUGUGUGUAGAUUAGUUCUGCCCAUUAAAAGGGGUACCCCUCGUGCUCUCACAUUACCACUGCUGUCCAGAUUGGACAGAAUUGAUAAUGUGGACAUGGGAAUUCUGUGUUAUUUAGUUGGCUGAGAAUGGCGUUCUCUCAAAUCUAAUCCCAAACAUUUGAACAAAAAAAAAAAUGGUGAUGGAAGGGGUCUAUAAGGGACAUAACUACUCUGCGCUAUGGUUACAUUGUUUAGAGUGCACCUUACUACUAUUAUUGUUGGGUGUAGCAUAGUAUUAACUGUGUAAUGUUUUACACAUCCUGCACCAAAAUGUAAUUUGAUUCAACAGACAUGUUUCAUAUCUAUAGGAUCAAUGUAAUGCCAUGUUUUUGGAAAACACUCAUUGCUUUGGUAGAUUGGGUCAUUCGGACGCAAUGAUCCAUUGACAAAUAGAGUUUCUCCAGGUUUGUGAAAUAACCAUUUUAUCAAGCACACUAGAUGACUGUAAAUUGUCCAUCCAGACUGGUCUCUAAACAAGAGUCCUGUAGGUCAUAUCAAUAAUGUUAGUGUCACGUUAGUAACCUUUAAAAAUACAAGCAAACAAAAAAAAAAAAAACACUUGGCAUGCUCGUUAUGUCUAUUAAAUAGAUAAAACUUAGAAAUAUGCUAAUGUUACAUACUCUGUAUAACAUCUUCAAAAAGCAAAGCUUGUUUUUUUUUUUUUUUCAUCCUUCCUGCAGUUUCUAUAAGCUUGGCGACUCUUGGCAAUGAUGAGCAGUGACUCGCAAAAGGUGCUUAACAUUUCUUCAACUGUCACAAUGUUUGGGACAAAUAAUAGAAUGAAAUACGCCUUCCUUUGAAAGCAAGCUGAGAAUAGGAUCCUGGAGAGGUAGAUGUCCUGUCAGAAGUCUUAUUCCUUUUAUGAAUUGUUUGUAUUCUUGCAAUCUGUCACGUGAAAGUAGAAAUACUCCAUCCGUAACAUGUUGUGGUUCAUAGCGAAGCAAAGGAUUGUUUGAUCCAUAACGUCAAAGUUUUUAGUUUUUUUUUUAGUUGUUUUUUUCCCAAGACCAGGGAUGGCCAAUUUAACCAAUGGUCCAACCUCUCAACCCACUUCUACAAAUCGAUAUUGGACCUGUGCAGGUUAGCAUUGAUUCCCAAUGCCCGCACUGAUAAUUAUCAACUUGUCAUCUGAUCAACCCGCCUGAGCGUAGUUCAUUCCAUUAUUGAUCUCCUGCUCUUGGGCAGACUAGAUGGGCCGAAUGGUUCUUAUCUGCCGUCAAAUUCUAUGUUUCUAUGCUCUCUCUCUCAUGUGACUGCUAGAACAUAAAAUGACCGAUAUUUUACUAUUAUUAUUUUUAUUAUUAUUAAAUUUUCUCUCAAUAACAAAAGUUCAGAUUCCCUUACCCUAUAAUAUUUCAUUUAAAGUAUGAAAUGUCACUGUAAUGUUCUUGACGUUUUUAUUUUUUCUGCGUUUACCAAAUGCAGUGAGUAAAGCGACACGGAUUAUGAACUGCAUGAAUUAUGUCUGAAGUUGUGUGUUAGUUUCUGCUGACUCUGGGAUACAUACUUUGUCUAUAUAUGUCCCACUCUGUCAAUGUAACAUUACACUAGCAGGUACAUUGGAGCUGCACCUCGGCCUUGGUCCAGAUGGAAAGUACAUGGGUAAACAGACAGAAGACCGUACACUCCGUGGUCCCCUUAUGUCUGGCCCAACUUGCUGAAAUUAUGGUUUCCCAACAUAUGUUUUAAUUUAAUUCGAGACUUUCUAGCUCUUAGUGUUUAUUCCUGUGCAUUCACAGUGCCAUUCUGCUGUCUUACAGAGUUUGGAAUUGCAUGGGUUGUGUACACAGCUCAAUAUUGUCCCUAGCACACAGUACAGUAUAAUGGUAUGUAGCAGAGUAUUGUCUGUCAUUGUGCAGUAAUGAUGACUCUUUGGAACAGUCUCCGAAAUUACUGUAUAAAUAGUUUUUCCUUUUGAUUUGAUCAGGAAUGAUCACCUGUGAUAAACAAAAAGACAAUAAUAGUGAAAGAAGCAGUGCAAUGACAUUAUUAAUACAUUAAAAAGUUAUUUAAAGACUAUAAACACUUCAGCUUGCUGAAGUUGUUAUGGUGCAGUGACCCGAUCUGUACAGUGUUUCUGCUAGUCCUGAGCCAUUUCAAGUUUUUUUGACUCCUCCUCUGCUUCCUGUCAAUCAUCCAGACCAAAUCGAGAGUUCCGGGCUCGCUGUCUUAAUUUGUCCAAAUUUAGCAGCUGGAGAAUGACGAAUUUCCAUUUUACGGAGCGAUUCCUUUUUAUUCUGCUAAUCUGCUUAUUCAGUAAACCACCACUUUAUGGAAGUGACCUUUCUGCAGAUGACACAUUCAACAGUGCACCGAGGGAAAACAUUUAAGUUGAGUUAUUUAUAAUUUUUAAAUGUAUUUAUUCAAAUUGUUAAUGCAUUAAAAAUAGGUGUAAUUUUUUACCCUGUACCCUAGAAAAAAAAAAUGCCUAACCUUCAACAUUUGCAACAAUCCCUGGUCUCCCAGUUAAAAGAAUAGGAGACCCAUCAUACAUUAAUGCACAAUGCUAAAUGCUUCAAUCAAAAGCUGUUUCCUUGUAUGUCCUACAUAAGCCAGCCUCUUGUCUUGAUGUAACAGCAUCCCUUUGAGCAGUGAUACUUAAAAGGCUAAUGACUACAUUUGAUAAAUUUUAUAACUUUUUUUUUUACAAGCUUUAAUGCUUUAAUUCUGUUUGACAUGUUCUGGCAGACGGUAAUCUCAAUACUAUACAUGAUUUAUUGCCUGUGCAAAUGGGGCAAUUUAAUCUGUUUCUAGCUAUUGAAUACUGGCCUUGCCUCUUACUACUUUGUUUGUGCUCAUCUGAUUUUUAAAGCACGGUUUCUCUCGCAGCCCAGCAACUGGUAAUUCAGCUUGUGAAUUGGAAAUAUUACAGCCGGUUUUGAAAAAGUGAUCUUAAGCAAAAUAUAUAUAUAAUGUGACUUUGUAAUUCUUUUAAUUUUUGAAAGCGUGCAGUGUUUAUUUGAAAUACAGUCCAUAAAGACUAAAUGCUUCAAUGUUUCAGUGUUCACUGGAUAUAUACAUCCACACAUAGGGCUGUACCUAAUAUAUGCAUUUACACAAAUGUGAACAUAUAUGUAUAUAUGUUUAUUUAUAUAUUCUAAAUAAAAUAGAUUUGUACUAUUUCCAUAAUGGAUAUAUUUGUUUCUCACGCCGAGGACAUCCCCACAGGUUUACCUGACAUGACGAAGCGCUAGGAUUCCUUUAAUAAACAUCCAAUUAUAUAAUUACAGUUUAUUAGCAUAUAAAUAAAUCUAACCGGCAAUCUUUAUAGUCGCCUGGCAGAUUGACAGCAUGUAGCACUGUGUCAGGGCACGUCUGCAUAGACAACAGGUAACGUAAUUGGUAACCUACAUAUUCAAAUAAAUCAAUAAAUACAAAUAUAAGAUUGUAACAGAACGUGUACUUUAUAAAACAUUUUUAACCAGUAAUACCUGUGCUACUGAUUUUAAUUGUGAAUGCUGGGGUUACAGGAAUCUUUUUACUUGGGUAUGUGCAAGGAUUUGGACAAAAGCUGAAAUUCUAAUAAAGGGACACAUCUUAUCUGUCCCUCUUUUCAAUUGGACUCUUAUGAGACAGACUGUCAAAUUUUGGCCUGUGUUGCAAGUACCUUAAAUUGUGUUUGUUUUGUUUUUUUUGUGUUUUUUUGGUAACUUCCUUUUUUAAUGUAUCACGCAAAACUCACAGAAUUCCAUGUCCAUGGUCAUACAUGUAUGGGUGCAGUGCCGGUGCUAGGAUUUUUAGUUACACAGGCGAACAUGCAUUUUGGUGCCCCUCAACCUCCUUUAAAAAAAAAAUGCAUCUUCACCUGUGUGUAUUUCCUCCCAAGCCACAGGCAUAAUUUUUCAGUCACACAGUCAAAGUCAUACAGGUACACUGUCAUACAAACACAGAAAUAAUCAUACAGAGACAUUUAGACACAUACAGUCAGUCAGAGACAUACAGACAUACAGGCAAAGACAUACAUGCAUACAGAGACAUGAAGGCAUAUAAAAACAUGCAUACAUACAGAGGCAUACCGUCAUACAGACACAUACAUACAUACAUACAGAAACAUACAUACAAAGACAUCCAGGCACAUACAUACAUACAGGCAUACAGAAACAUACAGGCAUGCAGACACAUACAUACAUACAGGACAUGCAUGCAUACAGAGACAUACUGCCAUACAGACACAUACAUAUAUACAGGCAUACAGAGACAUACAGGCAUACAGAAACAUACAUACAAAGACAUACAGGCAUACAUACAGAGACAUACAGGCAUACAGAAACAUACAUACAAGACAUACAGGCAUACAGACACAUACAAACAUUCAUACAUAGAGAGGCAAACCGUCAUACAGACAUACAUACAUAAACAUACAUACAAAGACAUACAGGCAUACAGAGACACACAGACACAUACGUACAUACAGAGACAUAAAGGCAUACAGUUACACACAUGCAUACAGAGACAUAUAUACAGACAUUCAGAGACAAACAAACAUUUAGUUACAUACAUGCAUGCAUACAGAUACAUGCAUGCAUACAGAUACAUGCAUGCAUACAGAUACAUACAUGCAUACAGAGACAUACAUACAUAGAGAUAGAUACAUACAUACAUACAUACAGACAUACAUACAGACAUACAUACACAGACAUACAUACACAGACAUACAUACACACACACAUACAGAGACAUACAUACAUAGACAUACAUACACACACACAUACAGAGACAUACAUACAGAGACAGACAUACAUACAUACAGAUACAUACAUGCAUGCAUACAGAGACAUACAUACAUAGAGAUAGAUACAUACAUACACACACAGACAUACAUACACAGACAUACAGACAUACACACAUACAGAGACAUACAUAUAGAGACAGACAUACAUACAUACAGAUACAUGCAUGCAUACAUACAGAGACAUACAUACAGACAUACAUACAGAGACAUACAUACAGAGACAUACAUACAGAGACAUACAUACAGAGACAUACAGAGACAAACAUACAUACAGAGACAUACUGACAUACAUACAGAGACAUACACACAUACAGAGACAUACAUACAGACAUACAUACAUACAGACAUAAAUACAGAGACAUACAUACAUACAUACAUAGAGACAUACAUACAGACAUACAGACAUACAUACAGACAGACACAUACAUACAGAGACAUACACAGACAUACAUACAUACAGAGACAUACAUAGAGACAUACAUAGAGACAUACAUAGAGACAUACAUAGAGACAUACAUACAGACAUACAUACAGACAUACAGACAUACAUACUGAGACAUACAGAGACAUACAUACAGACAGAGACAUACAUACAUACAUACAGAGACAUACAGACAUAAAUACAGAGACAUACAUACAUACAUACAUAGAGACAUACAUACAUACAUACAGAGACAUACAUAGAGACAUACAUACAGAGACAUACAUACAGAGAUAUACAUACUGAGACAUACAGAGACAUACAUACAGACAGAGACAUACAUACAUACAUACAGACAUCAUACAGAGACAUACAGACAUCAUACAGAGACAUACAUACAGAGACAUACAGACAUACAUACAUACUGAGACAUACAGAGACAUACAUACAUACAUACAGAGACAUACAGACAUAAAUACAGAGACAUACAUACAUACAUACAUAGAGACAUACAUACAUACAUACAGAGACAUACAUAGAGACAUACAUACAGAGAUAUACAUACUGAGACAUACAGAGACAUACAUACAGACAGAGACAUACAUACAUACAUACAGACAUCAUACAGAGACAUACAGACAUCAUACAGAGACAUACAGACAUACAUACAUACUGAGACAUACAGAGACAUACAUACAGACAGAGACAUACAUACAGACAUAGACAUACAUACAUACAUACAGAGACAUACAGACAGACAUACAUACAGAGACAUACAUAAUUACAUACUUACAUCUGUUAAAUCUUGUCCCCUGGGUGCAUGCUGUCCGGCUCUGUGGAGUCCAGUCCUGCAACCCAGCCCCAUCACAGGGCGCCAGCCGCGCUGUGUGGGACACAGGGAGCAGGGAUAUGAUGUCAUUCAUAUCCCCGCCCCCUCCACACAGCCUGCGGCAGACACCAGGAUAGGAGGUGGGCGGGCCGAGGCUGAGCUCCGCGGGCGGGAAUCUCUGGGCUGCGCUCGGCCACUCUACAAGUAGUAACCAGCUGGAGGGGAGCCAGGUGCGCUUCCCUCCUUCCUGUCUGCCUGAUGUCGCGCCCCCAGGGCUGGUGCGCCCUAAGGCGGCCGCCUGGGCCGCCUUAUGGUAGCGCCGGCCCUGUAUGGGUGAUGGAUAUGGGUUUGACAAAUGCAGACACAUGUGAGACAUCCUUUGUCUCUGCAACCUCUGUCAAUAUGACAUCAUAUCUGUGUAUGAUUCCUGUGACUCUAUUGACACCAGCAAUGUCCUGCAAAUGAGAUAAAUGUCUUAUCUCACCCCAUGGUCAUUCUCAAACCCCUCUUCGGAGGAAACGGUCUAUCGCUGCUCUUCAAUUGUCCAGCCCACUGCUGACCAGUUUCAUCAAGUGACUAUCUCAGUUUUCUAUAACAUGGUGUUCGGAGAACUUGUUUCUUCUGAUUAUCGUUAUUUGAUCUUCACAUCAGAUAAUAUUUUGAUUUCCAUUCAUGGUGAAUGUUUAUAAUGUUGGGUCGUUAUGUUACCAGAUAUUUUAACAGUGCAUAUAGCAUCAAAUUUUUGAUUAGUUUGCUCUUGGUAAAAGAAUUGCUAUUUACACACAAAAAAAAAAUGCAAAACAAUAUAUGUUCAAAAUGCAACAGAAAAUAGGUCACAGAAUUGUGUAAUAGAAAAGUCCAUGACAAAAUACAUGCUCCGAGCAUGCAUUAUGUGUCCGCAGUCUCAGUACUGUUAUAUUGCCAAGGCUUGAGUUUAUAACAAAAUUAGUCAUCUGUCUACUCCUUUCUGCUCCACGAACUCAUUUAAGUCAUCGCGCGUGCGUCAUCCAAAUAUUUUGGCGUGUACAGUCCAUUUAUCACGAGAAUUCCCAUAAAGCAGAAAAUAUCCCUGUUUUUUUUUCUUUUUUGUAAUUGUUCACAUAGUCCUGUUAUAUUUGGCACUUUUUUAUUUAAAGUGAUGGUCUAAGCCCUAUAAUUGUUAGCGAAUAGUGUUAUGAGAUCGGAGACUAUUCAUGAGAUGGAGGAAAGUGAAGGGAUAAAGGUGAAAGGGGGGGGGGGAUGGUAGUGAUGGUAGAUGGUAGUAAUGUGUAGGCACAUUGCAGAGAAGUGGUGGGUGAAUCAUGUAAGCGUCUUAAUAUCACUCACAGGCCACCAAGCCCUAUCAUUGAGAUCAUAGAUGAAGUAGUUGGCCAAUGUGUAGACACAAUGCUACAGCAUUUUUCCCUUCUCGAACAAAUGUCAACUUUAAGAAGUGUCAGCGCCUUAUGUUCUUGCAGUAUUACCUGUACAUGAACAGGCCAGCCCCUGAUAUAAGCUGGCCUUGACUUGUGGAGUUGAGCUGCAAAUUGUACUAAAACAAAGGAAGUGGGUAGUGUUGCACAGCCUCGGAGGGUGGAAACCAGCACAGCAAAGAUACUAAGUCUUCCCAAGAAUGCCUGUGGCAUAUGUUCGGUUAAUGGAGGCAGUUGUUUCUGCUUGCCUUCUGUCUAGUUAUAUCUUUCUAGAAGAUUCUAGAAUGUGUUAUGCAUUGUUUUUGUGCUGCAACAUGUCACUGGUUGACCUUGAGGAGAUUCAUGGAUGCUCACAGACCCAUGUUAAUUAUUCUAUUGCUGGAAUUUUUUUCUGUCAUGUGAUAGCUGCAUAACAUCCUAAAAUUCCUUUUCAGUUUGGUUUUAGCAAACUGUGAUUUAUGAAAGCUGCACGUGUUAUACCCUCUUGUAAACAAACUGGUCAAGGAGCAAUUUAUUCUUGAGUAACUUUGGUUUUCUAAGUUUAUUGAGCAGCAAACAACCAUCCAUUGUAACAUCAGGAGUAUUUUUUUUACAGUUGUGAUCUAAUUUAAUGGAAAUAAUAUUGCUGCUGAAAUCUUAUGUAAAGUAAAAUUGUUAGGCUGUUUUAAUGCAGAGGUUGAAGAAGGCUUGCCUCAGUGGAAAUUGUGUCAGUGAAGCUGGCAAUGUGUAGCGAGCCUCUGUCUCUUACCUGGGUCCACCCGCGUUCUCUAUGAUGCUGAAUUCGCUUCCAAACGUCAAAUUCGCCGGACCAAAUUCAGCGCAUAAUUAUGACGUCUAUAGUCAUGCUGAUAAAGAUUUCUACAAACCACAUGCCAGAAGGAAUUCCCUCUUAUGACAUGGACCAAUAGAGCUUUUAAGCCAUACCUGUUUAUACUUUCUUCUCGUAUCCCAUGAGUGAAUUCCUUGUGUAUCCUUUUCCUGGUAUCUCAUUUAUCUGGUUUAUCCCUUCUCCUGAUCUCUGUAGUCUUUUGACCAUGGCUUGUUAUCUUUUUUCCAGUAAAACUGUUACAUCUUUUUUCCAUUUCUCUCCUGUCCUUGACCUCUGCAUGCUCUCUGACUCCUCUACCGUUAUUCUGGCCACUCUAAGGAUCGGUACAUGGAAAGUCUAUUGUGCUACAGCCUGUACGUUUAGGUUCCACCGAUACUGACACAAUGCAUGCUGGGGGUUGAACACUUCCAAUUUAAGGUAUCCAUUGCAGGAUAUCCAGCCAUCCUAACAUGGCUUGCUUAAAUUUACUUCGGUUUAGGCUUAGGUUUAUCUUUGGUUGUUAUACACUAUUAACAAAAAACCUUAAACUUUUCAAAAGUAAUAGUAUUCAUUUGGUUAAUCUGGUGUUGCUUGUUUUUUUAAAAAAAUUUUUUUAGUUGCACCUACUUAAGAGUCAUAUUUGGUUAAAGGAUUACUCCAACCAAAAAUAGUGUUUUAAUAAAGCACUGUUUUUUUUUUAAUUUUAUUGUAGUAACUCUUACUGGCAUAGUCCAACCGAUUUAAAAAAAAAAUAAAAAAUUAAAAUUAAAAAAAUUACCUCUAAUUUUACAUGGAUGCCAGGAGAUAGACUUUAUGAAGAACUGGCCAGUGGGAGAACUUGGUCAGCAAAGGGGUGGGGAGUUCUGCCAUUGGUCAUCUGUCGCGAUCAUGCUGUUCUUGCUGACGACCGAUGCCAAGCUUUCAGUAGGAAUUUGCUAAAACUUAGGUUAAUUGCAAGCUUAUUUGGUCACUAUGAUUUUACAGCGAUCUCUGCAUUGGCCCAGGUGUCUAUAGAAGGUUUCGAGAUCAGCUCCUGGACCCAGCUGAGGUAGUAACAUAUUAAACAAGGUGAACACCAAAGGUAAUAGAUGAAUAGGCCCAUAGGAAGCCUGUGACCAAACAGAACAUCUUGUGUGCCUUGAACAUUUUUUUUCCAAGGAAUUAUUAUUGUUAUUUAUAUAGCGCCAUCAGAUUCCGUAGCGCUGUGCAAUGGGUGGGCUAACAGACAUGGAAUUGUAACCAGACAACUGGACGUACAGGAGCUUACAUGCUAGAGGAAUGAACAACAAAACCUGUUAAUCAAAAUAAAAUCAAUGGCAGUGUGGAGACUCUGUCAGUGAUGUCUUCUCGUCCACUUACAAGACCUUUGGACUUUAUUUUGUAAAACUCCAAUAUCUCCAAUAGCCAAAGGGUACACUUUUGUUAUGGUCCCGAGGUGGUGUGUGCAUCAUAACCUGGAUAGUUUGGCUCCAUAUUUCUGUCAUAGUCUUAAGGCCCUUCUGCAGAAAUACUGACGGAGAUGCAUGCCAAUCCGUUUUCUCUUUCUUUCUAUCUUUUUCCCCCCCCCCCCGAGCUUGAGAACAGAAGAACUUAAAGAACGAAUGGGUUUGGUGCUCUGAGAAUUUCCUGGGCCGAAUUCCAUGUGCAUCUCUGGUAUUUUUGCUUUAGGCACCAUUCCCACUCCCAAUACAUUCUUAAAAGUGUAAUCCCACUGAGAGCACAAUAUGAACGAGGCAGCAAGUCGCACAAUCUGUUAUUUCAUAGUGAUAAAGCAAAGACUUAAUGGUUUUCCACUGAGGAUUUGAGUGGAUCUGAAAAUACCAUUUACAAAGCAGCAUUACAACAAUGUGAUAAAGGCAAAAAAAAAAAAAUCUAUAUAAUUAAAGGGGACCUAUCCUGCCCCAAACAACUUAUGCUCAUUUGAUUUGAGCAUACGAUUCCAUCUAUACAUUGUGCAAGUAGUUUUAUAAGCAAAUGUAUAGAUUACGAGAAAAUCCUAUUUAAAAUUAGUUUUUUCUUCCAGCUGUCGGUCAGUGCCUCUGAGUGCCGAGGCAUUGACUAACAAGGGAGAGAAGAAAAGACCUCCCAUAGGAGGUCCCUUUGCUCUCCACCCAUAGCGCUGUGGUUGCUAUGGAAACUCCCUAACAGGCACUUCUGGUGCAGGCUAGGGAGUAUAGAACUGUAAUGACAUAAUGUAAUUUUAUUACACCUUCCUUGCCUUUUCUUUGUUGCCAGUAGGGGGCAUUAGACUGGUCCAGUAGCUUUGUGCAGACCGCCAGGGAUUUUUACAUUGAAGAGGGGGCAGCUUGGAUCCAGCAAAUGCUCUCUUCUGAAUCCAACAGAUCCUCUCUCCAACUCUCAUAAGCCUGGUAUGCAGCGUGGAGCAUUGCCAUGGUAAUCCACAAAAAUGCUAUGACAGUCGAUGGCUUGCAAGAAUUUUAGAAAGGAGCCGAAGGUAGUGUGCGCUGGGCCUCCGCCACUGACCUCAUCAACAAUAUCAGUAUCAUUUUAAGCCGAUACUGACAAUUGCCAAAAUGCAGAAUAUCAGCUGAUUAUAUCAGCCAGACCGCUAAUUGGUUGUUACCUGCCCAAUACACCAUGUAAUGUAUCUUUGAGAUAUAUGGUGUUUUCAAUGUAUUUGAGGUAAGUGAAAAUUUUCAUUACAAGUUCACUCUAAACAAAGAAUAAGCAAAUAUUGAUUCCACUACUAUUGAUAGUUUUAAUCGUGCUAUACAAUUGUGCUGUGCAAACCUCAGAGUAUGAUUACCUCCUACUGCUUUUGAAAAUUUUGGAGUAACACAAUGGAAAGGGCUCAGAAACAUAUGCAAUCAGUCAAAUUAUAUUGUCAUUGCUAAGUGUAGUUGGAGUUUGAAUGCAAAACUUAUUUCUGUGGUUUGCUAAUGUAAUCAUUACCUAAACAUGAAGUUACAUAAAUAAAGCGAAAUAAAAAAAAGUACAAAUCCCACCAUCACGUUUAUUUGGUCAAUGUGUUCUUACACAGUCCAGGAAUAGUUCUGGCAAGUGCUUUGUUUAUACAACUACAUCAGAAAAGCCAACAUUUCUUCUAUUACACAGAGCGCUCAAUAAAGCCACACACACCACUAUACCUGAACGUUGUUCCAGUGAGCUCUGUGCUUUCCUCAUAUUGUACAUUUAACAGAAUGUUUGCUGCAUUGAGCUGUUUUGUCCUUGUAUAAUUUUACCACAAUACACAGAUCAGCCACAUCAUUGAAACCACUGACUGGUGAACUAAAUAACAUUGAUUAUAUCAUUACAAUGGCACCUGUCAUGGAGUGGGAUAUAUUAUGCAGCAAGUUAACAGAUCUGAGUGACUUUGACAAAUAGUGAUGGCUGGACGACUCUGUCAGAGCAUCUCCAAAACGGCAAGUCUUUGGGGUGUUUCCAGUAUGCCAGUAGUACCUACCAAAAGUAGUGCAAGGUAGGACAACUGUUGGACCAGCAAUAGGUUCAUGAGCACCCAAGGCUAAUUGAUUCAUUUGGAGAGCGAAGACUAGUCCAUCUGGCCUGAUCACACAGAAGACCUACUGUAGCUCUAAUUCUGAUAAAUGUAAUGCUGGUCAUGAUCGUAAGGUGUUGGAACACAUAGUGCAACACAGUUUGCUGUGUGUGGGACUGCGUAGCUACAGACUGGUCAGAGUUCCUAUGAUGAUCUCUGUCUACCACCUAAGGCACCUUCAAUGAGGACAUGAGCAUCAGAACUGAACCAUGGAUCAAUGGAAGAAGGUUGCCUGUUUUGAUCAUUAUUUUUAUUUUUUUGAUCAGGUGGAUGGCUGGGUACAGUUUAGUAAGUCCUCAUUUACCUGUGGAAGAGAUGGCAGCAGGAUGCACUAUGGGAAGGAGGCAGCCCAGUGGGUGCAGUGUUAUUCUCUGGGCAAUGUUCUGUGGGGAAAUCUUGGGUCUUGGCAUUUAUGUGGAUGUUACUUUGACACGUACCAACUACCUAGAGAUUGUUGCUGAUUACAUACACCCCUUCAUGGCAAUGGUGCUCCCUGAUGGCAGUGAUCUUUUUCAGUAGGAUAAUAAACCCUACAAAUAUUGUCCAGGAAUCUUUUUUUGAAGACCAUGACACAGUGUUAUGCUUCUGAUCAGGUCAGAGAGGAGACGAUUGCAAGGGCUAUUGGUUAAAACUCUAUUUGUCGUUGUAGACAUAAUAAAUUUACUGAAAUAAAGAAUAAAGUACAGUCUGCCACAAACAGGAUACUUUGAGGAAAAACAGGGUUUAGGCAAUAUGCCACAAACAAGAUCUUUAGAAAGUAAAUGAAUAAAGUCUUUUGUAUACAAGCAGGCUUGAAGUUAUACCAAGUAGUUAAGGAUUUAGUUAUAGGUAAAUACCUUUUAGGAUAAAGCAAUACAGGAUCAUGCAGAGUUGCAGAGGUUGAAACAGGUAGGUAUAUUCCAAAAUAAUAUAAUGCAGGUUGCUUACGAGAUCAUGCAGUGAUGCAGCAAUUGAAGCAGUUAAGAUUCUUCAAUGAAGGAAAUACACCACAAAUCAGGAUUCUUGGAAGCUGAUAAGGAAAGUCUUUCGGUAAGAUGUAAUUCAGACAAAUUCAGGCUGAAGUAAUGCAGGUUAGUGCCUUUCAUUAUGAGGAAAUGCAGAUGAGUACAGGAUGAGGCACUGCAGGUAAGUGCUCUACAGAAUGAAAUCACGUAGAUAAAAUACAGGAUAUUAUCAGGAACAGAGAUUCUUUAUCAGAGCAUAGACUUCAAUGUCAAUGCACUGUUGUGUGCCAGGAGUAGAUUUAUCAAGCCUCCUAAUUAGUUAAUCCAGGUGAUGUUAUUAAGGUGAGUGAAUAGAUUAAUGAUUAGGGAGGCCACUAGAGGAGAAAAUCAUGAAGUUCACUUAAAGGGCCAGUAAUAAACGAAAAAGUCUUACAUGUCAGUUUUGAAACCUGACACACAGAGUUCAAGGUGUUCCUUUGGCCUUCAAAGUCCCCAAAUCUCAAUCCAAUUGAGCCUCUUCGCAAUGUGCCGGAACAAAUCUGAUCCAUAGAGGCCUCACCUUGCAACUUGCAGGACUUACUGCUAAUGUCUUCAUGUCAGACACCAAAGGACACGUUCAGAGGUCUUGUGGAGUCUAUGCCUCCACGCAUCAGAGCUGUUUUGGCAGCAUGAGGGGGCCUAUAUGAUAUUAGGCAGGUGGUUUUAAUGUUGGGGCUAAUCAUUGUAUGUCCAGCAGUGAAAUCUGUAUGGUCUUUGUAUUGUAUAAUACCAAAAACUGUGCAGCAGUGAUCUCUGACCUGUCCUUCAAUGUCUAAAUUUGGAAAGAAACCUUUGGAUUAUGGUGAAUGUAGUACGAAUGAUAAACUGGAUACUAAUUUGGAGUAUGUCUCCUGAAACUCAUCCCCAGGGCAUAUAAUGGGAAUAAGGAGAGUCAUCUCUGUUCCGCAUUUGAGAAGGUUAAACGCAUUAGUCUCUGGGCAACUAUGUUUGCACAGUUGCUAAAGGCCACAACAAAUUUGUGGUAGUAUCAAGCCUGUUUAAAGGAUUUCUUAAAAAAAAGUUUUGACAACAAAAAAUAAAUGAAAAUAAAUCAUGUAUGCUGUUGAAAUAAAAUAAAUCUACAUGUAACACAACUGAGCAGUAAUCACUCUCACUUGCCAUUUAUAAGGCUUGCUGCUAAAGCUUUGCUGAUUAACCGGAACCUGGCUUAAAUAACCAGCCAAUCCGAUGAGAGGAAGCAAGAUUAACUGGUUCGAUUUGGUGCAAGUAGUGGGGGAAUAACCACGACCCCAAUGCACUUCAUUAUAAUUGUGGUUUGAGGGUAACAGACAAUGGGCCACUCAAUUAUACAUUUUGCCAACUUCCAUUGCUCUUGGGUGGGAACUAAGGGAGUAAUCACAUGCCCAGUGGCUAAUGCGCUUAAAGAUUAAGAGGAGACCAAAGACAGACCUCACUUUAGUUCCAUUCUAGGAAUGUAUAGUCCCACUACUCGUGUCUAUACAUUUUCCAGUGGUGAUUUUAUGCUUUUUUGAGAGACCAUUUAAAAUAUAUAUGCCAUUCUAGGAUGGUGCAGGGCCAUUGUAGCAUAAGUCAGAGCAGUGGGAGGCAAGCGGGAUGUAAAGUAGAAAGUAGUCACUAUGGCAGCCACUACACUCUACAUAAUACUGGUUUUCAACCCAUCACUACUCAUUACUGGUUAACCAGUAAGAUGAAGUGGUUGUGGUGCUUAUAGUGAUCCUAUUAUAAAUGCAGGGCUGUAUAUGCUAAAUCGGCAACUCAUCCUAUACUAUCCUAGAAUAUUUAGGAGCCACAUUGUAAUGACUGCAUAAAAUAUCAUUGCUCCCUCAAAGGUUAAUGCCUAGAUGUAAAACAUUUUUAUUUUAAUUUAUUACUCUCCGAUCACUUUUCACGGGGGGUGGAAUCUGAAACUGGGCCCUGCCACAUUGCCAAUUCGAUAACGCAUCUCUGCUAAAGGGCAAUUCUAGUUAAUGUGUGUUACGCAAACAUAAAAAAAUAAUCUGAAAUUAUACUUGGCAGUUUCCAGUGUGUGGAGAGAAAACAUUGAGAAUUGCUAUAAUAAACUGAAUAAAUGUUGUUUUUAUUAAGCACUUGGAUCUCCGCUCUUCUAAAGAGGUUUAACACAAGGAGAGUGAUAUUUUCUGUAAAAAAGGCUAGUUAAAGGGACACUAGUCACCAGAACCACUACAGCUUAAUGUUGUGGUUCUGGGGUCUAGAACCUGUCCCUGCAGACUUUCAUAGAAAAGGCAGUGUUUACAUUCCUGCCCAGUAACACCUCUCCUCUAGAUGCAGUCUCUCAGACGGCCACUAGAGGUGCUUCCUAUUUCAGUGUUCUUCUCUGAUCUGCAUCUCUGUACAGUACCCAAGUUCAGCGUCUUCAAUGCAUCUUCUAUGAGGAGAUGCUAAUUUUGCAUGUGCCAUAACCUCCCAAUUGUUUUGUAUUGGAAAGCAUUGGAUCGGCUGUUAUCAAGAUUGAUGAUCUCAUCCAUGGAGGCAGAACCAGCCACAACAAGACUGGUGCAGCGAUGGAAAAAAGUUACAUAAACUACCUUUUAACUGCACUCUGAGGGGACCUAGAUCAGCACUAUAGAGUGAAGAAAAAUGUGUUUUACUUAAAUAUUAAAUCACACGUAAAGGUUAAUGUGGCAAACCUAGCCACUUCAGACUAUUUUGUUUCACUUUAAGGGUUGCCCUAGAAAGACUGGUUUAUAUAUGCAGUUUGAUGUAUCUGUUUAAAAUGUGAAAGAGGGAAUUCGUAUGCUAGUGGCACGAAAGCCGCUCGCAUUCCUAUGGUAGUUUCACGAACAGUGAUUUUCAACACUGUUCGUGAAACGAACAAAGUACCGAAUGGGAGCCCACACACAGGGGGUCGUGUGGCUCCCAUUAACUGAUCGCAACAUUGUAUCUAUCUGCUGUUAUUUGAUUCCUGGGUGGCCGUCGUUCGGCUACCGACCACGAGGUGGCGGCCAUCUUGGAUUUCCUUUGUGCCCAGAGGUGUUUGGUCGUCAAGUGCCUGGAACUAAAAUCGGCUACUUGAUGGCACAAACACCGCUGGACUUCCAGGCUGUUCGGGAGCGCCGGUCUUUUGGUACUUUUCCCCCACUUAUGUAUUCGUGACUUUUAUGAUGAAUGUAUGUUAAAGUAUAUUUCGUGCGGCGUUCGGCUGAUUGUUUGGGGGAUCUGAGCGGUACCUUCGCGAAGUGUGCGCUCAGACCCCAGUUAUCUGCCGAAUGGUCAUUCGGUACAGUGACAUGAAUAAAAUAAAAGUUAUGUGAUUUUUAUGUAAAAAGCCAGUUCUGCUGUACGGAGGGAUAAUCCACUUAACAGGAUAUUCUAGUGGUAUAUGAGUAUCCAUAUCGUACAGCAGUGCAUGGUGGUAGAAAUGUUCUAUAUGUUAAGUUCCCAGUGUAGUCCCCUACUGUACAACCCCUGUGAAGUCAGUAAGGGAACCCCUUGCAUGGGGAACCACAUAAAUACUGGAGCUUGCGAAUAAAAUAGUCAGUUGACUCCCAGAACUGUGUUUCGUCUGGUUACGGGGGGGAUUUGGUAUAUUGCCUUCAUUUCAGCGCUUGGAGAGAAUUGCUAGGACACUUUUUUUUUUUUUUUUUAAUUAACCCUUGUCUUGAAAAGGGUGUAGGAAGAUUCAUUUUACAACCUGCUGGCUUAUUGUCUGCCUUACAGAGGGAUUCUUGUAUAAUUAUUAAAGAGAGUUGAAGGAUUAACAUGAUUAAAGGUGAUGCAAAAAUAAAAAUCUGUGAGAAAUGACUGCGAUGUCUUUUCACGCUGGUGAAAUGUCUUUUGAGGAUUACUUGUGUCCUAAUGGCCUUCAAGGUGAAAAAGGCCUUGAAUUGAGAUCCAGGAGGAAAAGGCAGAAAUAUGUAGCAGUCUUUCACUGACAGGCUCCAGAGGCCACUUGUCAAAACUACAUAAAGACUCUGUUUUAUUCUGUGACAAGUAAUUCCUUCACACGCUGGCCGCUACUCAAUAAAUAACACUCGCUCAUGCUAAAUGAAUAGGUGGAACAUGCACGUUUUGCAUUCGUCUUUGACUCUGUCAUACAGUACAGGUCUGUGGAGAUGUGCCUGCAGACUACCAUGUUCAUGAUUCUAAGCCAGCCCAGAGUACUUAGCAAAACCUUGGUUAUGCUAAGAGCCUAGCUGGCCAUUGUGAGAUGAAAUAUGAGAUGAAAAGAUAUGUAAAAGCUUGACAUUUAGGAGAAAAAAUGUCCAUGAAUAAUUCAGAAGAUAUUGGAAGUCCAAUGCAGUUCCUGUGCUCAAUGAAGUUCUAACUUUGGUUUUGGAAAAUAAGUUAUGAGCUGAAUCUCAGGUUACCAUCAACCGCAACUGAUUCACUCAGAUAUCAUUGGGAUGUUUUGGAAGAAAAUAUAAAAAUUAAAUGUCCUUUAUAAUUACGUUAUGGUAGAGGCCUUCCUGUUUUUAAAAAAAAAAAAGUUUUCUACACCAUACUUUAUCUUCGUAUGCCGUGCAUAAUACAUAUUACCAAUACGUAGUAAGCACGUUGGAUACUUUGUUUUAGUAAGUUAAUUUGAUACACCUUGUUUGUAUCAGUUCAUUAUGAGACACAAUGAAAAUGUACUUUGCGCUCUAUUGGACUGGUGUUUUCGUGCCCCCUUGUUUUAUUUUUUGUUCUUUUAUUUUUUAUGUUUAUGUUGUAUUUCUUUUUUCCAUUAUUGUUAAAAAAUUUCAAAAUUAUUCAAUAAUUUUUGUAAAAAUAUUUUUGAAGAUAAAAACACAGUUGAAUGUCUCUUACCCCCUUUAGUUUCUCUUAUCCCUCUUUAGUGUCUCUUGUAACCGCACUUGUGUCUCUUCUGCCACUUGCACCUGCCCUUUUGCACUACCCAUGCACUACCCACUUCCCACACCUACUCCCGUGGUUCUGACUUCCUGUUGCAGGACUUCAUGGAUCCAGCCGAACGGUUGGUCUGCGAUAGAGGAUCUUCUUCACCGUUUACAUAGUCUGACAGGAAAUAUUGGACCAUUAAGUGAUGUGCAAAAUAAAACUGACAAUGACACAUGGUGCUUAAACAAGCUUACAAUUUAGGAAAAUGUGUCCUUUGCAAUGUGUACCAAUUCUUAGAGAUACUUUUUUUUUUUUUUUUGGCCGGGUGUUUUGAUGUCAAAGAGUUAUACGUAUGGCGUCAUCGCUCUGACAUCUUAGUUUGGGGACCUUGUGGUCACCUGGAGAAAUAAAAAGGAUUGUUGGAGAGUUUAAUAUAUGACAUUAUUAGUUUUAUACUCAAAGCCCCACUAAACCUGGGCAGCAGCAAUUCCCACAGAACUGCUAAAAACAUUAUGCUUAUAUUUGCAUAGGGAAUUGGGAUAGUGCGCAGGUGAUUUUUUUUUUUUAAUUUUUUUUUUCUCUUUUCACUUUAGUAGUUUGCUUCCCAGAUUAGUUAUCUUUACUUGUAAGUAAGCAAACAUUUUUGUUUUUUGAGAUCUCCUGAGUGGACGACCUGACUUCAGGAUUAGUGAUGUCGUAAACCGUUCACGAACUUCCCACGAACGGUUCGCCACGAACCAUUCGUGACGAGCUCCGGUCAGCUGACACAUCCUGGCCAAUCUCGACACAUCCCGGCCAAGCUGCCUUCAACAUGGAUGCUGUCCAGGAGGUGGGAGGGUCUGGGAGGGAGGGUCUGCUGGAGAUUGGCCGGGAUGUGUCAGCUGACCGGAGCUCGCCACGAACGGUUCGUUGCGAACCGUGGCGAGCCGUUCGCGGGAAGUUCGCGAAUGGUUCGCGACAUCACUAUUCAGGAUAUUAAAUUUUUUGUCUGGCCUCACAAGUAACAAAUCCGAUUUAUAUGAAGGAUUAAAACCAUAUUCUUAGGGCUUAAUCAAGCGCUAUAGGUCCAGGAACACAAACCUGCAUUCCUGACCCUAUUGUGUUAAAAUCACCAUCCAUCCCCCCCUUGCUCUCUCUUGCCCUCCCUAACUAUAGUAACAUCUUACUUUUAUUCCAGUCUGCUGCUGGCUCUGCCUCUGACAUCAUUGGAAGUGAUUCUCUGAGUCAAUUUACAAUGCUUUCACAUAGAAUUGUAUGAGACUGUCAAGGAGGCAGAUCAGGGGCAGAGCCAGCACAAUUCAAACACAGCCCUAGCAAAUCAGUAUCUCCUCCUAGAGAUGAAUUGAAUCAAUGCAUCUCUAUGAAGAAAGUUUUUAGUGUCUGCAUGCAGAGGGUGGAGACACUGAAAUGUCAAGUCACACUGUGCAGCAUUACCCCAGGAAACCCUUCUAGCAGCCAUCGGACGAGUGGCCAGUGGAGUUAUCACUAGCCUGUAAUGUAAACACUGCAUUUUCUCUGAAAACACAGUGUUUAUUGCAAAAAGCCUGAAGGGAAUGAUUUUACUCACCAGAACAAAUACAACUAGAAAAUCUACAAUUUCUGGGGAAAUUGUGUGAAGUGUUCUUGCCUCCACCAGUAGUCUACAACUGGAAUGGGUAGAGUAACUGUUAUCAUUUAUUUAUAUAGCACAUUUAAUUGCAACGUUGUUGCCCAAAGUGCUUCACAGUUACAUUAAAACAUACAUUUAUAAAAAUGGGCUGAAGUUAGCUAGACAUGGCGCAUCUUACUCCUUGGCCCCCCUCUGUUGUACUGUGAUUUUUUUCCGUUCAAUGCCCCUAAGCUGUGACCCACAGACCCGCACCAUGGUACAAACAAGAAAAGAACCUGGUCAAACCACACGCCACACCGUGGCGACAAACCCUCCCGCCCCACCUCGCCCACAAUCGACCCACAAGACCUGCUAUAAUCGAGGGCUGGAGGUGUAACAUUAGCCCCUGAGGAACACUCUUGAGGCCCUAGUAUAAAUAACCCCCCAACUUACAGGCAGGAUAGCCACCGAGAAAGGUACCCAAAUUCACUUUGUUAAUAACCGUUUUUAAAGCAUUUUCGUUAGACCUGCGAAACUUAAACUUAAAAUAGAGAGACACCUGAGCAUGAACCUAAGACCCACUAAAAACAAAACUGUGCAUGAGUACAAUAAGCCAGAAAGUUAUCCCACAAAUUAUGCACUUACUGUUUGACUUGUAUAUUGUGGCUCUGCGAGCCGAGUGAACCUUGUUGCAUGCAAAAAUAAAGAAUUUAAAAAAAAUCAAAGACUUACAUUAGCAGGUGUACAAAAGGCCCUGUCAAUGACAUCACUUGCUGCUCCAGCCUGGCACAGGUCAGAGUAUUUUGGCGGUUGUCAUCUUCAAAUGGUCGUAUUUUAAAAUCUAUAAAUCCUACAGCGAAGAAGGCACAGUCACAGUUUAGAAAUUGCCCUUCAAAUUUGAGCUGGCUGGAGUGGAGUUUCAAUAAAUGUCAAUGGACGGCAUGAGUGCAAACAAAUGGUCAUAUUGUGAAAACUAUCAGGACUAUGGCUUAGCCGUGGACAUGUUGUUUAGUGGCAGCAGGGAUAGCUGAAUGUUUUGAUAUAAAAUUUGUGUAGGUGGGCUUGAAAAUGAGGGAGUGGUGGCAGUUUAGAAAUCAUGUCCUGAUUUUUCAGCUUUUGCCAGCUCCCACUCUAUUUUUUAACAUUUUGCCAUUCAUUCCUAUGGGACCAAUUUCGCCCCAAGAACGACGAUAUUCCGUGAACCAUUCAGCGAAACGUUCCACAAAGUAAUAGCAAUCCGAUCGGGAACAAUCCGCACGUUUCGGUAUAUUACUGUCUAUGUAGUGUAAAAACUGUGGGAGGAGUUAGGGUGGUAAAUUUGGCUAUAAUAAGAAUAAGAAUAAUAUAUAUGUGAGAUAACAUUAAGUGGUCUUGCUAUGCAAGAACACUUAAUAAGCUGUAGUUGUUCUGGUGGCUAUAGUGUCCCUUUAACUGGAAAUGAUGGAGAGCUGAAACGGAAACUGACAAUUUUAGGGCAAAAAAGCUGAACUAGAAAAACAGCUGAACUGAAGGUUUUUUUUUCUGUUUGUUUUUUGUUUUUUUGCCUGUUCAAGUUUUUGAAAGUCUUCACAAUUCUCAACUUGGUGAAUAAGCCCCCUUUUUUGUGAAUCCUGUCAUGCUUGGUAGUCUCUGGACUCUUGUGUUACCAUUCGUCGAAUAAGCUCAGUUAACAAAAUCUAGUGAUCAUUUUUUCAGUAGUACAGUUUUCAUGCAAUUUAAUUACUCAAAGCCUGGAACUCAUCCAGUAUACUUGGCAAUCUAGCAUUCAAGCUAAAAAUGGCAGAUUGGAACUGGAUAUGACCUACUUCUGAUUUUUUUCGCUUCCCCUGUAUUAAAUGUGAACUUCAAUUGAAAUGAAAUCGGACUGACACGAGCAUGUUCUGGCAAGAUACUUUGCCAUCCGUCACACACACAGCUCGCAGCAUUAAGUUUUACCUCUGACAGUUUCUCAAAAUGGUACAGAUUGCAUUUAGGGUCAUUUAGUUCUAUUGAAAUCUUUUUAAAUAUGCAAAAAAUUGUUUUAACUGCCUAUGGUGUCCAUUUUUUAUUUUUUAACGGACUCUAUAUGCGGGAGUUGUCGUCAUUGAUUUAUUAAAUUAAUUAUUUUGAGAAUACAUUUAUCAAUCAAAGAAACACCAAAAACAUUCAAAAGUUAGAAAAUAACAAUUUUAGAGCUUUCUAGAUCAUUAGGUUGUGAUGUAAAAAAGACCAGUUGCUGAAGCGGCCAUAGUUUUAGAACUCUUAACAUAUACAGGUAAAUCUGUUUAGUCUGUCAAUAAAUCUCCAUUUUAUGUUUUUUAUGAUGAACCCAUUCAGUAUUUUAAAAUUAAUAAUACUCUAUAAGUAUGCCCCCUUGUGUGCAGUGUUUGCAUUUUAUUUUUAUAUGUUGUGUAUUUUGGUUUUGGCCAGGAAAGGUAAAAUACAAAAAUGUUGUAUAUUAGAAUGGCAUUGACCGACAUUUUGUUACAUUCUGUUCAAUUGAAGCAAUUAUUUGUUCCCGUCUUUUUUAAUCCAAAGUGCCAUCCAGUGUUGGCUAACAGUAGGGGAGGCGGCAGUGUUAGCUACUCAUGGUAAGAUUGGGAAGUGUUAAUAGAACACUCAAAGCACCGUGACCACUACAGCAGUUAUAGAACGGAUUGGUUUCCUACCUAUGGUCUGCCAAGUGCAAAAAUUCUGCUUAAAGGACCACUAUAGUGCCAGGAAAACAUACUCGUUUUCCUGGCACUAUAGUGCCAUGAGGGUGCCCCCACCCUCAGUGACCCCCUCCCGCCCGGCUCUGGAAAGGGGAAAAGGGUUGAAACUUACCUUUUUCCAGUGCUGGGCGGGGAACUCUACUCCUCCGAUCCUCCUCCUCUCCUCCCCCUCGUCUGAAUGCGCACCGCGCGCGCGCGCAUUCUGCCGGUCACAUCGGAAAGCAUUCAUAAUGCUUUCCUAUGGAUGCUUGUGUGCUCUCACUGUGAUUUUUCACAGUGAGAAGCACGCAAGCGCUUCUAGCGGCUGUCAAUGAGACAGCUGCUAGAGGCUUUAGGGGAAGGCUUAACCCAUUCAUAAACAUAGCAGUUUCUCUGAAACUAUGUUUAUAAAAAAAUGGGUUAACCCUAGUUGGACCUGGCACCCAGACCACUUCAUUAAGCUGAAGUGGUCUGGGUGCCUAGAGUGGUCCUUUAAGAACCUCUAUCACUCAAGUAAUGGUGAGGAGAGGUAAUGGCUGGACCCCUACUAAGAAGUCAAACUAUUCUAAAAUUUUCCAGAUCACAUUCGGAAUUCACUUACAAAAAUUUGAUGUUUGGCGAAUAACCUUGCCCAUAGCCACGGGUCACAGUCGCAAAUAUUUUUUAUGUGUCAGGACAAGUAAAUUGUUGUGAUGAACAAGUAGGUUGGGCUACAGUUUCAGUCACUUGGAAAAGUGUUUUAUUUAUUUAUAUUUUUAAAUGUCCACAACCACAAAAAAGAAGGGAUGGGCAUCACUCCUAACACCAUAAACACGACAGCGCACUGUAGUAGUCAUAAUGGUUAGUGUUCUUUUCAAGUUAAAUGCUCACAUAGAUAUCCCAACCCGUUUCAGCAUCACCAUGUCCUCACAGAGGUAGGUAGGUGGGUGGGUGCUACUCUUUUGCUUCGCCCACAGUCUAGAGCAAACAUGAUGAGCUUAAAAAGGAUUAUGCAUUUAAAAAGAUUUUCCUUAAGCCAUUGUGCGUCUUCCUUGGCCACAUCUCUUGUGGCUCAUUUUGUGACCCUCUUUUCAGGCUCUUUGUUAAUGUAGAAUCCACACAUUAUCAGUUGUCCAACAAGGACUGUGGUUAUUGGCUGAGAGUGCUUGAGGCAGGUAAACUGCUUCUUAAUAGUUUGAUAUAAAGCUGGUGAGCAGCCCUUCAAGAGUGUAGGCAACAUAACAUACACCCCAACAUCAGCAUCCCAUAAAGUAGCAUGCCGGUGGGCAGGGCAGUUACUUUGUGGCCUUUGGUGGACUAAGUGUGGCAAAACUAGCUACUUUGUAUGAGAGACUGAGCUGGUUAGACUAUUCCUACUUCACGAACAGAAUAUGGACAUAUUGUUCGUUAGUCGAAACAACUACCGAACGAGAGCUCACCUAGCGGAGUCGUGUGUCUCCAAUUAAGGAUUUGCAACACUUUCAAACUGCAAGGUUCUAAUGGUCGGAUCGGUGGCCGCCGUUCUCUGCGGUGUUUGGUCAUCGAGUGCGUGGAACUAAAAUCGGACACUUGACCUCACAAACACCACUGGACUUCCAUCUCGUUCGUGCGUGUAUUUCCUUUCGUCUCAGAGAAGUGGCAUUCGGCUAAAGGGAACAAACGACCAUCAGACACCCCACUAUCCAGUUUGUGAACAGUUGCAUUUGUUAGUUUGUUUUUGAGAACUCCUGAAAGAAGACUGGUCAAAGCAUUCAAUCGCAUGGAACUGUUUUGAGGCUCCACCUCGUGGCUGACCGGUCUAAAACUUCACUUGAAAGGCUUUCCUGUUCUACCAAACGGAUCUGAGCGGUAUUUCGACAGAUUGGGCGCUCAGAUCCCUGCCAUUCAGUGAAGUGUCUUUUGUGGAGUUCUGAUUGAUAUUUAAGGAGUUAUGAUGUUUUAAAAUAGUGUAAUUUUCUGUACUUGGGAGAUAAUCUAAUUAAAUAAUUGCUCUUGCUCAGUUAUCUUCCAAGUACUGCAAAGGAUCAUGGGAAAUAUGCCUUUGUUCCCUGUCUUCUACCAGGUCCACCAGGGAUGCAUGGGGAAUUGCAUAAAAGCCAGCUGUGGCUCAAUAAAAAUCAGUUGACUCCCAAAGCUGUGUUUCAUCCAGUUGUUGGGGAAUGGGAUUGGAAUUACUACGUUACACUUUAUUUGCAUGCUGAUCACGUCUACCAGCGGAGAUAUUGCCUUUAAUGUGUCUACUCCGCUACACUAGGCUUGUCCCGUUUCCUUACGUUUGGGUUGUCCCAUCCAUUUAAAAAUAUAUUUUUUAUUUUACAGCCAGAAUCUGGUGGUAUCCUGCUCCUCUUGCAUUAUAUAAUGCCCUUUUUAAGACAGGAAUGCCUCUGUUUGUCAUGUGGAAGAGUAAGAAAGUAAAAACCUCAAAAGCAACAGAUUUGGAAAGUCCAGGAGAUAUUGUGCAUUUUGGGACAGACGUUUUAUUUGCAGGUCAGCAGUAAGAGCCCUAUUCAGUGAGUUUGUGUGGCCAGUCAGAAUUAGUGUUACUUCUAGGAAAUUCCAAAUGACAAUAACAGAACGUGCCGUUGUCCAAGCAAGAUGUAACAUUGAAGACUUAAAUAACGGAUGUGCUGGACAGGUGGCAUCGUAGGAUGGUGGUCCUGACCUCUAGUACAGUCCAAUAUUAAAAUGUGUGUCUUGCAGGAUUCUGUACUUGAUUUGGAUUCACCUGUCACCAAAUAGCCAAACCCACUAACCACAAAGCAUGUCCACGUUGUUGAUUUUAAAGACACUAAUGUUUUGUGUGCGCGGUUUCCACGUGGAACCAAGCUUUGUUUGGUUAGACCUCUUGUACCAUAAAGUCUCCAUUCAGACUGCGAAGUGGAGUGGUUAAACCUGUGGGCUGAGGGUUCUAUGCUGACAGCAAGCAACAGCUGGGCGACCAUAAACCCUAUUUCUAAUGUCUCCAUGACAUCUUAAGAUUGAAACAUCUGCUGGACUGCUCAUGUUACAGCUAUAAGACCUUCCAAAAGCAACACUCUCUGAUGGGAAAUGUAAACGUUCAAGAAUUUGUUUUCUUUAAAAGCCGCCACAGCCUUAACGUGGAAAGCAAAUAAAAUAUGUUUUAAAGGAGAACUGUCAUUCCCAGGAUUUGUAAUAUUGUCUUAUCAAAUCCCCUAUAUUUAACAAAUUAUAUAUUUGAGGUGUAAAAAAGUAAAUGUACAAAUAAACACUCCUUUAUUCUACUACUACAUUUCUCUUAGCUCUGUCCUUUACACCUGGAAAUCCAUAAACAGAGAGAAAGCACAACGCGCAAUUUAGUUGAUAAGGACCUCUCGUGAACCCUAGAAAACAAAUAUUUGGGACCCCUGUCCAUUUAUCAAUGUACAAGGACAGGGGUCCCAAAACAUUUGUUUUCUAGGGUGCACUAGAGGUCCUUAUCAACUAAAUUGUGCGUUGUGCUUUUUCUCUGUCUUUGCAUUCUAUUCUGUGUGCUGAGCCACACAACCUUUUUGUAUAUACAUUAGUGUGAGUGAAUGUUUGGGGGAUUUUUGGCACUACAGUGACCAAACUCCACAUCUGUUUUUGAUUAAUUUGCACGUGGCAGUCAGCAUAGAGAAUGUAUACAGUGAAAAGGAGAAAUUAAUUAAUGUUUUUUCCUUUUUAUUUGCAAUGUGUUCAAUGGCUGUGCUGGAUGGAUUGUGCUAUUGUUUGCGAAAUCUUUAGUAUACAUUUAAAAGAAAGCGGAGUUUCAUUGAAAAACUGGUGAAUCAAGUUUUGGGUGAUUUUUUAUAUUUUAUGUAAAGAUGUGAUUUCCAGAGAAGAGAAAUAGGUUCCCCCUUAAGUUCGCAUGGUUUUUGUUUCAAUGUACAAAAUGUGUAACUUAUUAACAAAACUAAAAAAAAUAUUGUGGGUGUGUGCUCGCGUGUGAAUACAUAGAACAUAGAAAAGUCACUUAAAUAUACCUAAUUGUACGUGUGAGUGAUAGACUCACCUUUACCUUAUUAAGGAAACACUCCAAGUACCAUAAACACUAUAUCCCACUAUAGAGGUUUAUGGGGAUCUCCCCCCGAAUAAUUUGACACAUAGUUUUACAGCUGUUUGAUAACUUAAAGGGACACUACAGCAGUGGAGUACAUACCGGGGUCGCAACUGCGACCAUGCCAGUCACUCCAGGGGGCCCGGCCGCCCUGCGACCGGGUACCUGACGCCAUGUGUUGUGGCCCCAGUCUGCGCAGUAUAACCGCCAGGGCCACAUGUUUACCAACUGAUGUGAACAGAGCAUAGGGCCACUCUCCCAUCCUCUGAUUGCUGGGUUUAUGCAUUUGGUACAUGUGUCACAUGAUUUCAGUGAGGGCCAAGCAAACCUACCUCUGGCUUCUAUAUUCACAAAUUCCAGAAACAUUAGGGGUACAUGUGCUUUACCCCUAAUCCAAGCUAGGAGAGCCGUAUAAUUGCCACAUAUUUUGAAUUGUAUUGGUACAAAUAAUUGUUUUGUGUGUAAUGAUUAGCUCAUCACUGUACCUCUUUGCACUCAUCUAGGUCUGACUGUUUCAGUUUAAAAAUGGUGCCCAUUGUGAGAAUUUUGUUGUCAGGGUGUGUGUUGUCCUUGAACUUGGAUAUAUUGGUGUGGAGAUAUUGUGAUUCUUAUGUUCUGCUAACCUAAACUAUGCUUGAUAUAUUCUUAAUCCAUGAUUUAUAGAUCCGGCAUAAUUUACACCCCCGUUAUCUAAUGUAAUCUUAGUCUAAACACCAUCUCUCAACUAAACCAAACCUGAUUCAUAUUUUUCAUCCCAUCCCAAGCUAGGUUUGACCUACAAAUUACUAAAAUGAGGCUUGAUCUAUCUUCACUCUUAAUGAAAACUCCCUUUAGCCAAUACGUUAUCCUUGAUCUAAAUUAAAGCAGUUAAAUUUCACCCCUGAAAUUUCACCUUGACUUGCCCUAUAUACUUUAUACUUUACUUCCGAUUAGACUUGAACUUGACAUUAACCCUGCUUGGUGCAUUUUUUAGCCUGUCUUAUAUCCCCUUUCAAUUGCAUCACUGCUUUCCAAUAAUUUGAGUUCCUUCUCCAAAUUGUCCUCUAUUAUAAAAUACAAAGUAUUUGAUUUGUGCACACCAUUGUUCAGUACUGUACAGUGAAGCUUGUUUUUACAGUUUUGAAUGAUGUAAAAGUGAAUCAUUCACUGUAAUCUGAUGGAUUUAAACUAAGCACAGUCAUAAAAUCAUGCAAUGGGGAAUUGAAUAGAUUUAUGUUGUAAAGUAGCCUUUAGUGUGCGUUUGAGUAAUUAGCGCUGCCGUUUAAAAGCAUUAACACUGAAUUAACCAAUCAAUUAAAUCAUAAAACAUAUAAUAAUAGAAUCUUUUUACUGCUGUCAUUGAUAUGAUUGUACAUUUGUAAGUGCCAAAUAUAACAUUGGUGAAUAAGCACAAUAUUUAAAAUCUUAUGAAUCCUUAAUACUUCAGUCAAAAUAAAUACAAUAAUUACAAAAAAAGCCAUGGCGUCAUAUGUUGUUGAAUUUAUUUUUAUAUUAUUUAUUUUAUACAGGAAAGCACUCCCUAUUAGAUAAUCUCAAUAGUAUAGAUACAUUUGUAUUAUUUGUAUCUUUGUAUUUUAAUUACCAGUAUUGGUUUGUCAAUUCUGUGUGUAUUCUAAUCUUACAUAUGGCAAUUAAAAUAUAUUGCAUCAUUAUUAUUGUUUCCCGUGUAUAAUAAAUGUGUUAAGGGUGCUGGUUACGUUUCUGUAUCAGGAUUGUGAUGAUGGAGGUGUACUUUAAUGCACUAGGACUCGCUGUUUGAUAGUGUUGAGGGCUAAAAACAUUAUGGGUGGUCUUCUAACUCUUGUGGAAUCCGGUAUCGGUGAAGAAGAUUGGAGAGAUAAUAUUGAAAAAGGAAUAGAGUUGGCAUCCCAUGGUCCCCCAAGGAACACUCCAAAUAUAACACCCAAUGACGGCACUUGUAGAAUCUUCAUAAACAAUAUUUAUUAAUUGGUGGAUAUUUGACGUUAUUGCAUUUUACAAUAAAAAUCUAUAUUAAAGAAAUGUAGUAAUUUUUAUUAAAUCGAGAUAUGGAAUUAAAAAGGUGGGGGAUAUUGAUUGAGCGGAUAAUAUGAAAAAUUUAUAUGGGAAUAUGAAUUACAGAGAAGGGAUUAAUUGGGUGGGUGGAUUAAUAUUGGAAAUGGAUUGGGAAGGGAAAGAGUGAGCAGGGGAAAUGGUCUGUAUAGUGGGGAUACCUUAAAUGACAGAUGAAAGGAAGGGGAGAAUAAAAAGGAGACACUGCACAAAUAAAAAUAAAAAUAAAUAAAUCUCUGUUUAGUAGAUACCCAAAGUGAAAACAUGCAUUUAAAUAUGUAUUUUUUUUAAUUAGUGGUAUAUCUAAAAACUGCUUGCAGAAGCUGCAGAUCUCUUGUCUGCAGCCUUUACAAACCCUCCCUUCUUCCCCAGGCCUGGCUUUCUGACAGAUAGGGGUUGAAACAAAGUAAAUUUUCAACAUUGCUAUUGAAAUCUGCACAACUCUUCACACAAAGCUCAAGCGUGUGGAGUGUUCCUUUAAUUUGAAAAUAAUUUGGAGACUAUCUGGAGAGGAGUAAUGUGUGGGGGAACAAAUGCCUAUAUAGCCAUAGUUAUCAGUGUAUCGCUAUAUCCUGGAAAACUUACUCGUGCAAAUUUGGCUUGUGGUCCGUUAUCAUCGUGACGUCUACGCAUUUGCCUGGAAUAAGCCAGUCAGUAUAGCCAGUCAAAAAAUGGAAAUCCCCUCUGGUCAAAGUUUUUUUUACUUUCUCCUGGCAGUGACCCGUGAUUUCCACUAUUGUCCUGAGUGCUGAUGGGAUCAGGAUGUUUUGAGUUGGAGUUUUUUUUUUGUUUUGUUUUUUUGUUUUUUUAACUUUCGGGGAUCUCGGUGAAAUGCAUUGCAAUAUUGUAGUGCUUUCCGAUAUGGAAAAAAACUCUGAAAUGACAACAUCUGCUUCUAGAAGAGGAAGUCUUCUUCAGCUGCGGGACUUAAUGUCUUAACUAUUUGUGUGCCUAGGAGAUACACGUAACAUUAAACACGAGAGGACAGGAAUAUAGACUUUCCACCUCAACGGCUCUCAUGUUGCACCUACUGCCUGACACGUGGCCAGUCCCUGGUUAGACCACAGUUCCACCUUAAUUUGAGCGUCUGCACUGAUAUUGCUGUAUUCCAGUGAUACAUUUGUGCCUGAUCGCCAUGGUAUCCAAAUAAUGUAUUCUUUUCUAAGCCCUGCUGUAAUUCAUGCUCAGAUUUUUGUUUUGCCACUUUGUCUUCUUUAGAACUAUUAAGGUCCCUGGGAGGCUUAGCGAUAUAUUAAUUUCAUGUGAUCCUGAUUAGUUUCAUGGGGCUUCAUGGGGCUUCUUCUGGAGCACUCUUUAAGCAAUGUAAACCCUACAGCCCGCAGCAGGAGUUAUGGUGGCAGAGUGCCCUGGCACUAUUCCCAUUCCAUUUUAGUACAAUUGGACAACUUACUUGGGUGCAGCUGGGCAGCCGCAGCCCUGUUUUCGUUCUUCUAAUAGAAGAUAAUCUAGUUUGCUCUACAGAGCUAAGUAGAGUCAAGUAGAGCGCUUAGCUGAUGCUCUCGGCCAAUGAGAAUGGCCCAGCAUGACCUUUCUCUGCUUUGUAGAAAUAAUCCAAAUUCUCCUGCAGAAGAUGGCCAGAAGCAGGGCCUGCAUCCACGGACUCCUAAAGCAAUCUAGGGAAGGCAAGUCAAACCAAGCUAAACAGCAUGACUCCUUACAUUGAAGUGCCUUCUACUAUAACACUGUAGUGGUUAUGGUGUUUAUUUUCAUAACAGAAAUACAACUAUGAUCGAGUAGUGUCAGGGAAGUGAUUCUCUAAACAGUAAAUCAAGGUUAACUUAAAGUUGUUUUUUUUAAAUGUUCCCUUUUGCUGUUUUUGACUUAAUUUUUUGCAAAUCUGUUAUUUUUCACCCCCCUUUUUGUUGUUGUUGAUGUUGCUUGACAGUUUCUCAAUUGCCAUCUUAGGGGCUUUGAAAAUCACUAGCAUGAUAUAUCAGUAAAUCCAUCUGUUUGUGUAUGUUUAUUGUAUAUUCAUUGGUUUUGUUCAUACAGUAACUGUUUUUUAACGCAUUUUUAUUAUUGUUGCAGUACACAGCCCAGUUUUACGUACAGAAAUAAAUGGCAAACUGAUUGGCUUGCGGGAGAUAAUGGCUACAAGCUAGAGGAUAGAGAUGGCAGUAAGCCACGAAUGAAGCCACUUGCUUGUUAAUUUCCAAUGUUUAGAGGGAAAACACAGCAGGUGGUGACUUUAGGAAAUCAAAUGUCUGGAGAUAAUAUCUUUUACACAAUGCAAUAAUAAAUAAGGCCGGUAGAGGAGUUUUUUCUUCUUCAAUUAAAGGGACAUGCAUUAUUUGACAAUUUUUUUUUUUUUUUAAACCAACAAGCAAACAUACCAAAUAUACAAACCAAAAUAAAAGUAAUAAAAAUUACAAAAAAGCCACUGAUAAGAUUCCUUCUCCUUUCCCUCUGUCAGGUGUUGCAAGAUGAAGAGCUCUUCCAACUGCACAUGUGUAAAUCUGUCAGGCAUGCCCAAUGCAAUUUUCCAGCAUUCCUAGGGAUAGAAACUGAUUGGUUAGAUUAGUCUCCCCCUAGAGUGGGUGUGGAAAGCAUAAAGAAGAAGCAGGUAAAUAUAAAAAUUACAAAAAAUGUAAAGCUAAAGCUUUUGGAUGAGGCACUUGUCUCCAAGUGAUGCAUGUAACCUUAAAGGAGAAGUAUGCAUAUCACAAAUGUUGGAUGUGGAAGUCCCGUAUGGCCGCUUUUACUACAUUUUGCUUGACCAAAGCUAGAUGUUAAGCUGUUGUAGAACUGAAGCUCCUGGUUUUAAAUCUAGUGUCACGGGAGCUGUUGUAUAAAAACUACGAGUAGAGCUGCAUUAGCAACAAACAUGUUUUUUUUUUUUAAAGGACAAAAGGAGCACUCAAGCAUCAGCUUUAGGUGUAUGGAGGAGACUAGAAGCUUUGUGGGCACUGGACUAACCAAACUAUGUGUCAAACAGUUUUCCUGCAGUUUCACUCCUUUACAAUGGACACCUGGCAUCAUAACCGUUACAAGCUGUAAUACUUAUGAUCCUAGAAUUGCCCCUUUAAGUAGUAGAUUAUUGAGCUACGAUUUUUAGCUAACUUUCUAGCUCAUGAUAUAUUUUGCUGUUUAGAGAAUAAACCCUGAGUAAUUAUUGGAUCAGUAAGCCUGUGAGAAUGUCUGACACUAACUAUUUUGAGGACAAUUUGUUUAGAUAGUGUUCUAGAUUUAUGAUCUAGCAGCUAAGUGUUCCUGUCCCAAGUUAUUUUUAUAUGACAUGAAUUUCCUCUGUUUUCCUCUGAAGUACUGUGCACGUUAAGAUUACAUGGGCAGACAGCAUGUAUGCACAAAUAAGCGGAAUAUACUAACACAUUUUAAAUUAAAAAUAUUACUACAGAUAUGCAGUGAUUAACGAUCUGUUUUUUUUUUUUUAUAUUUAUAGAAUAUAUGUAUAUAUUUGCAAGACAUAAUGUUUAUUCAGAUACUAAAGAGAGGUGUAAAUCUGUACAUGGAGCAGAUAUGGAGCAAACAUGAACAAUUAUUGUCAAUAUCCGCAAGAUCUUGUAUCAACUUUAUUUGUUGGUUCACACAAGAUUAACAAAGUCAACAAGUCAAAGUGCGUAGCACAGCAACUAGUCAAUAAGGUUUCAAUAUCAUUUUUGAAUGAGUGCAUAUACGUAUAUUUCUUUCUAUAUUACAGACGGGCUGAGGGACGACAAAGGGGCUGAGGGGGACAAAGACACACAAAGAGGGUGAGGGGGGACAGAGACACACACAGAGGGUGAGGGGGGACAGAGAGACACACACACAGAGGAUGAGGGGGGACAGAGAGACACACACACAGAGGGUGAGGGGACAAAGAGACACACACAGAGGUGAAGGGGACAGAGAGACACACACACAGAGGGUGAGGGGGACAGAGAGACACACACACAGAGGAUGAGGGACAGAGAGACACACACACAGAGGAUGAGGGACAAGACACACACACACAGAGGGUGAGGGGGACAAAGAGACACACACAGAGGGUGAGGGGGACAAAGAGACACACACAGAGGGUGAGGGGGGACAGAGAGACACACACACAGAGGAUGAGGGGGGACAAGGAGACACACACACAGAGGAUGAGGGGGGACAAAAGACACACACACACAGAGGGUGAGGGGGGACAAAGAGACACACACACAGAGGGUGAGGGGGGACAAAUAGACAAACAGAGGUACUGGGGGGACAAAGAGACACACAGAGGUACUGGGGGGACAAAGAGACACACACAGAGGGCUUUGGUUGUCAAAGUGACACAAAUAGGUGCUGGGGGGUAGAAAGAGACACACAAAUGGGCAGGUGAGGGAAGACACACAGAGGGGCUUUGGAUGGGGUGCAGGUGAGGGAAGAGACAAAAAAACUGGCAAUUUAUUUUUUGGGAUAUGGUAUGUCUGCCAGUAGAUGGUCUUGCCUAGGGCGCAAAAUAGUCUUGCAACGGCCUUGCCCUUAUAUUCUUCUACAUCACUGUGCCAAGUGACUUUAUUUGCUCUAAUUUUGCGUCAUUUAGCAUUCAGACAUUUCUGCACUUUUAUUCUUUUUUUCCCUUUUCUUUUUAUUUGCCAUAGGCCUAUUAUAUUAACAGUUUGAGGAGGGGAAAUAUAACCAGGUAAUAACCAGGGCCGGAUUUCCCAUGAAGCCUCCGAGGUCACGGGUCUUCAAAUGUAAUUCAUGCAAUGGAAAGACAUUAUGUAAAUGCCUAUUAAAUGGUUUCAUACUGGUACGCCGGUAACAGGCGCCUAGAUGACUUCCCUCCUCUUUCCCUACCUGCCUUGUCUCCGUGAUUUGUGUGAUAGUUGAUAGUUGCUUUCUGUAAAUUUUAAAAUCCACCUCACACCUAAAGUAGUUUGUAUAGACUAUUUUGUGAAGCUCAACAACUUUUUGCCACACACCACAGCUAUAUUCCUUGGUUUUACCCAUUGUGAUCAAUGACUAAUGGAUUGUGUGUUAAAUGUGUGUUAAAAUGUUUGAAACAGGAAGUCAUGGUUGAACAAUUUCCUGUUCCUAGUCACCCAGGAGUACUAAAAAAUUGUAAAAAAUCAAUGGGAAUAUAUUUUCUUAUAUUAAUUCAUAGGGGUAUUUCAUAGGGGUGCGAAGAGUUUUGUCACACCUAUAUUUAACAAAGUUUUUUUAUUUUUUUUUUUUAAACCUGUAUUGUGUUUGUAAUUGUUUGAUAUUCAUGAGAACCGAGUUUUAGAGUGUUCUCAUUUUUGUACUUGUGUAUUUUUUUUUCUUUUUAUAAAAAGCAGGUUAAACAAUAAAGACAAUUCACAGCUUUCUUUGCUCAUAUUGACAAAGAGUGUCAAUAUUAGUGGAGGACAGUGGCGUAUCUACCACAGUACUGGAAUGGGACACAGGGAGGGGAGAGAGAUGGGGGAUAUUGGGCACAGUAAGGGGAGGGGCGUAGAGAGAGGGAGAAAUGGGACACCUGGAGUGGGGGGGAGGAGAGGUAGAAAUGGGACACAUGGAUGGGAGGUUGGGAGGGAGGAGAGUAUCGGAAGUAUAGAGGGGCUGAGGGGAGAGGGAAUGGGACACCUGGUGGGGCUUUGGGGUCGAAGCAUUGAGACAUAUGGGGGGGCCUGGUCGCGGUAUUGAGACACGAGGGGGAGGGAGAAAUGAGACAUCAAGGGGGAGGGGCCCCAGGGAUAAGUUGCACCGGGGCCAGGUGGAUUCUAGUUACGCCUCUGGUGGAGGACACUGUAGGCACACAUUUUAUUCACUUUUUAUUAAAGUGUACAAAAACCCCAAAUUAUUUCUGGACAAUUUUCAACAAAUAACCUCUGCCAUUUUCUGGUGUAGGUUAAAAAAAUUAAAAAUCGGUUUAGUAUUUUUAGUGUGUAACGUUCAGUGCCUGACUUCACUAUCACUCUAAUCGAACAUUCUUAAUUGUAUCUGCUAGUAAAGGGAUCAGCAGCUACAGUAACUGGUUCUCUUACAGGCUACUUUACCUUCUGUUGCCAAAUAUGAACUUAGCGGACAUUUAUUUGGUUUCUUUCCAAAUCUUUCUAAGCCUGUGCCCUUUGAAUACAGUAAGAACUGAAGCCUAUCAAAAGCAAUAAGCCAUUCAUAACAUUUCUAAUGAGAAAUUAAUUUCACUGUGUCUCUACUUUUAAAGCUGCAGGUCCAUAUAAAGAUACAGAGUGGUAUUUCAUUUUCAUACCACCCAACAUUUGAAAAGGACAAAAAGAGACACUUUAAUUUCAGGGGGACGGGGCUGUUCUAAAUGUAAUUGAGAACAAAAACAGUGUAUCUUAUUUACACAGACUGAUCUAUAAACACAUUUAUUGUUGUAUAAAGACACAUUACUGGGAGUAUUAUUACUGUGGAGCUCUGUUAUACACUCAAACACAUUACUGGGAGUAUUAUUACUGUGGAGCUCUGUUAUACACUCAAACACAUUACUGGGAGUAUUAUUGCUGUGGAGCUCUGUUAUACACUCAGACACAUUACUUGGACUAUUAUUACUGUCGAGCUCUGUUAUACACUCAGAUACACCAAGAAUAUUAGAAAAGAGAUACAUUAGGAUAGAAAAUGAGAACAGAGGGAUUUGGGCCCAAAAGAGGUGCUUAUUAAGCUACAACUGUGAGCAUUUCUAGACACAUCACAUUAGAGCAGUGGUUCCCAACCUAGUCCUUAAGUACCCCCUAGCAGUCCAGGAUCCAGGAGAUUACCCAGCUGUGUCCAAGAUGUUUUUAGAAAGAAAGAAAAAACACUUAAGACACAACAGGUCAAUCCCUAAAUUCUGGACUGAUAGGGGGUUCCUUGAGGACUGGGUUGGGAACCCCUGCAUGAAUCUUCAUAUUGGCUCAGUAUCAUAACAUCAGCCAGAAGCCUUCAACCAACAUGUGAGCUUUCUAAAUAGAGGAACCAGCUGGGAAAAAAACCCAUAAAACUGAACAUAUCAGUAAUGCGAGAAGUGAAUGAUCUACCAGUUCUAUAAAAAAACUAAGAAUAUUAUUAUUGGUAUUUAUGAAGCAAUAACAUAUGCCCUCAUCGCUGUAGAAUCUUGGAAAAUAGACCGUAAAGUGUAGACAAACAAAUACAAUGAAUAGAGAACCAGUUAGCAUUUACAGUCCUUUUAUACAUAUUACUAAGCUAGCUAGCAUGUGAGCUUACAAUUUAAAGGUUAUUGUGGGGACAUUAAGACAAGACUGAGCAGGGGAAGUUUGUAGAUAGUGGAGACGGGAGCCUUAGAGCACUUGCCCACACUGCUAAGGUGGGAUGUGAUUUAGGAGAUAAUUGGGGAAGAUGCCAAAAACCUGGAGAGGCGUGUUAAAUUAUAUGAUUUCUCUUUAAAUGACAAUGUCACAAUGUAUAUGCAUCUUGGUUUUCCCUAAAUAAACGGGAAAAAUAUAUUGAAUGUAAAGUACCGUAGUUCUUAAAUUAGUGGAUAAAUGCAUAUGGCAGGAAUGGUGGAUUGUGUGUUUACAUAUCCACUGCCAUUAGGUUGUCCUGGUAAAUUAUUGAUCAAACAUUGAGUAAUGCAAUAUUUUACAAUCAAAGCUAUAAAUCUGAGUAAUGUGCAUGACUGUUUUAUGGACCAGAGACUGGGAGUGGAGUGAUUUCUUAAUAUUCCCUAAUUGCCUGUACUAAUGAAUGUCUGAAACGUUGUUUGGUUUUGUGAUGUGGCACGUUUGUUGUUACAGUCAUGACCUAGGUCAGGGGUUCCCAACCCAGUCAUCAUGUACCCCCUACCAAUCCAGGAUAUGGGGAUUACCCUGUUGUCUCUAAAGUGUUCUCCCACCCCCCAAAAAAAAAACACCUUGGACACCACAGGGUAAUCAAUAAAUCCUGGACUGUUAGGGGGAGGGGCGGGGGGGUACUUGAGGACUGGGUUGGGAAUCACUGACCUAGGAUGUCAAGAACUGCCCUUUCAUUUUUUUUUUUUUAUUCUUUAUUUAACAUUUGGCAAUGACAUAACAAUCCAUCUGACGCACAUAUAUUACACGCUUUCCCGCUGAUUACAUUGCUAUUGAAUACUUCAGCGUACCGGGCCCCGACCCAUUCCCCCAGCUCCCGCUCCUCCAACCAAUUUCCAGGGCUGUGCACCUUGCUCCGAGUCUUUGGCUUGUAUGUGCGUCCACUUGGCUCUUUAUCAGUCCCUUCCCAUGUCAAUGCCAAGUUACACAUAAGUCCAACUUAACAUUAGUAAAACAGAAAGAAUAAAGUUGUCUCCAUCCCCCUUACAGAAUCAUCUCAUUGUCACCCCAGGCCUCUGGACCUCCAACUCCAUCCCCACCCCUAUCGACUCCCUUAGGAAGAACACUAAUCUGUGGGCCAAGUCCCAUCCUCUGUCCUGUCCACCUCCCUAUAGCAGCCCGGCAGAUGGAGAUAAGGUCUCCGCUGCUCAUCUACCACCCAGUCGUCUUGCUUUUGGAGAAUAUGUCUGUGUAUUUGGCUAUGUCCCUCCCCAAGGCCCCGACUGGGACACACCAAAACCUUGUACCUACGCCAUCUGUAUUGGAAGAACUGCCCUUUUAAUCAGACUAGAUGCAUACCUUCUAAGUGGCCCGAUGCUGAAGACACAGUCCCUGUUCCUUAUCCACAAUUCUGUGCUUAUAAGGGUUUCACAGGGAAGCAACAACCCUGUAAAAUAUGUGUCUAAACUUGAGAAAAUGUGUUUAUAAAUGCUGAAAACAGUAAAUAUGUUCUGUUCUAUAAAGACAUCACAAUUCUGGACAUCCUGGAACAAAAUAUAUUAUUUCUAGAGCAUACAACCUGACAUUCACAGAAGAGGAGAGAGCACUCCUUGCUAGGACAGUAAGAGCCCAACGUGACGCAUGAUAAAGGUUAUUACAAUACUGUAUGUGUAUGUGUAUCUAUCUAUCUAUCCAUAAAUUCAUGCUUUAAACCUUCUGUUUUUGGUGUAAUUCUCAUUUAAACCAGCAGCUAUUCUCUGACUGGUUACUUCCUGUCUGAUGUAUUCAGAAAUUGUUCUAGAGUUAGAAAACAGACCUGACGGGAGUAUCAAGCCAGUGGCAGAUUACUACAAACACACUACAUAGCACGGAGUGCUGUUUAUUUCUAUCCAUGGUAUAUAAGCAUUCCGCUGUAAUGUGUCAGGCUUCCGCUGGCAUUGACAGUGUGUUAAUAGGAAGAUAUACUGACCGGGGUUAUUUAAUAUGUGGUCUUUGUGUUUUCAUGCGUUGGCCAAUGAAAAUUGUAAAUACUGGUGCCUGUAUGUUCUCUGGUUGCUUAGAACGCAUGCAGUCAUGCGAUCCCCAUCCUGCAGUGUUUGGUAAAUACAUGCAGUAAUGAGUGUGUUUGUGUCAUGACCUUCAUGUCGGAUUAUGAUAGCAGGGAAGGUUCUAACAUUUACAGAUUACUGGGCCCUGUUUACACUCGUUUCAGCUUUCAGCUCAUCAGCUAGCCUUAAAGGUACGGUAAAUCUGCAAACUUCUUCAGGAAAGAUGUCAUUACUCCCUACCACGCAAAAAAGUAGGCAAAAUACCUGCACAAAAUCCUGCCUGGACUUUUUAUUAGUCUCAAAACUCUACAUUAUGGCACUUUAAUUCCCCAAAUGAAUUGGCAUAAGAAUUGCCUACUAAAUUUAAUUCUCAACCCUAGAGUCCGUAAUUAAUACUCCUACACUGCCGGUGGAAGUAUAACUACGCAGCAAUACUGCCUUUUCUCUGAAAUGGCAAUGUUUACAUUGAAAAGCUUGCAGGUCCAGCCUAUAGACACCAGAACCAAUACAUUGAACUGUAGUUGUUCUGGUGACCAUAGUGUCCUCUUAACUGGAAACCCAUGCCAAAAUAGCCACUGACCCAUGGCCCCUACAGUGUAUCUGUGUAUCCAACCUUGUGGCAUUUCAUAACCAAGAAAAAAGUUACAAUUGUGAAUGGUCAAACAUUUAAAAAUUGUUUUUACUUUUUUCUUUAGAAUACAUAUUUUUAAAUGCACAUCCAGGAAAGUAGCAUAUUUCCUUUUUAAAGUGGAACAAAGUUAAUAACCUGUGUAAAUUUUUUUUCAGGUUUUCAGUAAAGUGAAUUCCAUCCCAGAUUGCAUUGCAGAGUUAGGGAUAGCAUUGUUGUUCCAUUAAUAGCUUUGUGCAGUACCUAGUAAGUUUUCUAGGUAAUGUGUGAAUGCACUGUGAAGCAUGUGAAUGUUGCGAGUGCAGUGUGUGAAUUCCGGGUGUUCUGACAGUGUAGAAUGUACAAUGAUAAUACAUUGUGUAGGACACUGCACAUUGCAGGGUAUAGAUUUUUCCUAUUCGUUUUCUCUUCCUUAUGAUAACAUUCAGUAUUAGGAGUAGGCAUAGAAACUCUCAGGUUUUAUUUUCACAACACACAAUUAGGCUGCCAAACUUUAUAAUCUCAAGCUUACCUUCCUCCUAUUGUUUCCUCUUCUUUUCCUCUUUUAGAAUCUUCUUCUCUUAAUUUCUGAUCUAUUUCUCUGUAAAACAUAAGACAAAGUAAGGACUAUAUUGUGUUUUGUAUUUCUACCACACUUUAAGCGCACUAUAGUGCCAGGAAAACAAACAAAAAUGAUGAUAUUUUGAGUAAAAGUGACUUUUUGUUGCAUUUUUUACAAACGAAUGGCACUUUUAUGGACUAUAUUAUUGUUGUAAUAUUCUUUACUGUUUUAAAACACUAAUAUUUGUGUUUAGUGAAGUCUCCCGAGAAUAACAGUACCCCCCAUGUACAGGUUUUAUGGUGUUUUGGAAAGUUAGAGAGUCACAUAUUAGGCUUGCAUUUCAUUUUGUUGACAUUGAAAUUUGCCAGAUUGGUUAUGUUGCCUUUGAGUGCGUAUGGUAGCCCAGGAAUGAGAAUUACCCUCAUGAUGGCAUACCAUUUGCAAAAGUAGACAACCCAAGGUAUUGCAAAUGGGGUAUGUCCAGUCUUUUUUAAUAGCCACUUAGUCACAUACACUGGCAUUCACAAAAACAAAUAUGAAUGCUAACCUUGGCCAGUGUUUGUGACUAAGUGGCUACUAAAAAAGACAUACCCCACUUUCAAUACCUUGGGUUGUCUGCUUUUUCAAAUGGUAUGCCAUUAUGGGGGUAAUUCUCAUUCCUGGGCUAUCACACCAUCUCAAAGGUAACAUUACUAAUCUGGCAAAUUUCAAUUUGAAAAUGUAAUGUGCUAUAUUUGACCCUGUAACUUUCCAUAACACCAUAAAACCUGUUAAUGGGUGGUACUGUUGUACUUGUGAGAUAUCGCUGAUUACAGUAAAACCUAACAGUUUUAUGACAUUAACAGCUAACAUGUCAGACGGAAAUACAAAUUAAAAAAUAAAUCUUAUUUUCUCACAUUUUAUUAAAUUUUAUUCAUAAUAAAUUAUGUUCCAUAUAUGAAUAGUUAAUGAUAAAUUAAAGCUCUGUUUCUCCUGAACAAAAUGAUAUAUAAUAAGUGUGGGUGCACUUAAUGUGACAGCAGUGAAUUACGGUUGAACAGACAUAAAUCGCAAAUUCCAGUUUUUGUUUACGUUUUGUUUUGAUCAGAGCGUGCACUAUUGACUCCGUCCUGAAGAGGUUAAAUCCUUGAGAUUAUUUGGUUAAAACAAUCAAUCAUUGAGAAUUGUCCUCUUCUUAUGAGUAAUGCUAUCACAUGAAGUACUGGAUGUGACUUAUCAAUUAGAGUAGGCAGGAGUUCUUGGAUUAAUGGGUUUAUAGAACGAUCUGGGCAGGGUGUGAGCAUAAUUUAUUCAUGUUGAAUUCAUGGAAUGGAGUAUUAUUUUUGAUACAUAAGAUUAGUUCGCCCUACCCACCAUGCAAACCACAGGCAGUGCGUUUUACAGCUGCUUCUCUCCACCAGUCCAUAUUGACAAUAAUAUGCACCAAUAUGAGCACCAUAAUUUCAGAGGUGUGCCAGAUCUGGUUACGCAGGUGGUGUCUUAACGCAGUCGUCUGCUGGAUGCUAGGCAUAGCUGUCCUAGACCAAAAUACGGCCAAUAAAACUGCAAAUAGUAGGCAACUUUCUAGUUUGUCCACACUGUGGUACGUGCAAGACUAAACCAGGAAUUAUAACCCUACUCCCUCCUUCAAUGAAAAUUUAAAAAAACUUUUAUUUUUAAACCUGGAGUAGUUAAAGCACCAUUUAGAUUAACAUUCCCAUUACACUUUAAAAAAGUGUUAACAUUCUCUCUAAUGCUACUGAUGAGCUCUUAGUCAAUUGGUGCUUCAAAAUGGCAAUCUAUGAGAGGCUCUCUCAGUGCUUCUAAAUUGCAAUUUAUGAGAAGCACUCUUCAAUGCUUCAAAGCGGCAAUCUAUGAGAAGCACUCUUCAAUGCUUCAAAGCGGCAAUCUAUUAGAGGCACUCUCCAAUGCUUCAAAGCGGCAAUCUAUGAGAAGCACUCUCCAAUGCUUCAAAACGGUAAUCUAUUAGAGGCACUCUCCAAUGCUUCAAAGCGGCAAUCUAUGAGAGGCACUCUCCAAUGCUACAAAAUGGCAACCUAUGGCGACAAUCUAUGAGAGGCACUCUCCAAUGCUUCAAAAUGGCAACCUAUGGCGACAAUCUAUGAGAGGCACUCUUCAAUGCUUCAAAAUGGCAAUCUAAGGCGGCAAUCUAUAGUGACACUCACUAUAACAAUGCUUCAAAGCAGCAAUCUAUGUGAAGCACAUACCAAUGCUGUACUCUAUGAGAAGCACAUAUCAAUGCUGUACUCUAUGAGAAGCACAUACCAAUGCUGUACUCUAUGAGAAGCACAUACCAAUGCUGUAAUCUAUGAGAAGCACAUACGAAUGCUGUACUCUAUGAGAAGCAGUCACCAAUGCUGUAAAGCGGCGAUGUGUCUGACAGCCAGCAGGGUACAACCCAGAUGCUUUCUUUAAGGUUUGAUUUCUUUGAAAUUGGCACUAAUAUAUAGUGAGAAAUAGGGAAUAUUAAAGGGCAUCCUUUUAAUGAAUGCGAAGAUGUAAAUUUUAAAAUAUGGUGCAAGUAAAAUCAUUCUUAAUACCAGGGAGGCUACUGGCAAAGCUGGCACUGCCAAGAGACCAAGAGUUAGACAGGCCGAAGUAGACAGACAGACAGAGACAAAAGCGGUAGAAAUACAGAUGGAUGGAGUGACUCAUUCUCAGCUCUUCUCUAUGCUAGUUUAUGGCAUUGUAGUAUCACAGCAUUCUAAUCUAUAGCUGAUUUUUUAAAUGUUUUUUUUCCCCCUUGAACGUUUAGUUACAACCACUUUGAGGAAGUCAUUGUGGCUUAUUGCACAAGUUGCAUCAGAAUUAUCAAUAUUUUGAAACAAAAAUGAUUGUCAAAAGCCCAAGGUUUAUGAACUGUCCCCUUAAUCUUCUCUGUAAAACAAUGUAUUAAAAUGUUAAUAACUGCCAAAGUUACUAACGCCAUCAAAUCGGUCUAAAUUUCUGUUUCUGGUUUCCAUAAUUAAUACCGUUGCACUCCUUCAGAAAUAAUCCACUCAAUUCUGUUUUUCUGAUCAAAUAUGUGAGAUCGUAUUAAAUAUCUUUUUAAAAAAUAUCUCAACAUUCCUUGUAACAAUGUAAUAUUUUUAUACUAUAAGGAGGAAGUGGUUUAUAUUUCCUGCUAUUAUUACGCUGCUAAACUAUUUGGGCGCUUGGAGUGUGAUUUAUCAUCACUAAAGCAUGAUAUCUUUGGAACAUGUAAUCCCAUUAACACAUUAGGGAUAAAAGAAUAGUUUUGCGAGGUCAGGUCCCGACUAUGUAUAGAAAUGGAUAUGCUACCGUGUACACAAGCAGGCAAGCUACAAAUGUAUAUUUUCAUUACAUGUAUGUGUGGUAUUCUGACAUCUUAUUUAUGGUCAAUGUGCAAGAUGUAGCCCCUGUUAAAGUUAAGUUUGUGUUAUUUAUUUAUUUAUUUUUAAAUUAUGCCAACAUAAAGUCAGAACAAUAAAACAGAGGAAGAAUUUAAGCAGUUAUAGUAAAUGACUCAAAGUAUAGCAUAAUGUAAUGCAAUCUAUAUAUAAAUAAAAAAACAAAAACAAAAAAAAAAACAAAAAAAAAAACUUUGAGUGUACUGUGCACACUGCAUAUGUAAGUUUGUAUUCCUCUUCUCCUCCAUUCCUUGGAUAACACCCAAAGCUGAAAGAUUACAAAAGUGUCAAAUUAUCACAUUUUAGAAGUGUACUGUUUUGGUGUACAAUUUCUCAAACAUAACAUUAGAAAUGUAGCAAUUGACAUCAUUACUUUGUGAGUGCCCAUGCGCAGUUAGUCUCACGAGUCAGUGGUGGAGUACGGAAUUUCUCCGGUAUGCAUAAUAAUCCUGGCCUACUGCACUAGCUCCUCCUACUGCGUCAACUCAUGGAGAGAGGUGUGGGAGUUUCAGGUGACCAUGCCACAAUAAUGCUAAAAUGGGGCAUGGAAUGGUGGGCAUGAAGGCAACAUUCUGCUGUUUGUGCGUAAUGUAGAAUAUAUAAAGAUGGUAACUGAGCUGAAAAUGCCAAGUGAAGACCAACGUGAGGGUACAGAAACAAACCUCAACAAGAAUGGCUAAAAUCAUAUGUACAAUCCAACAUGGUACGAGGAACAUUUUUUGAGGGGAUGGGGGGGGGGGUGGGGGCAGGGUGGAAGAGGGUUUAUUUUUUUUAUGUUUGUAUAUACCCCAGUCUAUCUGAGAAUGCUACAAAUUCCUUUGUAUUAUAUGGCUAAUUUCAAAUGAAUGUUUCCUGACAAACCUGAAUAUAUCCUGUUUGUACAGUUAUGAAUUAAAUGGAUAAAGUUAUUUUACUUCAUAUACUCAGCAGUACAUUCCAGUGCCAAUGCUCUUUAUACUAUAAAAACAUCAAUAUGGCUUCCAGAAAUGGAUGUGUUUAAAUCAUUUGCACACUCUGUAUUGUGGGAUGUUAUGUGCCUCGUUUAUGGCAGGUGCUGUGUGCUCGGCCAGUCACAGCAAUGUGAUGGCAGGUGCUGUGUGCUCGGCCAGUCACAGCAAUGCGAUGGCAUGUAUGAGUGGCGGCCACUAGAGGUUGUAUCAGGUAGAAGUAUAAACGCUGCUUUUGCUCAGAAAGAACAGUGAACUGCAGGGACAUUUAGCUUUAGUGGAACCAGUGUCUAUAGCAGGCAUAGGCAACCUUCGGUACUCCAGAUGUUUUGGACUACACCCUCCAUGAUGCUUUGACAGCAUUAUGGGUGUAAGAGCAUUAUGGGGGAUGUAGUCCACAACGUCUGGUAUGCUGAAGGUUGCCCAUCCCUGGUCUAUAGUGUACCGUUUUAUGGAAAAAUGCUAACAUUGGUUUUAGAUUUUUAUGGAAGAUUUGUGACCGUAAACGUGUUGUACUUUACUUGCAGUGAUACAAGUAUCUGCAGUUAAAGGGACAGACACUCUAACAAGAAAAAUGUAAUUUUUAUUGAUGAGGCUAAUUGUGAAGACUUUUGAUUUUCAAUGUAGAAGCGUCUCUAAAUAAAAUAAAUAAUAAAUGUGGAGUAAAAACACCAUGUCACAGCUCAGAGAAACUUACAGCCAUCUGUGUGCGGUCCUGUGAAUUAUGUUCUAAUAUCGGACGACCAAGUAGUCUUCACCAACAGAACUUUGCAGAAACGUGUCAGAUUCUCAUUUGCUGCUGCCAGAACACUGAGCAGGACUUUGCGUUGGACAGUGGAGAUGUGGCCAUUGACACUCUGGCCAGAGGUGGGGCAUCAGAUAAUUAUUCCAGCAUUGAAGGUUCAAUCAUUGUGUUCUGCAAGUGGUGUGUGUGUUUUAGUGGAUGUUCUUCAUCUGAUUUCAAAAGUUUCAAAUGUCAGCCCUCGCGAUGCCCUGAGAUCCCCACUUCUGGACUUAAGAUAUAGGAAAAAAAGACCCUUAAGUUUAUCGCCACUUUAAACAUACCUCUGAUUUAGAAAAAAGUAUCUGUGAGCUGUCUCACAUAGCAACUAUCCUCACAUGGCCUUCAGUGAAAAUAAAUAUUUACCCUGCGCUCUGGUUCUCUGAGAUUGUUGGACAUCAUUACGAAAACACAAAUAUACGAAGAGAAGAAUAGAAGAUAGUUAAUAUAACUUUUUUUUUUCCCAUAUCCAAGUAUUGUAGAGAAUAGACAAGGAGAUUGCUAAAUUGUAAGCCAAAGUAGCGUAGCUGGAAAUAGAAUUACAUUGUAGAUUUAUUUUUAUUAAUUCUUUUUUUUUUUUUUUUUUUCUAUCUAGUUUGAGGUGUAGAAUAUAUUUCUUUAAUUUCCUUUUCAAACAUUGGGAGGUAUGAAAUCAGGAAGGGGGACUCAGGUUACACUGGUGACACCAACAAUGGACAGGCCCACCCGGGAAUUGGCAUCAAAAAAGCCCGUCUGAGAGACUACCAGUCUUCAGGACCAGAGAGCACAGCUGAAGUGCUUGCCCUGUGCUGCCCAUUGACCGUUCUCUGGUGUCUCCAGAUUCAGGACACCAGGAUACUAAAUAGGGACGACAGGACGACAUCCCAAAACCAGUAUUUUUCCACUAAAAGCAGGACAAUUGGAAGCCCUGGAACUUGGGUUUUAUUGCCCAUAUAUCGGGGAGUUCAGCCUCUCUUCCUCUUGGAAGCUUCACCUGCGAGUAGUCUGACCCCCUGAACACAUCUUAGUGACAAAUCCGGUAUGUGAAACUGUGAUCACACCCUGUAAUCACACCCUAACUGGAUUACUCCAUCUGGAUGACUUAAAGGGCACAGUUUACAUAUAGCUCUUUCUGGGCACAUUAUGCCCUCUCUGGCAGCUCCUGCUGGUGGUCUUGAUUAAGUUCUGCCUUAUUGUAGUUUUCUGCUGAGGUUUUUUUUUUUUUUAAAGUCACGCACAUGAUCAUAAGUGGCUGCAACUUUUAAAAUGAUUGAUUUAUUGCUGGUUUUAAAAUCAUUUUCUCAAUUAAAGGAACACGUAUUUUUUUUUUUUUUUGCUCUUCUUUCUGUUUCGUUUUACAUCCAAAUAUGAAUCUGCUUGCUUUUACUUUCUUUUUCAAUGUUAUCAAAGAAAGUUAUUUUUAUUUUUUUAUGUGAUGGUUCCCCUUUAAGAUGCAUUUAAACAUAAAUAGCAGCAUCGUGUGAUCUAAUAAACAGAUGACAUCACAACUGCAUGCUGCAUCUUGUGUUAGACUGAUUUCAUUUUUCAUAAAAUCCCCUUUUUUUUUUUUAUCUCUAAUUGCCUGUCUCCACCCCUAAGGCAGUGAGUCAACCAGUCUGGCUAAGAGCCCAGUUCACAUGUAAACAGACCCAGCAGAAGAAACUUGCAGCCAAACGCUGUAAGACACAAUGCAAUUCUUUCCGCCCGUACAGAUCCAUCUGCGAAGAAACAAUGGAAACCACAGUGGGUAUGUCUUAAUGUCCCCCCUGAGCGUAAUGGACAUUCUUCUAAUAACACAGUAGACCUGGUAUUUUUUUUGACUAAAUUCAAAUAUUUCUUUUCUGGGAGUUGGGAAAUUCCAGAGUCUUUGAAAGAUCUCAGUCACUAAGGAAUUCUUAAAAGUGAAAGUAUUUUUAGAAUUGAAUUCUCAAUGGGGCGAUGAAUCAGAUUCUUCUUUAAUGAUUACAGUAUUUUAUGGUCCCCUUCUUUAUUAAGAGGAGCAUACAGUAUGAUGUAUCUGUGAGAGUUUGUAUCGUAGCAAGAGGAAGUGCAUCCAGUGACAAAGUAUGUAAUGUUUAGUAUUUCUUUGAAUUUGGUUAUAUUUAAAUAGACGUUUUAUUUGUUUAAAAUUGUAUACAUAUACAGAGCAUGUUUCGUAACAACUGCAUUCCUGUACUUAAUACAUGUGGGCGGGCACUGUGGAUUUACAUUGCUGAUAGGAUAAGUUAGAUGUUGCGUUUAACUGUUGUAUAUAAUCUGUAAGAACUAAUUUGGAUGCCAUUCUUGUUUGUUGUGCUUUAUAAAGUAAUAACACUGGUUAAAAAUAUCUGUCUGUCUCUGCCUGUCACUUUGUCUGUCUCUGCCUGUCACUUUGUCUGUCUCUGCCGGUCACUGUCUGUCUCUGCCUGUCACUUUGUCUGUCUCUGCCGGUCACUGUCUGUCUCUGCCUGUCACUUUGUCUGUCUCUGCCUGUCACUUUGUCUGUCUCUGCCUGUCACUUUGUCUGUCUCUGCCGGUCACUGUCUGUCUCUGCCUGUCACUUUGUCGCUUUCUAUCAGUGACAGACUGACAACAAUCAGGGACUUGUGGAUUCACAGCUUGGCAGCAAUGUUUGGCCACAAGUGACCUGUGUUUUUUGUUUGUCCUUCUGUCUAGCUGUGUGUGUGUGUGUGUGUGUAGGAAAAUAAUGUAGAACAUUGGCACUGUGAUUGGUUGUCUGUACCCUAUGACAGGGGUAAGCAUCCCUCGGCACUCGAGAUGUUGUGGACUGCAUGUCCCCUGAUACUUUGCUAGCAUCAUGGUUGUAAUAGCAUUAUGGGAGAUGUAACCUGCAUCAUCAGGAGUGCAGACUGCAACCUAUCCCUGUCAUGGUUAUGGUUAUGAGUAGCGUUUUGGUCUUCACAGGCAUUAUCUCCUCAGCAUUGUUUUGUUGUGUAUUCUUGCUUGAAAUCUAUACAAAGGGAUUCUGAUGGCAGCGUAGAAAUAGUUGUGUUUUUGAAGGAACACUCCAAACACUAAAAUGACUAGGUUGCCCUCCCAUAGUUUUUAGAAUAGUUUGGUGAUUACUGGGUGCCAUCCUUUUCCAAUGUGAGUCAGAAGAUAUUGUAUGAAGCUUCUGUUGGCUCUCCUGAGCUUGGCAUUGCCGUGCAGAGCCAGCUCAUUGGCUGAGAGCUUCAGCUGAUGAUCUCAGCCAAUGAGCCAAGUGCUUCACCCAGCAGGCUGGCUCAGAGCAGAGAACUUCCAGCUGUCAGUGGAGAAAGGUGACUAGUGCUCUGCAAACCCCAAGUAAGUUCAAACUAUUUUCUGUAGUGGUUAUGGUGCUUUUAGUGUUUCUUUGAGAAAUAAUUUUCUCAAGUGUGGGUAUUGUUUUACCAGGUACAGACACAUGUGAUUGGUGCAGCCUAUUUGAGAUCUGUGAGAGGGGAGUUUGUUGCGGACACUUAAAGAGUUACUGUAGAUUAUUAUAUAACCCUGCUUUCACAAUAUGUUUUUUAUACUUUAUAAUGCCUCAUUGGGCGUUAUUAUUUUUUAUGUUCACUAUGUCCAACCUGCUUUUUCAUGAUAAAACAUCUUACAUAAGUUAAAACUUACCUUAAAUGCAGCUCUGGACGAGGUUCUCCUUGGUCAUUUCCACACCCUCUCUGUCGUCACACCGCGUCACUGAGGUCCAAUGAAAUGUAUCUUGUGUGCUUUGAUCUGGGAUGAAGUGGGGUGGGCAAGGGUUAUGCUGCAAAUAUACAUAUAUUACAAAGGCAGAUUGUAGAAAAUGCAGGGAGGUGGGAGGGAGUGCACCAAAGGAGAGAGGGAACAUUGAAGCUGUCUCUUGCAGGGUAGAAUCUGAUGACGACUGUUGCCAAUGCACAGACGUAACAGAGUUUCUGACUUCAUAAAUGACCUGUGCUGGUGGUGCAACAAACCCCUGGUGUAGAUUAUUGCUGAAAUUCUGCUCAUGCAGAUUCCUUCCUCCAUGACCAUUUCUAAUAGCAGAAGUGGUCGUUGUGGUGUAAUAACCCUUUAAUUGUGAAAACGCAGCAGCUUCGCUCUGGGAGCUUUAUAUAUAUUUUUUUCGUUUUGGCAAAUUAAUUUUAAAUGUGUUCUCUAUGUAAUAAUUAAAAGGAAUUCAUAUCUAGUCAUAGAAUAUCCUUUUAAAAUAGAAUUAACAUACAUUAAACACCGUACGAUAACAGCGUAUUUUGAUAUUAAUUCUUCCAGCCGGGGUUAAAAUAAUGCAAUAAAAUUUCUAUCUCUAUAGUAACAUGGUUAUGGAAUUUUAAGAUCACAGGUGUCUAAAAGGAGAACAGACGUAAAAGUGAUGGAGGGACAGCUCCCAACACGUACAAUUGGUUUCUGUAUCUUUAAAGACAAUUAUCAAAUGUGACAUCUUAUUGUUGUUGGGAACUUGCUGUGACAUGUUCAUCUAAUGAAAGUGAUAGUCGGCAAGGAUCUGUGGGCACACAAUCGCUUAUUAGUUACAGUUUCACUGUCAGACAGUCAUCUGCAUAUAAUUGGACCUUGGCAAUAAAAGCUUAAAUGAGCAAAAAUAUAUAACACAUGGGAAACACAAAUAUAAAAGAUGGAUUUUCAUGUAAGUCACAAAAGAGCUUUUUACAUUUUUUUAUUAAAGGGACACUCCAUGACCCAAAUUAAAAAUAAGUAAAAAAUCAGUUUAGUAGAUAUUCCCCAAAUUCAAACUUGGAUGCAUACUUUCAUUGUGGGUUGAUAUAAAACCUGCAGUUCUCUUGUCUGCAGCCUUUGCAAGCUCUCCUCAUCUAACCCCGCCCAGACUUUGUGACUGUCCAAUCACAGACUUCCCAAUGCAGCUCAAUGAGAAGUCUUUGCAAGGCAGGCUGUAAGCAACUUCCUGUCUCUUGUGUUUAGCUCCAUUGAGCUAACCAAAUCAGGAAGUAACAGGACCUGUCUGAUUGACAGCCAGGGGGUGUAACAAGGUUAAUUUAUAAAAGAGGACACACUCUUAACAUAUAAAGCUUUUCAGCAAGCUAAAGUGCUUUAGGGGUCUGGAGUAAUCCUUUAAAGUCACAGUCCAAUUAUGUAUUUGUGAUGCUUUUGCAAGAAGGUGCGUUAGGCUCUGGGUUUAUAGAUUCAAAGUAGACAUAACUAGCAUUCAGCAGAUACAUGUUUAAAAAGUGCCUGAUUAUGGGAUGUAUUGGUCAACCCUUUACUCUAACACAAAAGGAAAAGUAAAAAUGAUCUUAAAGCCCAGACCCCAAUUAAAAGAGGGGACACCUUAACAGGAAGGUGACCAGAUCAGUGAUUACUCUUAAAGGAACACUAUCGGCAUCCAGACCACUUAAUCUUCCCCCUUUAGCUGUAAACCUUGCUGUUGCAGGAACAUUGGGGGCAGAAUAUUACCGGAGACUGGGCAGCUAAAGCCUUACAAAUACAGGUUUGUAUUGCUAAUGCUAUAGUGUUUUUUUGGUAUAGGUUCUGUCUUAUAUUCUCUAAAUAACAUUUUAUAAAUAACAAAAAAUUAUCAUUUUAUCUGGUUUUCACAUUUCAUCCAGUAGUUUCAGUCAGUUUAUAUGAUAUUGUUUCCAAAAUGUUGUUUAUUAUUAUUGUCGUUAUUAUUAUACAAUAGUCACACAACUCUAGCUGUAUAUGCUCCACAGAAGCAAUGUCAUUGUCGAAACCUUUUUCUUACUGUGACUUUUUAUUUUAUUUAUUUAUUUUCACUUCAGCUACUUUUUUUUUCUCUCUUUUUUUUUCACUUUUCUUUUACAGCCCACCCAUGA
Pelobates cultripes (western spadefoot toad) is the source of this 90021-nucleotide messenger RNA. NCBI's taxonomy places the organism in Eukaryota, Metazoa, Chordata, Amphibia, Anura, Pelobatidae. The record is from the annotation of a GenBank genome assembly.